AUGUCUAGACCAACUACUCCCAUUCACGGCAGACCAAGGUCUCGCUCUGGGACUCGAAGCCCAUCGAACGUUGCCGACAGAGCCGUGUGUAAAAUUGCUGGUAAGCGCGCUCUUUUGCAUAAUUUCAUCAUUAUUUUAAGAAGUUGGUUACCUUGUAUCAUAUACUUGUUUACUUUGCGUUGACGUGCAGAGAUCUCGAGAAGUAGAGUUUCAUUUAGAACUGAUUGACCUUGUGCUUGGCUAACUGUCUGCUUGUUAUGUUUUUGUGGAAAUUUCUCUCCUGUUCAACAAUGGGAAAGCUAAAUUGGUAUAUUACCAUGUCUUCAAUUAACGAUCGAAGCAGCGCUAAAGUACCUGUUUCGAAUUAACUUUCUGGCAGCUAUACUUAAAAUUUGCCAACAGUUGUGCUAGCGGAAUAAUUUGACGUUUAACCAGUUACAUAAAGCUAAAGAUAGGACAAGGUACAGAGCUGUCUGUCAAUUGCUUUAUUUGUCUUUGUUCGAGGAUACAAAUAGAAAUAGUUCUGGCUAUUUUCCUUUAACAAAUGCACGGUCAGCCGAGUUCUCGAAUUGUAUCAUUAUUUCACAGUCAGUGAGCACAUGAUUUCCAGUCGCAGUUGCGAGACAUGCAUUGUUUUUAUUUUAUUGUUAGUUAGAAAGCUUAUUUUCUUUGAUAUUAAAAUAUUAACACUGAAAAACAAAAACAAACUUGCGCAGUCGGCUAAAGUAUUUAUCCAAAUCAGGUGAAAGUUGUUGGAAGAAAAGACACGGGUAAAUUACAAGAUUAAUACACGUAGAAAAGUCCUUCGCCACUUUCCCAUCCGGCCCAACAUUUGCAUAAAAUUAAGAAUUUAUUGGGCUGUACUACAUCUUAUCAGAGAGGAGGUCACAUCAGACAAUGUUUGUCCCCACACCCCAAGAAUCGCUCUCAUAUUUCACAAAAUUAUAUUGGACUUCCAGUUGGCAUAAAUGCAAGAAGUGACAGGACACGACUGUGAAAACUUUUAAUCGCAUCACGCAUUCAUCUCAGCCAUUAUUAAAGACGAGGCGUGCAGGCUUCAUUUUGAUAAUAUAUUUUGAGAAGGCGGAAUUUUAAAGAUAACAUAGGUCUUGCAUGAAAAUUAUCAGCAUUCUUGCUCAUCGGAGAACCGUCCAGUACAAAUGGUUACUUCGGUGCUGUGGUAGAGCUCGCAUCUUGCCUUUCUUGCCCAGUGUAAAUGUCAUCAAUCGCUCUGUGACCAAAAUUUGACGAUCGAGAAACGAGUUUGACUGUGAAAUGACUUCGAGUGAAGCAGCGAGUCUCUUGGGAGUAAUCGUACUUGUCUAGGUUAAUGAAUAGGGCCUAAAGAUUGGAGACAACAGAUUUUUUAAAAUGGCGGACCACGAGUUGGAAGAAUUGGAUGAGGAAGACGACAAUGUUUAUGAGUUAAUGAUCGAGUUAAGGCGGAGCGAGCCAGGUAAUUAAACCACACCAUGUGUUUUGCUACUGAAGAAGAAAGUGUUCGUGCAAAAUCUUGGCUUCUUGUUUUAGUAGCCUUGUGAAUAUUUUAUGUACUCGACUUAGUAAAGUGGUCGAUUUAACACUUAAACUACCUUCCUUAUCGGUCGAGAAGCUUUGCUUCGCUGAAGUUGACCAAUAUAACGACAGAAAGUGAAAGCGAAUUCUUUAGAGUUUCUCUUCCAUCAUUGCUACACUGCGGUGUUCGGGCAGGUAUAUUUAUGCAGUAAAUUAGUCCGUGUUAAUUACUGUUUUCAUUCAAAGAUAACAACUCGGAUGGAUAGUUAGUUUUAUUAAAACUUCAUUGUAAGCUUACCACUAAGAAUCAGCGCUAACCUUUGCUUCAUUUCGUCUAUGUUACAGAUCACAGAGAUGCAGUUCAGAAGAAAACUUUCACAAAGUGGGUUAACAAUCAUCUUCAGAAAGUAAGCUUGUCAAUUUCAUUCGUUCUCGAUUGCGGUUCAACUGUGUGUUUAGUUACUACUAAUAAUAGAACAUAAGCCUUAUCUGUAAGAUAUAGGUUACGAAAUUUAAUGUGCGGUUUCAUUAAUUUUUUUUUGUCAUUUGAAUACAUGGUGCAAAGUUUUUCCUCUGCUGUCCCUAAGUUAAAUUACGGAUUUCCGUUCUCAUCGAUCAUUAGAGGCCUAUUGCAUCUAAUGAUUGCUUGAGUCCGUAGUUUGUAUUGGAAUUCACUUUACAGUGCAAUGGUUAUAAAGUAGAAGGUGUGCUCAAGAGGAUUAAGUUAAUUUAAUUCUCUUGCCUUCUCGGGUGAGCUGAGAAGAUACAUUACCUCAAAGGGUCUUAAGAGACCAUCAUGUCUGGAUAGGAAAAUUUUGCCGACUUUUUACAAUUUUACAUUAAAAUUUAAAUGUUUAUCUUUUACAAGGUGUACGUGUAUCUCAGUUAGCUAAUAAAAAAAAUUGAAAUGGUUUAGAAUUCAUAAAAGGAUAAUGGUUAGCAUUUAGUGACUAAACAGGAACUAGAGGUAUGACCUUUUGUUUUAAAAGGGAGUUCCCUUUGAUAUUUUUUUCAUCAGGCAUGCAAUUCAAUUUUUUUUUCAGUUUGAAUAAGUUAGUUUCAGGCUGGCCAUAUAACGAUGCCAAGUUUACACAGUGUGUUUUUACCCUUCUAUCUCUCAAACAGAACAGCUUUAACUGAGAGAUUACAUUCUGAAGUGAUAAUCACAUUAACAAAACUACUAAGCUCUAUCAUAGGCCGCAUGUCCAAAAGGCAGUUUAUUCAUUUCUAGGAUAAGAUUUUAAAAAGUUGGUUUUUAUUUUUUUUUCAAAAACAGUUUAUAAGGGCUAAAGAUUUGUAUGAUUUAUAAACUGUAAGGUAAAACACUGAGAAUUUAUCUUAACACCAGCUUCUACAAAGCUUUACAACCUGCAAGAAAAAUGAUAUACAAACCUGGAGCUUAUUCCUAAGGUUAUCCCUUGAAACUCCCAAGUUCUGAAUGUCAAGCUUGUAAAUUAGUUACAAAAAUUUGUUGUUAGAUCGAGAUAACAACCUCUAUGGGAUAAGUCUGAAAAUUCUCAUCACCAGUUUACUGGAUAAUGUAUUGAUGUUAUAAAGAGAGGUUACAAGCUAAUCAUUUCAUGAUCAGGGAGUUAAAAAGGUGAAUCAUCCUUCAGAGCAAACUAAUUGUAAGCCAUGCCUCUUUAACUUGAUGUGAUUUAUACAGUUUUAGGAGCUUGUUCAGGACGUUUGCUUAUAUUUAAAUAAUGCUAUAAUUGGUCAUUGAAAGAUUAGGAAUGAGUAGGAUCUGAAUAAAAUCAGACUGAUGAGGAUAACCACUUUCAUAAGCUUUUGCUUACAGCAUAUAAAUCAGUAGACUCACUCAGAUGCAAUAGGCAUUUUUGACUCCCAAAAUGGAAAAAAGAUUGCUAGAGAAACACAUUUUUAUUAGGCUUGUUUUUAGAGAAUAAUGUAUUUUGACAUGUUUAUUACAGAUUGAAUUUGUUUUACCAAUUUCACAGUGUUAAAUUAAUUUUAGUAUUUUAUUAUCCGUAUAAUAUGUAUUUUUUUGGGAUUAGAACUUUAUAAGUAAUAUUAUAUAUCUGUAAAUAUGCAAUUUAGCCCUCUUGCUGCCUAUUUAUAAAUUACCUGUCCAUUAUCCACUAAGUAAGACUCUUUUUGACAAGAUAACUUGAUAACUGUUGCCUUUGUUAACUUGAAUCUUGCCCUAACCUGCUGAAAUGGUUUCCUUCUCAGGUUAAUGUACGAAUUUUGGAUCUAUAUGAGGAACUAAGAGAUGGAACCAAUCUGUUAUUACUGCUAGAGCUUCUUUGUAAGAUCAACUUGGUAAGUAUAUUUGUAAAAAGUUGUGGUUUGAGAAAAUGUAUGUAGUAGACCUUGGAUAGACUAGAUUUCUGUAUUUCAGUACUGGCUAAGUUUGGUGUUUGAUGUUUUGGGAAUACUGCACUAAUGUGUGAUAUAAAAUUACCUAGAUACUAUGAGUGUCCUGUUUGGUCCAAAACCUAUCAUUUAUUGCACAAGUUAACAACACUUUCUGUUGGUAUAAUGCUGCAAUCAACUGUGUGGGAUGUGGGGAGAAUGAAGGAGAAGUUUGUAAAUCACCAGCCCUGGAAACAAAUAGUAACUGAAAUAACAUUUUGAAUUUCUUUGUGGCUAAUGUAGUAGCCCAUAUGCUUAGCAAGCUAAACUGAUGUUGGAAAGGUCUGGUUAGGGAUAGUGCACGACUUUUACGGAGUCAUCUUUCACAGGAAAGUGUAACUAAGUUUCGGAAAAUUGUCCAGGAAACUUUAUCUAAUGCAGUUGUAACCAUUAUUGACUAAAUGUAGCAUGGCAUCCAGAUGAAUUGAUAAUAAUCUUGGUUACUUCAUAUUAUUUAAGUGAGGAUGAACUCUGGCAGAUAUGGGAGUUAGUUUCGCAUAUUUGUAGUUGUUACCAUCUCUCUGCAACUGUACAUGUUUUUGUCUUGUAAUGUUUAUGUGGGAUUUCUUCCUUUCCUAAACUGCAAGUUUUACAUGAGUGUAAGCUUAAUGUUUUUUGUAAUGAGAUGAUCUUUCGUAAUUUUCUUGUUAUUUUUUGUGAUAUUUACUAUUUAGCCAAGAGAAAGAGGACAGUUAAGAUUUCACAGACUUCAGAAUGUUCAGACUGCUUUAGAAUUUCUUCAGUCACAGCAGGUAUCUUAAGUUUCAAUCAUAUACUGUAGAAAUUAAAAACCAUGGGACACUCAAGGGGUGUAUUUGGUAGAGAAAUGUUAGGAUCUGUCUUGUACUGAACUGAAUUACCUAUUUAAAGCACAUGAAAUGAUAAAUUAUAUUUAUAGGUCUUGAGGAUGAUUUUCUCCCUGUAAAUCAGCCUAUGUAUUCUUAAAACAAGAUGUGUGUUUGUUCAACUACAUUGCAUGGAUCUGCAUCUGCCUGCUUAGUUUGAAACUGAGCUCCAGCUAAACCACAGUUUUCUUGAACACCUCAAUCUUUCCUGCAAGUUUCCUAACCCUUUGAUCCUGAAGAGUAGCAAGAAUCUAUUGUAGGUUCUCUUUAUAAUAUCACCCCUGAAUCACACAUCAAGUUCAUUAGAAUAAAGGGAAUGAUCUCCGGAAAAAAGAAGCUUGUGAUAGUUAAACAAAUUCUCCUUGUCAGAACCUCAGGAAAUUGAUAGAGAACAGCAUAGAGAAUAUGCAUACUGAUGUUAGGGAGUAACAGAUUUGAAAGAUUUCUUUACCCAAUGUUACCCCUCAUGUAGACAUUGUCAUACAAAGCCUAAGCUAAUGAGUAUUUUGUUUCAGGUGAAACUGGUGAACAUCCGGAGUGAGGACAUAGUGGAUGGUAAUCCCAAGCUUACCCUGGGUCUGAUAUGGACAAUUAUCUUACACUACCAGGUCAGACAAUAAACCAUGUAUUUAUUUUAUGUCUGUUAAUUCUUUAAUAGGUAAAUAAAUUUGAAUAAUUCUGACUAGUUUCAAAAUAAAACUGUUCUACUGCCUCUUGAAAAAGUAAGCUUCCCUUACUUUGUUGAUAACUUGUAUGAUUCUUUUGAACAUCUUUGCAGAAAAAUUAUAUUUUAGUCCAGUUCCAGACUAAAUGCAUGUAUGUCCAUGUUUCUUUACAAUUAUUGUUAUGUAAUGGUAUAAUUACAGAUUUCAGAGGUGGAAGUUGUGGGAAAACAGGAGCAGAUGACUGCUAAAGAUGCUCUUCUUCUGUGGGCAAAGAAAGUAACUCAGGGGUAAGUGCUGAGAUGAUAAGAGCAAUUUGCAAUUAAGUGUCCAAAGUGGGAUUUCACAGACUGAUUUGGCUUUACUAUGCUCCAUUAUUGUUCCUUAAAACAUUAAUUUCUUUUCCAACUAGUUAGUUAUCAUGAGCUGAAAAAGAGCAACUGCCAUUCAGUUUCCAUUGUUAUUCUGUGCAUCAUACAAAUUGCUUGCUUUUACUUAACCCUUUAACUCCCAGAAGUGAUUAACAUGUAGCUUUCCCUUAAAAAAUUUUCUCUGAUGCUGAGCUUAACAUGCUGCCAAGAGGCAAAGUGAAAACAACAUAUUGUGUUUCUUUCUGUUUUCAGUUAUCCUUCAGUUGAUGUUGGAAACUUUACAACUUCAUGGAGAGAUGGGCUGGCUUUCAAUGCAAUUAUUCACAGAUACAGGUAUCUUAAAUGUUUUAAUUUGUGUAACAAAGAGGGUUUAGUUUGAUUUUUGUCAGGCACAUAAAUUUCAGUCAAAUGUGAUAUGUGAAUUUAUGGUCUUUAAUAGAAAUAUCAUGGAAUUGUGAUUGUUUUUUCCAACAACAGGCCAGAUCUUGUAGACUUCUCCAAGUUGAAUAAAGCAAGCCCUGAUCAAAACCUGGAGUAUUCAUUUCAUGUGGCUGAGAAAGAACUUGGUGUUCCAAGACUCUUAGAUGUGGAAGGUAAAAUAAAUCACUAAAUGUACAGGUUCAAUUUGCUAUCAGGAAGGUCAACCACUCAGAAUUGUUGUUAAGCACCAGUUGCUGGAGAAGUUUGCAGGAUGAAUUGGUGGCAAUUGCUGGUUGGAUUUGUGGGAAUGAAAGCUCUGGGCUUGAGUUCUGGCUAGAGCAUUGUGAUCUGAACUUUCCUUGUGUUCUUCUCAGUUUAGUUGUUUAAAACUAAAUCAUCACUAAUUCAGGGUAAGCUGCAUAGUGCCGCACAUAACUUUGGGUAAGUGAUAACAAUGCUCUGAUCACCUUAGCUCAGGAGUAUAAAGAGAUAACAGAGAACUGCCGGUAAAUCCUGAUAAGAUGCUGGAAGAUAGUUAGAUUGAGCUAUUGUCUUCACUUGUCCAUCCACAUGAAUUGUGUCAAAUUGUCAGAAUGGAUUGUGGUAACUAGCAAAUGGGUAUUUUCCUGGGCAAGGGAAAAAACUUAACUUAAACUUUUACAUUAAAUAUUGCACACAAUAUGGAUAUGAAUGCAUUGUAAGUGAAUUUCUGUAAAUAAAUAAAUAAAUGAUGACUGUGAUGCAUGACUGUGAACCUGUUAUGAUUUCUGUUCCAGAUCUCGCAAAUACCGAACAACCAGAUGAAAAAUCUAUCAUGACAUAUGUAUCUUCCUUGUAUGAAGUAUUUCCAAAAGAGCCAACAGUGCAAGAGUCAUUGCAGGAUAAUGUAAGCAUCCUUGUACAUGUAAUGUCGAGUUCUCUCUCAAUUUCUUAUUAAUUUUUUUUAUGGAUUUGAAACCGAAAAAAUGAAUGAAGCUGGCCAGUUAAGUAUUUUUUGCUUUAAUCUAUUCUUUAUUUGAGUCAAAUUUUGAUUCCUGUGAUUUAUCUAUAUUCAGGAAAAGCUUUUCAAGUUUGAAGAAUAUUGUAACCUGGCAAAAGCUCUAGUUGUGGAAAUCAACAAAGUGGAGCAAAAAAUGGAGAAACAGAGAUUCCCAAAGACUAUCCAUGGAAUAAAGGUUUGGAGGAAAAGUUAAUUUGUGCAUUUACUAUCAACUAAGCAUCUUUUCUUUGAUUUACAACCAUUUAUGUUAGGGGAAAAAACUAAAUAAUAACACAAAGGAAAUAGAGGGGAACAAAACUCAGCAUUUGUACGUUUUUGUUCAUGACUUUUACUGAAGAGACUUUUCUUUUGUUAUGGUGUGCAGCAAAGUAGUAGGAGUUGAGGAGAAUGAAGUGUUUCUCUCCAGAUUUUGCCUAGACAAAAUGUUUAAAUUCACGUUCAUUGAGUUAAAAUGUCUGCCAGACUGACUACAAUUCCUCUUGCUCUGUGGCUUUACCUCUGUAGUACAAUAUUGACACCCUUCAACUUAAGAAUCCUGUUAUUCCAAACUUCCUAGAUUUUUCCCUUGAUAUAGAGCAAGCCACGAGAGGCUUACACCUGCUACAACCGGUGACAAAAAUUGUGUGAACAUUAAUUUCCUAAAGCGUCCCUAAAGUUGAAUGGUACAGUUAACAAAAUGCGUAAAGUUGUUAGUUGUUUUCGCAAGGAUAGAGUUGUGUAAAGGGGGGAAGGGAUACGGGUAUGAUUAUGAAAAGUGUCCAAGGAAAUUAUCAGUAAUUGAUCCAAAUUUUGAUUUACAAAUUAGAUGGAUUUAUGUAUUCUGCAGCACCUCUGAUUGAAAUAAUCCUUUGAAAAUGAACACAUCUUGGAUUUAUUCUUUAACUUUUAGGAGCUCAUUGUUGAGUAUAACCGCUACCGUAUAAGUGAAUUUCCUGAGAUGGAAGCCUCAAGACAUUCCUUAAAAAUGGUGUUUCGUGAACUACAGGUACAGUUAAAUGUGUUUCUGAAUUUUUAUGGAGAGUAGUUCUUUCUGUAAAGAUUGGAUUAGAUUACAGGCAAUCCCCAUCGUAGAGCGUUGUCAGUCACACAAAUCAAAACAGGUAAUGAAAAAGUAAAGUCAGUACCAAACUUCCGUGGGCGCCUCACUCCCAGAGUUUGCACAGUUUCUAUCACCAGGAAGUAAUUUAUGUCAUUGGCAGAGUUUUCACAGGUUCUAUCACCAAGAAGUAAUUUGUCUCCUUACGAUAUCAACAUGUUGUCAACCACAAAGAUGCGGAGAAGAAAGACAGAGCCACAUUGUUUCAUGUGGCUUUAAAAUUCUGACAGCUAGAAUCAUAGGAGUAUAUGGCAAACAUUACGGAGAAUCUUAGAAAGAUGAAAAUAGCAUGCAGCUUGAAAGAAACUCAGACAAUUUUAACUAAAGCAAGGGAAAAAUCUGGAAUCUUCUUGGGAAGGAAAGUGACCUCGAGCUUGUCUUGGACUUUGACAAAUUGGCAAGAAUUCUUCUUUCUUUUAUAGUAACCUUUUUUUUAUAAGAACGUUUAGGCUGAGAUUAACUAAAAUUUUAAGAACGUACGAAGAACAUACUCGGACUGAGAGUCAGAGAGAGUCACUUCGCUCGUUUUUUUUUUUUUUUUUCUGAGAAGUGUAAAUAAUGGUAAAAGAAAUGUAAAACUAUGGUCUAGCAGGACAAUUAUCUCACGUCAGAGUUAAUUCAUUGGAAUACUGUACCACAUAACUAUAAGAACAUUUUAAGAACGUUUCCUGGCGUCAAUCGCGAGACGAAAUAAGGGCGUUCGGCUUCUACCUCAAAAUGAGAUCGCGACGUUCUUUUAAAAAAAAAAAAGUUUACGUGAGAAAGUUGUUUACCUGCUGCUAAAAUCUGCUGGCCUCAAACUAAGAUAGUUUUGAGCUUUAAAAUUAUGAAAACUUGCAAUAAGCCAACUAAAGAGCUAAGUAACUUUUGUUCUAUAUCUUCCAGGCACUGUAUGGCCCUAUGGCAACCUGGUUGGAGUUUCCUUAUGAAUGUAGUCCCAGGGAAUUAGAAGUGGUAAGAAAUGUUUAUUUUGUAACGUUAACUGAUAGAGAUUUCUCUGCUGCUUACAGAGAUUACAUGCGAUAUGAUUCUCAGCGGUUAAUAACGCAACUUGUGCAUUGAAAAGCCCUUGAAUCGUAACUAGUUGAAUUCGCCUUCCUAUAAGAAAUAUUUAGAGUCAAGCCGCGCUGAAUGGCGGGUAAAACUACAGGGAAAUGCCUUGAGACAGCUCAUGCUAUUUCGGAAUCGUGUACACUUCAUCUGGUUCUAAACUAACAUUUUUAUUGUUCUAUUUUCUUCCAACGAAUUAAUUGGACGAGUUCAAUGACAAAGUUGUCUUCUGUUGUUCCGGAAUGUUUGCAUUUUUACGAUAUUUCGACCAUUCAGUAUGUUUACGUGUUUUCUACUAAUAUGAAAAGAAACUGAACAUCUUGAAAGAGUCUCUCAGUGUUCUUUGUGCGCUAAAUAUUUUUAUUUUUCAAUUAAAACCUGGGUCAUUUUAAUCAUCUCUCGGUAUUGAAGAUUUCCUUCGCAGCUUUUGUUUGGUCUCGUCACGCAACGUGCUCUCUCUCUCUAUUUUAAACGGAUGCGAAGAGGACUGUCACUAUUUCGGACUCUCGCUUGUACAGGGCGGUGGGUGGGGAGUGUUUCUUCUCAAAAUUCAAAGUCACGACUUACAUCAUUUUUCCUUACAGUCAUGGACAAAGCUUGUAGAGACCCAGGACAACUACAACAAGUCACUAAGAAUUGAGCUUACCAGGUUAGAUAUGUGUUUUCACUCUUCAGCUGUUAAUCUGACUUAAUUUAGUUAAGAUGAUAUCCGCCCAAAGCAGUGCUCUUAGAACAAUCACUAGGUCACUGAAGGCGUUGUUUUGGUGCCAACGUUUGAAAGACAAGGGCCAAAGUUCAAAAAUUGGUCGCCAGUGGCACUCAGGCUCUUCUAGAGCACAGCUUAAGCGGUACUCUGUAAAUGGUAUUCAGGAAAGUGCAAAAUGUAAUGAUUUGAAAAGAAGAUGUCGCCCACAAGAAUCCAGAAUGAUUUAAAUCUAUGUCUUGAACGACUAUCGUGUUGUCUUUUUCAUUAGCGGGGCCUUGAGAAUCAAAGGGUAAAGUUCACGAUUAAGAGGAUUACACAGUCUCUUGAUAUGCAUCUCCACGAAAAUGCUUGUGAUCAGCUUCACAUAUUUUUCCAAAUGCCUCCACCAAUCACAGACAGCUUCUGGGCGCACCAUGAAAUCCGUGUAGAAAGUUUUCAGUUCAAUCUUAGAGGAUCUAAAUCGACGGAUGAAAUGUUCCCAUAUAUAAAUUUCACCAUUAAUCCCGCCUAAUCCCCCAGACAAAGGAAUUUGGGCUGACAUCAAGAUAACACGCGCUAACUGAUAAUCCACUUUGAACUUAUCACCUGUCUGCAUGAUAAUGUAUGUAGAUUAUUGGAAGAAGGUAGUCGCUGAUUACGUGUGAAAGUCAAAAGAUCGAAUCUCGAAUACCUGUUUUAAUUUAGGAUCUUAUGCCUCUGCUUGAAUCCAAAUAUUUUACAGGCUUGAACAGAUGCAUCAAGUGGCAGAAAAAAUCCAGAAAGAGGUCAGUAUCGAACAUAGCAGAUACUUUCUUUAUAAAAGAAAAUCUGCCCUUAACCCUUGACUACCCAAAGGAAAUGCCAAAUUUUUUCAAUAAUGAGAACGAUGAACCAUCACACUACGUCUAAUAUUUCAUUUUAAAGGUAUUUUCUGGGGUAUGAUGUAAAUGACAUCAACAAGUGUGAGGAGGUAACUGAAAGGACUGAAACGAGUCCAAAGUGAAAAAUGAAAAACGUUGAAAUUUUUCGCUUGCGUCCUUCAUCAGGGGUAUACCACUAAACUAUAGCGUAAAUUGCAGCUCUUAGAGCGUUGAUUGUGGUGAGAUAUUACCUGGACCAAAACAGUACAAAGACAAAAAGUUCCAAAAGUUGUAGGGGUGGUAAAUCAAGUUAUAUUGGAGGGGUCAUGAUUUCAUGCCUUCAAUAUGCAGAUCUUUUACGGACCUUUUGGUGAUGAAAAUUUCAGAAUAAGUGAUUAAAUAUUUACUAUGUAAUGUCGCUCUCGGCAUUAAAGGGUUAAGUUUCUUUGCAACUCCAUACAGAUUGGAACCGUCUGUUAUGUUUGUACAAAACAUGUUGAAAAACUUAAUUUGAGCCAUUAGAGGCGACGAUCGACUGAUCGAAGAGCCAAUUCAUCGUUGUCCCUUAUUUAAACACGACAGGUAAAAAUAAAUUUUCAAACCGGUAGCGCAAUCCUUUUACCUGUUGAAUUUUCAAGAAAUCCAAGCAAUUUUAGGUGGUUAUAAAAGGAGAUGGUGUCGUAUGAUCAUCCGGGUGAGUAUAGUCCUAAGAAAGACUAUUGUCGAUAGUGGUGACUGACGCUUCGACAACCUGAGCGGAAGUCCUCAUCAUAGUCAAGUGACUCUGAUGAUGACUUCCGCUCAGUCACCGCUACCAACAACAGAACUUCUCAGGACUACACUCACCUGGACAAUCAGACUGCACUAUCGCAUGUUACCCCUGGGUUCAACCCAUUUACAGUAAAAGGAGAUUACGGAGUCGUGGUAAGCCACUCUGAUGGCGUGUUUGUUAACUUCGCGUUCUGAACUAUUAUAUUUGGUAACAUGCAUUUUUAUGCUUCCUUUGCUUUCUGAAUCAUAGGAUCAAUUUUAAAAUUUAAAAUAUAGAAAUCAAUAUUUCACGUGUUCCUUUCUAUCACCAGGCAACUCUUGUCGACGCUUCACUCGAUGACAUUGAAGAAAGAAUCAAAUCAGUAAGUACAGAAGUAACAGCUAUCUAUGUUUAAUCAAAACUACAACAAAAUUCUCGAACGUGAUUGGUUAUCACCAGCCCGAUUUGAACACUGAUAGGACAGUGUACGCGUCAUGCUUGUAAUUGGACAGUGUAAUAGGACAGUUUACGCGUCAUGUAUGUAAUUGGACAGUGUAAUAGGACAGUUAACACGUCAUGCCGGUGUAAGUGGACAGAACGCGUCAUUUGCGCGCGCUGUUGCCUCGCAUUUCGCCGAGUUAACUGGUUUUUUUUUAUGAAAACGUAUAUCUGAUGUUAAGUUUCGUUCUCAAAUUCUGCCAUAGAUUUGAUGAAUUGGUAACAGGAUAUCAUGUCGUCCAAUUCGGUCUGUAAUCAUAUUCGUGAUUAACAAAUCGGACUCGCGUAUCGCGGUCGUCCGAUUUUUGUUCAUCACCCGUCUGAUUACAGACCGAACUGGACUCCACUCGGUCCUAUUACUUUUACAACUAUGAAAUAAUUGAGAUACUAGGAGCGCCCUGAUUGGUCCAAAACCUAUCAUUUAGUGCACUGGUAAACCUAUAGCCUUCGGCGCGUGAUUUACAAACUUUUCUUGCGUUCUCCUAACAUCCGUAUUGGUUAUUACGCCGGUGGUAAACUGGCAAAAAAGGCGGGCUAUUGCUUAAAUAGUUCCCUCCAAGUUUUUGUUCUCCUUCACAUGACUGGUUGGCGGGCUAUAAGAAUAUUUUAUUAAUUGAAACGUGUGUCAUGUUUAUUUUGUCCCUUGCAGGAAGAGGAAGUCGGUAAUACCGUUGAUAGCGAGACACGCCGAAAGCACUUCUACCAAAUUGAAAAGUCUCUUGUGGUAAGCGCCAUCCUUAAGUUGUCUUUUUGCUACACAAGCACUCACACAGGCUGCAUUUGGCUAAUUUUAGGAAACAGAGGGUGGACGUUUGGAUAGCGGGGUCAUAAUUGUUCCAGGAGGAAGAGAUUUUGAUGUAUUUAAUAUAAAAUAAUUUGCAAUUUCCCUGCAUUAUUUUGAUAUAGUCUGGAUUGAUAAUAUUUUUUUUCAUUCCUGCAGAUGUUUGAGACGAGUAUCAAGCACAUGUUAUCUGGCGUGGACAUUCUUGUCGCCGGCCGCUACUCCAGAGCGGAUGAAAUAAGAAUUAAGUGAGUCUGGGAGACUUUUUACUGAGCGAUUCGCACAUUUAUAAGAAGAUUAAUGACCUACAGUUUGUUAAGAGGAAAUUAUACAAAUUAUGGCCAACUUUUACCUCAAUUAAUGUUAAAAUAUUUUCACGGAUACAAGCUGACCACAGAAGUGGCAGCAUUCCUGGCUUUUAAUGCUGAAGAAACCGGUUUAAAAGGCUCCAGCCGUGUAGGCCACUUCAUGAACAUGUUUUUCCUUCCUUUUUAGAGUUCUGUCCAUUGAAAGGCGCUGGUCUGAGAUGAAGGAUCGAUUGGAAGCUCGUUCCACAAAAGUACUCACUUACCAGACUUAUAGCACGACUGACGGCAAGAAAAUGAAACUGGAAUUACCUGUGGAGAAAACUGUGGUGUCAACGGAGGAAACAACGCCCAGCCUAGAAGACUUGGAAGAGGUCACGACAAGAAGAAAGGUUAUAACCAUCACAAAGAGGACCUACCGUUCCUCAGGGGGCACCCCCACAGAAACAAGGACAACUGUUGCUCGGAUCAUGUCCGCAGAGGGUUUGAGUGACGGUAAGAAAGAAACAGAACUCUGUGGUUUGUCUUUAAAAACUUUUGCUGUGCUGUUUUUCAAUCAGAUGUUUUCCUCAGUUAAAAUUAUUUACGUUUCUUUUGAUUCUGAUUGAUUCUUCAUGAUUUAUACCCUUGGACUUCAAAGAGUGACUGCCAUCUAGUUACUCCUUGCAGUAUCGCCCCUGAAUCAAACGUCAAAGUCAAGAGAUUAAGGGAAAUGAUCGCUAGCUUAAGAAGCUCUUGAUUGUUUGAAAAAUUCUCCUUGUUAGUUCCACAUGGAAUGUAGAGAUGAAAGUAUGGAGAAUAUGCAUACUGAUAGCAGGGUGCAAAUUGUGUUAAUCGACCGUUGGGAUUACUUUUGAUUUGGCAUGACAACAGUCAGUUAAAAAAAUCUCCCUGCAAUUGAUUAUCAGCGCAAAGAAGUGGUCUUUUGGCGCCUAAGCUAUGGAGUAAAUAGUUGUUUUGAGUUUGAUUCUACCUAAAAAUUUUAAUUUAUCCCAGACGGAAGCGACAGUACAACCUCGACCCAGGGCCGCACACGAGUGAGAAUGAAGUUUGCAGCACUGGAUGGAGCUGGGGAUAAAUCACAGCGAUUGGAUGCAAUGUUAACUUGGCUAAGAGAAACAAAGGUUCGUUAAAAAACUAACUUUGGUCGAAAACUGAAUCGUGAACAGGAUUAGCAAGCAGUUGAUAAUAACAUUACUUUUGAUUUUUGGUUUUAAAUGAAGUUCGUAUCUCCUCGGCUAUUUUAAUCAUAUAUCAUUUUUAGCGUGACGUCAUUGUGACUUAUGCAGUCCGACUGCUGGCCAAAGAAUUUUAAACACAGGCUCAAUCAGUUCUUAGCGUGUGGAAUCCUGCCUCUUGCUCCAUGUUUUCAUUACCGGUAUUGAGUUUCGACUUCCCCAUGCACUGUUAUUUUUAGACAUCUUGUCUAAGUUUAAAUUGUCGUGGAACUGAUUGUGAAUCAGUUUCACCAUCAUGUAUAGACCAAAAGCAAAACUUAAGGAGAGGGUUUUCGUUGACUUAGGUAUAAAACUCAUUUUGAGUUUUAGUAGACUGCCAUAGAUUCGAUCGGAACAAACCAGGAAUAGAAUUCAGUGAUAAAUUUAGAAACUUUGUUUCUUCCCCGAUCAUAACUUAAACUGUGAGGAAAUGUUUUUGUUUUCAUAGUUUUGUGAUUGUGAGAAGUGUGUCUUGUUUUUGUAUCAUAUGGGCAAAAUUUCAAAAUGAGACAUGGCAUAAUUUAUUGAUAAAUUCGAGGGAAGUAGAAAUAGAUAUUUCACCUCUUUGUGGUAACCCUCAGUAGGUUGUUUAUCUUCAUUAAAUAACACGUAUCUAGCAGGUGGUAACCAGAAACUUCAGAUUAUUUUUCCGUUUUGCAUUUAUUUGUUGAUGUUUAUUUGCCGUUCUGGCACAGUCAGAGGCAGGCAUAAAUUUUUGCAAAAAGCUCUCGCUGAUAUGAAGCGUUACGCAGUUGUCUUUUUUUGCGACAAAAAAUUAACUUCGUCAGAAAACUGAUACGUGGAACAACGCUCCUAAAAUAUGGCUCGAUUGGAUAGAAAAAUGUUGUUUCGUAAAUAUCAGGUAUUUAAAAUAUUGCGUUUUCAAAAUGUUCUCUCUCAUGUAAAAUGUCAGGAAGACACUUUUUGGUGUUAUGUUACCUCCCCCAUAAUAAUAUUUUCCAAAAAUACGAGCAAUGUUUUCUAGAAGCUCAUUUCUUUACAUUGAGCUCUCUGCUGUCUCCUUAAAAUUAGGUAAAUUAGAUGUCAACAUGUCAAGGACUUUGCUUCUAGUUGCUUGAAUGAUUUAUGACAGGUCUUUAACUUCAUCCAAGAAGACGUUGCAUUAAUUUUUUUGUGGACCUGCACUCAAUUCUGGCUGUUAUCGCCAAUUUAUGCUCGUUAUUGUUUACUUCUGACUUGCAGGUCUAGAAACUGUGAAUUCGCACCCAUGUUUCAAACUAUGUCUUUUUCUCUUGAAUUAGGAGGCCCUGAGUCAAACGCGCUUGUAGUUUGAAAGUGUAGUGUUCUUGUCAUUACAAUCUUCUUUCAGUUCGACUUUCCAUUGUGGACUCUGAUGGAAGAGUGAGAAACUGAAACAUUAUAUAUUCAAUAAUAGUAUUAACAUUGCUAUUGGCUUCUGCUACAGAUACUAAGUUACAUAUCCCUUGUUGUAAUAGCCUAUAUGUAGAUAGCCAUUGACCUCCAAUCUCGAUGUCUUUUUUUUGCACAGGACGCCAUCGAAAAGGAAGACUUUGGUCUGGAUUUACCAUCGGCACAGAGACACCAACAAAACCAUCAUGCUCAACACGAUGCUGUGCUUGCCUUUAAAGACGAACUGGAUAAACUUAAACAACUGGAGGUGAGAUUUGUUUUGUGUUACUGACCGGGCAGAGAAUGUUGUAAGAAUACUGAUAAAUUAAGGGCGUCGUAACUAGGAGGAAAAUCGUUACGUUUCGUGGAAAACCAGUGCACUUGUAGUUCUGAUACCUGAAGGAGCUAGGUCGGGAGGGAGCUGGGGUCGAGGAGUGCCUUUGAGCGUCGUCUUGGUCAAGGAGUAUUGAUAUGAUGAUAAGAUGAUGAAAGGGUGAAAUGUCUCAUGUGUAUCCAGUAGAUAUCUAUUGAUAUAUCAUUCUGUUUUGACGCAGGCUGAAGACAGAAGUCUUAGUGAGAAGAUCAUUGAAAUCCACGAAGAAUAUGCUGCUCUUGUGGUGCGACAGCUUGAUCUUACACGCCUUCUUUCUCUUUUGUUGUUGAUCAGUGCGUCCAAAUUCGAAUUGUGUAUUGAUGCAUCAUGAACUCUUUAUCUUGCAGAAAAGUUCUGUGAAUCGCAUUAAUUAUCUAAAGAGCCUUGUGGAGUUUAUGAGCGAAGCCACCAAAGAAUUGAUCUGGAUGAACCAACGGGAAGAGCCCGAGGUCUCUCGUGACUGGUCCAUCACAGAUCACGACAUUGAAGAUCUUCAAGCACACGGAGAGGUAUUGUAAUUAUGAGAGGAGCGGGAUUGGGGCAGAGUAGGGAAUGACGCUGUUGCUUAACCCUUUAACUCCCAGAAGUGAUUAACUUGUAACUUCUCCUUAUAGUAAUCAUACGUCAUCUAGCAAAAAAGUAAUGAGAAUACUCAAACUUAUCACUGAGAGGUUCUUAUCUUGAUCUAAUGCCAAAUUCUCCCAACUAAUUUACCAGGAAAUGUGUAACAGCUAGAGGGGAGGAAACCAAUCAGAUCUUGGGAGUUCAAGGGUUAAACUUGUAAAAUUUUUUAUGCCCUUAGAAUCUUGAAUUUGAUGUUCGAGACAGAGAACCUCACUACAAUAUGCUGCUUACUAAAGGAGAGAACCUGGUGCAGAGUGGGCACCCUGCGCCAGAACCAAUAGAGGUGAGAUUCAUUAAGAGAAAAGACGGGGAUCGUCACUGGUGGCCCUGUGACGUGAAAGAAUAGCGGUGAUUAGCGUACUUUUUUCUAGAGAAUUGAAUGUUUAGCAAUUUACAAUUCAGCGUUUUAGGGUGAUGAGGUGGAGAGGUGUGGGGGCAAAUCUUUGUGAGAAGGUUCGAACAUGAACGGAGCUACUUAUCCCUGCCGGAGUUUGCUUCUUCCCCGAAUGGAAUGAUGGUCUUUUCCCUGGUUACCCCCAAAAAUUUCGUCAGCUUUCUCUGAGUUUAUUCGUAGACACAUCAUAUUCCCGGAAGGAGCUCCCUGCUUUGGAUGCAAAGGGUCUUGCCUAAGAACAUAACGCAGCGACCUGACUAUUUCGUGCGCCCAGACCUCUCGAUCCGGAAUCCAGCACGUUCGCCAUUGUGUUGUUUUCGAUUCAGAGGAAAUAUAUCACGAAAACUAAACAACGGCUCAAAAAUCUAGUAACGAGAGUGUUCGGCUGAUAUCUUUUCCAUGCAGGCGUACCUGAAUGCUAUGCGCAGUCAGUGGUGGUGGCUUACCCAACUUCUCGUCGCCUUCCAACAGCACGUGAGAAAUGCAGAGAUGUACCAACAGGUGUGGUUUAUUCUGUACCAUAAUAAUCUGUUCAACCUCUGAUGUUAGUUUCUUCCAGCCUUGUGAGAUCUUGCAUUCUUAUCGAGAGUAAACUGACAACAUUCCGUUACUUUUCCUCACGUUUUGCUUGAUCUAUAUUCUUUCGGUUCAGUAUCUCUGCAACUGCGCACCUACCCCUCCCCUAACCCAACAAGAACCCUGACUUGUUAUCAGUUGAUUAUUUUGGGAAUAAGGGAGCGGUAGGUGCGCAGUUAAUCAGAUACUGACAUGGAUCAGUUUUGAAACGGUUUAAAUGCAUCUUAAGUUUCCUGCUUUUCCUUUUACUUGAUUGCGUGUAGUAUUUCCAAGACGCACAUACCACAGAGAAAAAGAUGAUUCAGUUGAUCGAUCGACUGAACAGUGAAUAUGACGUACAAAACAUAUCGUCACGUGACGCAGCCGAGCAAGCUCUGAAUAAUCUGACGGUGAGUUGUUAAUAAACAGCCCAGGUUUCUAUGUGUUAUUGACUCGGCGUGUGGUGAAUAUAGCAAGAUAUUCACAUGCCUCGCUUGGGUAGCUAAUCAGAACACGUAAUUCUCUCUAUGCCCAGAGGCGGAGUCAGCUAUAUCUACAUCAAAAAAAUGUUGCAUUUGGAUUCGGCCUGUAUCUUUCCUCCGCGUUCCUGACUCGAAUUUUCUCUUACCUGGCAUGCUAGGCGAGAAAAAGAAACGACAAUUCGAUUUGCGUUCGUCUCUUUUUCUGGGCAUUCUAACCGCGACCAGCGACUAAAGCAACUGGGGUGUAGUCUCGCUUGACGGGAGACGCUUCAUCUGUCUUACAACUUAGUCCUGACUGACGAUUCAUCAAGAAAUAAAUUCUGUAAUACUUUCCUGUACUCUAGUUACAAUCUGGAAGCUAUGAAAACAGGAGACCUUCAGGUUUUUUAAAAUUGUUAAACAAGCUAUGGAGGGGUAAAAUAUUAAAGUUAGUAAGGAAAUUGAUUGUCUGAAUGGGGUCUUGACAAUCGUGGGGUGUGCAAAGAACCAGUGAGGAAAUAAAAUGGUCAGUUCAUUUUCUGUUACCAGUUAAAAAGUUCAUAGAAUCAAAAUGAGUGGCUCGUGAGAAAAACGAUCAUACUUCACUAAUAAAUGUGUUCAUCACUAUGGCCAACCGCAACUUUUUGUUCCAAGACAGCAAUUAAAAUUAUUACACCCUGAGUCCGCCUUCCACCCAUCUUCGCAGACGAUUAUGCAGAUUGCAUUUUGCAUUAAUUAUUUUCUAUAGUUGGUUUUAUAAACCUUCCUCUGAUUUCUUUAGCAAGCGAAUUAUCAGAGUAAAGGGGAUUUUUCCCGUGUUUAUAUAGCGCCAUCUAAACACGAGGUGGGCUGGGAGAACCUGUGACAGCGGUAAACCGUGCUCAACUACUUUCUUUCAAACACGCAUAUCCACCAAAGAGAGCGCACGUUAAAACCGCUAUCGUAUCUUGCAUCCAGCAUGCUCUGUGCGAAUGCUUAUAGUAUCUGUAAUCACAAAAUGAUCGUAAAAGGGAACUCAUUGGUUCUAUUUUUGAUAUCGUAGUAUUUGCAUAUAAUUUCCGGCACCAGUUGAAAGAAUAGUAUAUCCCGCGAAGAACGUGGGCAUAGAUGAAAAAAAAAACUCUCUAGAAUACACUCUAUUAUUGGAAAAGAUGAUUUGCUGGUCUAGAAUUCAUAAGUUGACAGGUGGUUAACAAUACCUAGAAGUCUCUAGCUUUAGUGCUGUUGUUCACAUCUGACGUGGCGGUAACAGAAGGUCAAAACUGUUGCAUUAGAAUAGCUUUUGUCUUCGUAAAGGUCCACUGGUGAUUAUUGGUUGGUAUUUUUAUUAACUACUGUGAACUAUCUAUUUGCAUGAUAAACAAAGCCUUUAUCCUUUUCCAUUUUAACUGUGGUGCAUUUCUUAGCUGUUUGCUGCUCAUGUAUAUUCGAUUUACGAGAAAUUGCAUAAUAGGCUAUUUAGAAAAUAUCUUUUAUUUCCAAAAACUUUUGCAAGUCGACCAGAUGGUUUUCGCGCUACAUUACGGUAAUUCUUGCUUACUCUGACGUUACUUCGCGGUAUUUUAAAAUGCUCUCGGUGUUUAUUUACAGCCUUUCCGGUCUCUAUUAUUGAAAUCUGAUAUUAAAAACAAAUUGCGAGUAGUUUAGCAUUAAAGUUAUUAAUAUUUAAUUUCGAUAAUUAAAAUUCAAAAUUUGCCUCUCUUUGUGAGUGUCUGGUUUCGAACUUUACGCGCGCGUAUCGGAUUUCCUGUCAAGUGUGGAAAUAGUUGUUUGGAAGUUAUUGCUCCAAGGUCCACUUGCAUAACCAGAACAGGAAGCGUAUUGAUUGUACAGAGGGAAUUGACGUCUAUCACUGGCAACACUUGUCCACUGAUUUUUUUAGAGUUAAUUAGGGCAACUGACGGAUUGAUUUGUGGAGUGAGAACUCGUGACUGAUGAAUUGGAUCCACGCAGGUUCAGUUUACACGUGCAAAGGCACACUUCUCAAACGUCAGAUCCAGCCGUCUUUCCGAACAAUGACUUAUAUGCAAACGACAACGACGAAGCGUUAGACGAAACAGAUGCCGAAAGUGCUAGACGGCUUAAUUUCUUUAUCAAAACAGUCCUGGCAAGCUAGCCGUCGCGAAAGUUAAGAAAUGUGCGUAGUUUUGCAUUGGAAUCCCAUACCACUUCUCCUGUUCAUUUUAUUUACAUCGGCGGCUGUCGCUUUCGUGGCGUUAAUUUCACUUUUGUACUUCAUUUACCGAUCAAGGAACGAAAACAAAUUACAUGGACGAAGAUCUGCAGCGGUUCCCAUAAGAACAGCGCGCUUGUCGCGAGCAUCUUUCCAUAAUCUUCUUCAUCCAGUCUCUUUCGUAACUCAAAUGAUAAAGGGCCCUUGCACUCGUGUUUAUUUUGCAUUCAGACGAGCAUUACACAGCGCGGCUACUGUAGUGAGAUGGCGAACUUCACAGCAGCCGAUCUUCGAUCACGAUCAAUUAAUUCACGACUCUCGCUGGCAAAGGUUUUUAAGAGAAAUAGUUCUCCCUGCCUCGGAGCAGACAGUCCAGGCGGGAAUUCCAUUGGAAAACUUCCCGGUUGUCAGACAGUCACAAAUGGGAACGAUUAUCGCAUACUCUUUGGAAUAUAUUCGCGAUAUUUUCGAUCGAAAGAUCGAAGAAAGAAGUGUUUCUGCACCCAGAGAACGUUAUUUGUUGCUUCUGCGCGGACCAAAGACGGAAAGUGAGAAGGAUCUAGAGCCAAAGUUUAAAGACGUCGUUACGGACAUGCUUCAACUUAAGCAGGUAAACAGUUUUCCAAGAUGUUCAUCCAAAAAGACUGUUUUAAGUGUUUUGAACAGGUCGAAACGUGGCGAAUGAACUAAUAUUAGCGACAAACACUGUGCUAAAUUUGCAUUUUAAAAUAGUGUGCUUAUGUCUGACUCCAGUUUCCGAAAGCGCUUUUUUUUUUCUUUUUUAUCUCUCGAUCUUUUAACUCGAAAAUGUUGUUCGCGUGGAAUUUUUAAAUACUUGAUAUCGGUCUGACGAAGUGUUCUGAAAGUAAAUUGGCCCAUUUGCAAGACAAAUUUAUAGAGUUGUGUUUGGUAGUUUUCCACAGCUGGUUAUUUUUAAACUAAAGAAACCCCGACGUGUCUCGCGUGAUCAAUUUUCGCCUGUUGUUAAUUUCAUGCGGUGAUGCUUCAGGGGAUCGAGGUCGACGUUGCUAGAGCCGCAAGCGGUAUUAAAUUACAAGUCAAAUAAACGUUGAAUUUGUGUCAAUAUUUGGCAAGAGUCAUACUCACGAAGAAGCUUUCAUUGUUUUAAGCCUAGUUCAAGGGAGAAUCAUGCGCUUCACCUCUCUGUCUUGUUUACAGAUCUUUAAGUUUUAUUUCUUUCGUUAUUUCACUCUCCGAUUAACUUAUAGUUAUAUUCUUUGAGAAAAUUUGACCUUCACAGAGGAUUAUAGUGUAUGUCUAUUCAAAUGUUUUAAUUAUGGCAAAAUACAAUUAAGCUCAUAACUUGUUGGUAAGCAAAAAUUUUGUUAUGAAUUAUGUGCCUCUUCUUUCCUAAAUGUUUACAGUUGGUUAAAGGGAUUUCCAAGGAAUAAAUAUAUUUCAGUUUAAAUGCAUAUUUCUGGUGUGAAAUGUUUGGACAUGCCACCAGUAUGAAUAAAAUUUCCCUUGUUUGCUGUAUCAAAAUAAAUUGAAAAUAUAGAUGAAAACAAAGUAAACUUCAAAUUCACAAGGAAACUUUUUAAAGAGUUGUUUUGGCAUGACUUGUGCUAUCACCUGUUUACUAUGCUGUAGCUGUUGACUUUGUUGUACACAUCACAUAAAAGUUUUGCAUCAGAUGUCGGCAUGAGUUAAAUAUAUUACUAUUACAAAGUUGUGGAAGUAUUAUAAAUAUAACUGGUUUGGAAAUUUACCAAGCUAAUACUAGGUUUAACCACAACAAAAUUUCUAUUCAUAAUGAUAAGGAAACACAAGCCCAGGUGAUAUUUUUGAAGAUGGUCUCAAUACUUCACUGUCAUCCACUAAAAUUACUGCCUAAGUUUUCCCAAGGUGGACACUGUUAGUAAAUCUUUCUCUCAAAGUGCACUGCUAUGCAUUUGAUAUUUUUAUAGCAUAUCUUUUUAAAAAUCAACAUAAUGGAGAGGAUUGGUAUUGAUAUCUUAUUUGUUUGUUUUAAUCAAACUGUGAUAGUUAACACACAAAUUUACAUUUUUUUUAUAAUUUCUUGCCAACAAUUUGUGUAGACCACUGUUAGGUUGAUUCUGAAACAUUUCUUUAGACAAUGAAUUCUGCACAUAAUAUUACUGGUUCUUUAAUGAUGCUUUAGACCAUAUACUUACAGAUAGAGCCUUUGAUGGCAAUCACUCAGCCAUUUGACCCUUUACAUCCUUACAUCAAUAUACUUCUCCUCAGGAACAUUUCUCUUAGCAUUUCCUGAGGUGCUGUUUGGAGAAUUUUUUCAACAAUGAAGAGCUUCCUCCAGUGUCGAUCAUCUUGUUUACUCUUUUGACUUUAACGUGUGAUGCAGAACAAUAUUGUGGGGCUAAAUUAAAUACUAGUCACUCUUAAAGGAUUAACUGUGCACAAUAUGCAUGAUCACUGACAAUUAUGAUAAUAGUGGAUUACAGAUGGUGUCAGACUUGAACAAGAGUGUCAGCAUCUCAGUCAUUCCCUCCUCCUACCUUCUGUUCAUGUUUCAUCAGGCAUAUGUUUCCUCUGUAUAUCAAAAGUUAAUCAGGCAUGACUUCAAAAGGAAAGUUCUGUGGUAGGAAAGUUCUGCAAUAAGAAAGUUCUGCAAUAAGAAAGUUCUGCAAUAAGAAAGUUCUGCUCAAUUAUUAUAUUACCUAUUGUCAUUUUGAAGAUAAUUCCUCAAAGAAUGUUAUGUUAUCUUAUAAGUAGAAGAACAGCUUUUCCUUUUGCACUUUUAACACAACCAAGUUUUAUCAGAUUUCUUUCCACAUGUUAGAUUUCAUCAGAAUAUUUGAUCAGACCAGAGUAUUUGAUCACUCCAGAAUAUUUGAUCAUACAAGAAUGUUUGAUCAUAUAAGAAUAUUUGAUCAUGUCAGAUUAAUGACUGAGGGGGUGGAGUGGCAUAGAUAGCAAUCAGCAAUAUGAUCCAGUCCCCUUAUUACCGGCCCUAGUUUGUUGUCUGUCAAGAACUGAUUUAUUGCUUUUCUUGCCUUAAUCUUGCACAUUCACCUCAGUAUUUCUUUGUUAGUAUUUUUCCUUGCAGUUUUAUCUGAUCCUGAGUGAUUUUACCUUUCAUCUUUUCACUUGUAAUGCUGGUUCUGAGAAUUAAAUUCUACCUAAAGAUAUCUACACUGUUUAGUCUAUUUUUAGGAUAAGUUUUUAUUAGCCAACUGUUUAAUUAAGAGUACAAAGAAUGUGUAAAUCAAGUACAAAUAUCCGGACUACAAAUCACAUCUCUAUUGCUUUGCUCUUCCUAUCUUAGAAGAAAUGCAUAUGAAGUAAAUUAAUUGAGUGAUUAAAAAAGAAAAACUCAUCAGACAUUUUGGUGUAUGGUAUUGCAGAAUAUUUUACAUGUUGGUUGUAUUUUGAUGAGUUACUACUACUACUAGAGAAGGGGUCCUGCUAAGAGGGUUCUAAGUCUAUAACCUCCUCAGUUUUCCAGACAAAGUGACAAUCUUAAUGACAAAAUAACCUGGUGUGCCCUUAAAUGUAAGGUGCUAAUUUAAUACAGAUGUCUCAACUGGAAAAUCCUACUCAAUGCAGUGGUAUACCUCUUCAGUCAACUUUGCCUGUGACAACUCAUUGAUCACAGGAUUCUAUAGCAUGUUCCAAAAUGUGACAGUAUUUGUCAUGUUUUAUGCAACAAGUUACCGUGCAAAUUGAUUGUGCUAAGAUCCUUCAAUUUUUUUUAUUUUCCUCAGGGUUUCCUUAGGUCUUUAUUAAAUAUACAGUUAUUGGAAGAGGUUACACAAUCUUAAUCUGUUCUUUCAGGAUGUUGAGAAACAUUUUGUUAAUUUUUUGACGUAUUUUAAAAUUUCUUGUAGGAAAUGAAGCAAGAACUUGUUGACUUCAAAGAUGUCGUUAGCUCAUUGCAACUUCUGAGCAAAAAGGUAGUUCCCCUGCCACAAAGAAAAUCCAAAUUGAAGGGCAAAGUUUUGGUUGAUCCAGUGUGCAGUUACAAGAAUAUGCAGGUAAGAAUGGCAGGCACUUUUUGAUGUAGUGAUUGGAAUUUGUGACUUCUGUUUGAAGCUCCUAACCUAAGUUCUACACAGCUGGGUUAUUAAGUAUUUUUCUCCAACACUUACUAUUUGGUGAUAAACUUGAUUUUGUCAGAAAUUUGGGAUUUCUUUUGCCAUUAGAUGGCCUAUUAUUAACACAUGGUGUGCUAUUUAAUUUGCUUUUCAGAAUGUUGUCAACAAAGGUGAAGAAUGUCUACUCCUGGAUAAUUCUGAGCAUCAUUCUUGGAAAGUAUGUAUUAUUGCUGAAAUAACUACUUUGAGUUAAAUCUAAAGCAGUGAUCAAGAUCUUCUGAGAACCAACAUACAAACAGUAAAACACAGACAAGCUGUGUGGCUGACUAAUCAACAAUCAAAGUAUGUAGACAGAAAGAGAAACCAACAAACAAUCAAUGAUCAACAAGUAAAUAAACAAGAGGGACACAUUGUUCGCAGACAGAUGUACAGGCAGCAGGAUUGUCAUUAGAGGGUGGUCAGAGGUAGAAACCUGCUGGCUACCUUGUGAAUUUUGCUCAAAACAGAAAAGAAGUAAAUUUAACUGAUUGUAACAUCACUGUCUGGCUAAAAAAUGUGGAGCAUGCCCCUCAACCCCUCAAAGAAAGGUGCACUGCAAAUGCUUGGCAAGCACAAUUCAAUUCAGCUGUCUACUAAGUUCAGAUUGUGCAUCUUUUACAUUUUCUAAUGACUACCCUGAACAGACAGACAGACAGACAAGACAAAUAAGGCAUGUAGAUAAAAACAGAUGGAUCACCAUAUCUGUUCUUUUUUUGAUGAAAAUUGUUGUACUCUUUGACAGAUUACAAAUGCCAGCAGUAGACAGUGUGAAGUUCCAUCCGUAUGUUUUGUUAUUCCUGCUCCAGAUGUGGAAGCUACAGAAUUUUCCACCAGGUAAUGGUCACAUAUUUUAACCUUCAACAUAGAAAAACUUGGAUUUUGCAUGUGCUCUGUUUGGUAAGGAAGAACGUCUUGUAUUGAGAUGUAAAAUAUAGAAAGGUUAUAGUCACAGCCACAUUCAUUCAUGUGGACUCUUUGUGUUGGAUCAGAAAAUAUUACCUUCUGACUAACCAAGCGUUUGACCUGUGGAAAGAAAUGUUUCUGUAUCAACCUGAUGGUGGUCUGUACAAAUUGUCUGAGAAAAAACUAUUAAAAAAAAUGUAUCACAAUUUAAUUAAAACAGACAAAUAAGAUAUCAAUAAUUCAAUCUCAUUUAUCUUUUUUGGCAACCUUUAAAGAUAGGUUUUUCUCCAGUAUUGUUACAGUAUAAUCUUUUUUCUAUUUCACCAGGUUAGAAAUUCAGUAUAAACAUUUACUGACAUUGUGGAGAACAAGACACUGGAAUUUAAAGCAAGCCCUAAGCAAAGAACAAGUUUUUACACAAGUGAAGAUCAUAAAAUCCACUUCUCCUGAGAAGGUUAGUUGGUACAAUUUCUUGCUAGAAGGGAUAACAAAGUUGGUGCAGGUAUCAUGAGCAGUGAAGGAUAGGAGACUGGGACUUAGGCUGUAAGGAUGAUGGGUAGCGAUGAUCCACUCUCCUGGAACUUCACCCUACUUAGGGUUGAGUUGACAUUUUCCCUAUUAACCCUUUACAUAGUCACAUCAAUAUGCAUAUUCUCCAUAUUGUUCUCUGUACAUUUGCGAAGGUGAUGACAAAGAGAAUUUGUUUAACAAUCAAGAGCUUGUUUAGUCGGUGAUCAUUUCCUUUAUUCUCAUGACCCUAUUGUUUGAUUCAGGGGUGAUAUUGUUGGGAGAAAUUAGAUGCUAGUCACUUUUUAGGAGUUAAAGGACUAACACCAAUCCUGGGUUAAUUGCACGCAAAAAUUUAAUCUUGCCUUGUAGUAAAACGUGGAUCAAAGCUGAUCAAAUUUUGUAAAACUCCGGCUACAGUGUGAAUGGAUAAUAUUCAUAGAUCGCUUGUUAAAAAUUUAGGUGUUUAGCUUGCCUAUCAUGCUGGGUUCCCUUUCAUUGCACUAAAAAAUAAAGUUUGUACCUGCGCUGGUAACACAAUCAGGGUUAGUAUCAUUAUGUUUUUUUUUUGGGUGCACUACUUGGCUAUCAGUUUUUUUCCCCAUGAUGAUUCGACUUUUUACUAUAGGUAUGUUCUAAACCUUUUGUUUCUAAGUGCUACAUGACUUGGCACUAGUCAGAUUUUCUUGAAAACUCAGGUUUCAAACAGAUACCAGAAUAUGAAGGUGUUCGAUAAAAGUGUUUGCGUAAAAAUCAUUGAUCAUUUCAUUCUUUUCAGGGUAAGAUACCGCUUCUGACUGGAUCAAAAGAUGUGGAACAACUAUGGAAAGAAAUCCAAAUGCCUGAUGACCAGGAAAUAGCUGGCAUCACAGAACGGCUAGAACCAGCUUCUGUGUCAUUGAAUGAACAUGCUAUAGAACCAGAGACCAUGUUUGAAACACAAACGGUGCCAACGCUUGACAAGGUGAAGAGAAUGAAACAAUAAUUUUUCACUUUCAGAAGUUCUUCUUGGAGCAAUUUCAAUAAUAUGUGGAGAGAAAUCCGGGAUUGUCUUUCGAUUGGCUUUUUUUCGUUCUGUGAUUGGUCAACAGAAUUCGCUCCACUCUCUCAACCAAUCAGAUGCAACACUAAAACCAAUCACGAUUUGGUCGCGUUUUCCCGCGCCUUAGGCAAUUUGGUCAGUUUUACUUUGAGUUGGCAUAGGUUUUUCAGGGUAUUUUCCUUCUUCUGAUUGGCCUUUUAGAUUACUUUGCUCUUCGUUUUACGACACUCAACCGAAAAGCACUCUAAACUUCUUUUGAACAAGUAAAACACAUAAAUCACUCACCAAAAAAACACUUAUUAAAGUUAUUUAAAUUUUGGAUUUUUUUACCUUUCAGCAAAGUGCUCAGAGCACACUAAAUGAUCUUCUCGCGUGGGUGAACAGAUCUGAAGAGGUCUUGAAAACAAAGUCACUUGAGACGCUAAACCAAAGAAGCCUUUCCAGCACACUUCAGCAAGUUGAGGUGAUUUAGUCUUUACUUGUACAGUGUGGAUAUAUUGUUACGCAAACAUGUGAUGAAAAUGCACAAAAUCAUCUACCAGUUAUUGAAGCAAUAGACCGCUCUUCCUAUCGAUUUACUGUUGUAAUACCCCACACGGGAUGUUGAGAGAAUUUGAGAAAAGUUUGUGAAUCUGGCUCGUGAUUUUCAAACUUUUGGAGUGUUCUCCCAACAUCCCAAAAUUUUCUAUAGAAAACCUGCGUGGUAUAGUUUGCUGUGAGAUGAGGUUUCACAAUUUUUUUAUGGUUAGAUGUGAGCAGCGGCAAACUAUCACUGCUUUCUUUUCCGUAUACAUUCAUUGGUGCGUUUUGAUUAUCAUAAAUACAAGUAAUGGAUUUCAAAACGCAUCAAUUACAAUCAAUCACACUGAACCAAUGAGCUGCACGUAUAUGAGCUCGAAGACAUUCAACCUCAUUGUCUGUAUCGAUAAGCAAACUUUAGAUCGUUUAUUCAUCAUGUGACAUCUUUUACAACACGUAAUUUUUUUUUCGCUCCCUGACAAUCAUGGUGGACUUUGUUGCAUUUUAGAAAUUGCAAGAGGAGCAGAAACAGAGAACACCGCAGUACGACUCCCUCACACAAUCCGUGGUGACUCAGAUGGAUCCUCAACUACAGAGCAAAUUAGGUUUACUGUCAGAAAAAUGGAGAAAUGUUAAGAAAGAAGCUAACGGUUGGCACAAAAUGUGAGUUGAGGCUGAAUCAAUUCUUAAACGCGUACUCUUCUGGCGAAAUUCUUUUAUGCUAAUGCGUGUUCCAGGAAGCAUUUGGACCCUGAAACGAGUUGCUCAAAAUCCUAUUGACACUAAUUCAGGGUUGACUCCAAAAUAACGAUAACAUAUUAAUGAGGGAUUUCUGUACAGAAAAAUAAGUACUUCUGUGAAUCCAUACCAUGGCCUUCCUGUUGCCUGGUGUUCUUUUACUUUGGAUCUCUCGAGUUUUGUCAAUCCCGUACUAACCUUCAUCCUUGGGGCAAUUCUCAAUAGUGUCGAAAGUAAUUCAGGUUUGCUUCUUCUUUUUUUUUCUUUCUAUAAUUUGGUCCGUGAUUGGUCCAGAGAACCCGCGCCUCUCUCUUAACCAAUCAGAUGCAAAACUAAAUUGUCACGUCUGAGCUCUCCUAAACCUCCACUGAAUGCGCUUAGCCGUCGAGUUAACGUUAGUAGCUUUUCUUGCCCUAGUAGAACUUAUAUCACCUAUUUGUGCUAUCGCACUCUUUUCCAAUCGACAGGCUUGUGUUUUUGCUGAACAUUGCUGAACUGGUAACAGAUCUUGAAAACAGUUUGCGACGUGUUGAAGUGAUCCUUAUUCAACAGCCGGGACUCACUGCUAACUUGAAAGACAUUCAGCAUCAGACAAAAGUGAUACAGGUAACCAGAAAUAACUAGACUGUAAUUUCUAUCUUUUUAUUUUCAUUUUUGUUUUUUUCUCUCUCCCUCUUUUCUUUCUUUUUUUUUUUUUUUUUUUUUUUUUUUUUUGAGAAAAAGGAGUUAAGAAAACUUAACGUAACUUCAAUUAUUUCGUGGCAAGGUAGUCUUAAGGUAAAUCCAAACGUUCUAAUUGGUUUUUACUUGGUAAAAAUUUUGUCAUACGAAGCGUAUCCACGGAAACGGUCAUAAGCCGCCUUUUUUUUUCUCGAAAGCUGGAAAAUUCAGCAUAACGAGUUUAGUCCGAGUGCCAUACAAUAAACUACCAACCAACCUUGCUUGCUUGAGUUGUACUGGGGAAUAUCGGCCCUCAGUUGUUUCUGCUCGCACUUUGCUGCGCCUGGUAUGCACUACCACGACUUCGCGCCAAUAUUCCCCAGUGCGCCAGUGCGGCUCGCAGGUUCGUUUACUGAAAAGUGAAUGAAUGAAUGAAUAAAUAAAUAAAUUAAUAAAUUAAUAAAUGUUUAAACCCUUCUUUUUCUUUUUUAUUUCUUGAUCUAUAGGAAAUACUCCAGACCGAAAUAGAACCGAGGAAGGACAAAACGGACGACAUUCGAAGAUCACUGCCCGACCUCAAGGAAUUUGAUAAGGCUAGAGUCCAGGCUGUUCUCGAGAGAUGGGAAGCAGCUCGGAACGAGAUUGAUAAUCGUCUUGGGGGCCUGGUGAAAGCUGAACACAAACUGGAGCAGUUUCAAGCUGGGUUGCAAAAUGAAUUGGACUGGUUGAAGAGAGUCGAGGAAAAAGUCCAAGACCGGGGCUGGAAUACCGACCCCAGUAAUGCUGAAAGUGUUAUGGAGGAACUCACAGUGAGUCUGAAAUGCUUAUUUUGCGCUUGAAGGCAUGAAAAUAAUUAAGUUGCAAGGCAGAGCAGAUUUCAAGUGAGCUUCGAAGAGCCAAAGCCAAAGUUGUCACUACUACCAAUCAAUAAAAAAGGUUAACAUCUUUAUUAACCAAUGGGAACUCAAAGUAAACACAGGCAACCUGCUUGAAGCGCGGGAAAACACUAAGCAAAUUUGGGAUUGGUUUUAGUUUUCCAUCUGAUUGGUUGAGAGAGUAGUGCGAAUUUCUUUCUGGACCAAUCACAGAGUGAAGGGAAAUAAAAUCAUAGCAAUCCUGGAACACUUUUCGACACUCAAUUGCAAUUGUCUUUUAGUUCGUAUGAAUAAUUCAUUAUCGUUUUGAAAAACUUUCAAUCUUCCUUCUUACGAUUUGCAAGAAAACUUGUGGCCAUUUACUAUGUUCAUAUUCCAGCGACUGAGUAACUUUUUAACACUGAACCUUCCAAGAUCUGAUCAAACAAGUAAUUCUUCCUUGUAGGUGAUACUGUAUAUUAUACGUUUCAUCAAAAUAACACCCCUAGCUGAUAGCAGUUCUUUUUAACAUCGCUUGUUUGCUGGAUGAUCUAUCGGACUAUCGAGGAGAAUUUACAUUUUAUCAAUUCCUGGUGUAAAAAAGUUAAAUGAACACAAUAUCCGUCAAUUAGGAGAUCUUUGCUGAGGGAUGAAUGCCUUUGCAACUUUUGUUCAUGAUGCAGUUCUUUUUGCUUACAAAGCUAUGGCUGGAAACAAAGCAGAAAACUGAAUCGAGAUUUUCAAAUUUGUUGUUUUAGUCUCUCUACACGGAUAUCCGAAGCCAGCAAGUACCAAUCAAAACUCUCUGUACUGUUGGACAUGAGUACACAGACGAAUCACAGGUGAGCGGGGACUUGGGUCAGAUUAGUACCCAAUCUCUAUUAUUUGGUUUGAGAUGAAAGGAGACUGGCUACUCCUCUUUCAUUUAGCUUGAAUUAUACGAAGCCCGUCUUCACUCUAUGAACAAAUCUGAACACGAAUUCAAAUGAGAAAUUAUCAGGAGAAUUCUGGAGCCCAUGUCGGAAUAUUACAAGUUUGAGAGGGAGUUUUACUUCCUAGUUACUUUAAUUGUUUAAUUCCCAUGUUCUGAUUAUUAAUUCUCCCCUCUGGCUGCUACACAUUUCCUUGUAAAUUAGUCACAAGAACUUGGUGUUAGAUCAAGAUAAGAACUUCCACCUGAUAAGUUUCAAUAUUCUCAUCGCCUGUUUGCUCGUUAAUGUAUAGAUAUGAAAGGGAGAAAUUACAUGUUAAUCACUUCUGAGAAUUAGAGGAGUAUAGCUUAGUACUAAGUUUUUUUGGUGUUUUUUGCUAGAUGUGGGAAAAGAACCUUGAGGACUAUCGUCACAGCCUGCAUCACCUGCCAGAGUCCCGAGAAGCUGUCAACCCCCUCCUGGAAAGUGCGCAGAAGGGCCGAGAGGAAAUAAUAUCAUCCCUGAUGAGUAUGAACGCCCGAUACGAAAAACUCUUGAAUGAAGUGCAGCUUGCCAUGGAGAACCUUGUGGAGACCUUGAAAAGACACGGAAAAGAACACAAAGAAGUGAGUCGGUGCCUUUCGCAGAUUAAUCCUACUCUUUACCUCACAAUUGACCUUACAAAAUGCACGACUUUUAUUGCCCGAUUAUCUUAACGAAUAUUUACUUUAUUUACUCUAACUCUGCACUGUCAGUAGAUUGUGACAAGUUGAGGUUGUUCUUCAGGAGGUAUUUAUCUUUGACACCUCAACAGACUGCGCCGCUAAUGGUUCAUAACCACUUUUUUCUUUUAACGCCUCUCUUAAAUGCGGCUUGACUGCGUUUAAAAUGCCGCCUUUGGAUUAAUCCAUGGCGACACCUUUGGUUUGCUAUGAUUAGCCUAACGAGAGCCUUAGGCGGUCUUUCACAGUUGUAAUUUUUCUCCAAAUUGCAGGUUUCUUUCUCUAAAAGUUAUGGUAUUGUUUGACACUCUACUUGUGGCAGAAGUCGACUCGCACAAAAAAUCGGAUACGACAUUUAGCCUUAACUGUGAGCGGUUCACGAAAGCUCGAGCUGCCAAGAAUCUAAAAAAGACCCUUCGUUUUCUGCGUUGUCCAAGCUUUUGCUGAUUUUUUUUGUAUUAGAACUUUUUUUUGUCUGUUUCCUCUUAUUCCAUUAUCGUAAUGGGAUAAGCUCACCAUGCGUUCCAGUUUUUGAAAUAUUCGGUAACAAAAAGUAAUCUUUUACAAGAGAAACAUAUUUGUAAGUGUUACAUAUCUGUACAUCUGUAUUUAGUUUCUUGAAAGAAAGCGUCGUUGUUAAAUAACAUAUUGGUAUCCAGAAUUUUACAAAGUUAGUCAUUCGAAACAUGACAUAAACCUGAACAUGUGAUCACCCUUUUAAAUGAUUAGGGUAAUUUUUAAUGCGAUUAUAAAUUUUUUCGUUGCUAUACUGGUUAACCAUUGUGCGCGCAUUAAUCUCAUUUAUUUUUCGUAUUGUUUUAAUGUGAAUGGCAUUUUGGAUUAAAUCAAAAUCGCACAUUGUCGUGACAACUGGCAUUGUUAGGUUCACUGCGCGACGGUCACCCAACAUUGGCGUGACGUUCAGUCAUACCUUUUUGUGACGUUCGCUUUGUACUUGUUCAGGUUGAAGAGGCCUGCUUACAGUGGUGCACCUCGAUACAGCACUUACUUGACUGGCUAUCCGACACAGAGAAAAUCCUGCUGACGCAAUCAGCCUCCCCCGCAGAUGUCAAACAAUUAGAAGAGCAAAUUGAAGAACAGAAGGUAAGAUCAACAUGAUAAUGAUAGAUCACAGGGAAAUCGUGUCCUUUAAAGAGGAUAAGUGGCAAUAAAUUUAAAACUUUCUUAAGUUAACUCUCGUAAGUGUAAGAUAGAGAGAAGUCUCUUGGUUAUGAUCCUCGGCUCUGGUCAAUAUGUGUCCGUCGCUAGUUUGACUCUCCUUGUUCCAAUUGGUUUAUCAUUGCCUUUCCUUUGUUUUCCUGUCUUACUUACUUAGUGAUUGAAUUUGAUGGGGUAUGAAAAGGCUUAUGAAAGAGCUAACAGUCUGAGUGUAAAACGUUGAAUAGCGCUCUUGUUUAAUGGAAAAAUCCUGGAUUUUGGACUUCGGAAAGACCGCCUUGGCAUAGUGCUACACUGAACAAUUUACGCGAAGGACUGUCAUUUGAUUUGCGUAAUAGCGAGGUCCAGAACAAGUUCUAGCAUCUAGUGACAGUGACGUGAUGACGGGUUUUUUAACCCAGCGCUUAGUGAGUGUCUCUUUUGAGAAUAGUUUCUUAAACAACGUAAAUUAUAGAAUCAAUUUUUAACGGGGAAGAUCUCAUUUUCAAAAUACUCUCGCUAGAUAAAAGGGUAAUUACGCCAAAAUUCAAGUGCUCUUAGAUUUUCGCCAUCAGCUUUUGAACAGUGGAAGUCUUACAGAUUUAUUUGCACCUUUGGCGUGGGACUUUGCCCCUGUUUUGAGAGCCACUGGGCCGAAGGUCAGAGUCGAAUUUGGCGGUAAAUGGACUGGUCCCACAGUGCUACACUGCGCAUUGUACUUGGCUUGCUUUCAUUUGAUUGGCUGCACAACAAUGUGAGAGUUCUUACCUACGUGAAAGGUUUUGGUUGAAAAAGUCUUCUAAGAAUCAUCGCAUAUCCUACUUUUCAUUAUCAACCACAGAGUUAGAGUGACAAUUUAAAGUAUACCCAUCUUUCCGCAUGGCAGUGCAUGUAUUACUCGACUAUUUGACAACAUGUGACUUCUCCACGGUUUGUCAGCGAGAAGCGGGAUCUUGAUAGAGAAGUUAGUUUCCAGAAGUUAGCAACCAGAAUGGAGAAUUACGAAGUGGAUCGACGGAAUAAACAAAAUUAGAAGAACCGUCCAGUCGCUCAGUGGGGUGUAAUCCAUAGGCUGAAAACUGAGAUUUACUUUACAUUCUUAGAGAUUUGAGUCUGGAAUAAAGGCUGAGGAAUUAAUUAGUAAGAGUCUUAACUAGCCGUUUGUUUUGUGAAUUUUUUUUUAGUUCUUUUGACGAGAAGGCUUUUUGUAAUUAUUCUUUCUGACACAGUUCAUUCAUAAGUUGGAAUCCUACAUUCAAGGAAGUUUUUAAAAUAAAUUUAUUUUCGGUCAAUGGUCCCUUGAGACCAGUUCCUCAAGAAAGCCAAACGUUUUCGCACUAAUCUGCAUGUAAUCAGCAAACAGUCGUUUCUGGUGAUUUUAAUAAUCACGGAAAACAAACACGUCGCCUGUCGUAAUCAUGAUUGAAGUUUAGCACAAGGAAGGUUCCUUGUUCUCAGAGAGCUAGUGAACAGACGUAAAAACGCGGUUCUCAAGACUGAACUCGUUUAGUCAGCUCUCAACCACAGAAAUUACGUCGAGAAAUGUUCUUCAGUAUUUUAAACAACGUCGAUUAUUCGAUUUGGUGGUGUUAAAGAUUCCAGUGGAGAGAAGGACGCGAUGUUUUGUAACUUGAAACCCAGGUUCGACAACUUCUUUGUUCCUUCCUAUUUAACGGCUCUGAGUUGGUGUGAAUUGUUCCGUAAUUGGUAAUUUCGAUCGGUUGCAACCGCGGAAUAGACCUCGUUCAGCCUAAGUAUACUUGCUCGAUUGUUCGGAGACGUUCUCUGCACUGAUCUGUUUAGUACAUCGCUGAGUACGAAAUUCAGAUCAGCGAAGUUGAUGAAUUUAUUAUCUAAGCCGUCUCUUUGUGUGACAUGGUGAGGUCGCACUCUUCUUUCGAACAGUAGCGUAAAUGCGCAAGCAAAUCAAGUUAAAAUAUGUUCAUCAGACGCUUGUUUGCAUUACAGGAGAACUCAAGGGCUGUUUCACGUCAUUAGGGUGCUGCUUGCUUUACUCUUGAACUGCAAAAAACUCUGUUUAACUUUUCGCGAGACUUAUGUCUACAUUAGACAUUAACUUCGAUAAGUUCCCUUUGAGCAUCGUAUUUAAUCUCUAAAUCGCUGCAAUUUAACGCUGAACCCCUAUGAAUUAACUUGAAGUUGUGAAAUUUAUUUGCAUAUCAAUGAAAUAAGAACAGUAGCAUUGACACAAUUUUUGAUCUAGCGACCUUUUGCCUCUAGGGUGCCUUUUUAACUAGUCCUUCAGAACAGUGCAUUGACGUAAGAGGGGCCUUGAGAAAUUGGCGAUUAUUUUUAUUACGUUUUUCAUCCCGUAUCCACAUACCAUUAGUACUAAUUAGAUAAUCCAAUCACUUUUGAGCAAUAUCGAUCACUUCCGAGGGUUAGAUUGUUAUUGUUAAAGAUGUUUAUCAUUUGUUGUGUGUGGAUCUUGAAAAAAAUCCGCCAAAUUUCGCAGUUCCUUACUUAAAUCCCUUUCAAUCUUUAACAAAUCAUCCGUAAUCAUUCCUGUACUGUCAUAGUAUUUACUGUCUCCUUUUGUAUUUUCCUAUACUUCAGAGCUAAUAUUUUCUAGUUUCCUUCAAGUUUAAAGUUAUUUUGCACGUUAGGAAACAUUUCUUAACGAUAUCGUGAACAUAUCAACAUGUAAGACCUUUAUUUUUUCUCGAAUUUAUUGAGCAGCACGUCAUGCCAACAUCUUCGUGCUAGCCACUUUAAUAACUACUUGAAGACCUAAUUGUGCAACAAACGAAAUAACUAACUACCUAAAUCAUUCAAAACCUACUUUACAAUUCACUACCGAAGGAGCUCCUAAGAUAAAAGUUUUCUUUGGCACUUAAGCGUUCAGAGGUGGUGAUUUAGUCAGUUCUUAACCUUCAACUCCCAUGACCAAGACAAAAUUUCUGUACAAUAUCAGUACAAUAUAGAGCAGAGAAGUAAUGAGUAUAAGGGGAUGUUUAGUUGAUCCAAUACCAAAUUCUCCAAACUAACAUCAUACGAAUGGUAAUGCAGACAGUCGGGAGAAUUACUUAUGAGAUCUUGAGACCUGAGGAGUUAGAGAGUGAAAUUAAUUAAAUAUUGUUCUUUUCCUCAUCCAGCGAUUUACCAAAGCAGUCUAUGAGAGAAAGAAACCGGUGGAAGUUAUGCUCGAGCAGAGCAAGCAGUUCUUGAAAGGCAGCGGUCAGCUUCUAUCGCCCACGAAGAAAGCCGAACUUGACUCGAAGAUGAGCAUAUUGGAAGCGAGGUGGGGACGACUGCAAGCUGAGCUCGACAAUCGGUACAUGAGACUUGUGAGGAUCCACGAAAAGCUAACGAAUUUUGAAGAACUGUUGCAUCCUUUCUUGGUAUGGUUUGUGUUAUUUUUUUAAAAUUAUUAUUAUUAUUAUUUAUUAUUUAUUAUUUUUAUUUUUAUUUAAAAAUUGCAUCAAAAAAUGGAAUAUUUCCAAAAAAUGUCCUCAACUUAUUUUUUUACCUCAUGAACGGUCCUCAAUGUUUUAAUCCGUUUGUGGUCGGCGAGUGCCUAAGCUUUGGCUUCAAUGAUUUUAAAUUUUUUUGCAAUCAGCCAGUGAUGUUGGCUCCUUACCAAGUAGGGCACUAAAGAAGGAGACAAAAUUUGCAUGGUGGAGCCAAAGAUAAAUGGAUUUGAGAAAACAUUUGACACCUAACGCAUGGAAAACAAAGGGGACAGCGGGAUGACCUAUCAGCCCCUUUGCAAUCGUACUCUGUGUUCUUCAGUCGCAAAAUGGAAUUUCGUGCAUGCUUUUUCUUGCUUUAUCACACACAUCCCUUUGCUUGUAAAGCAAAGAAAGGAGAGAUCUUUAAAAGAUGCCCUUUUGAUGAUAAUAGCUCUAUAGUAUUUUGAAAAUUUAGGUUUAAAAUGUGAAUGUAUGCCCCGUCACCAUUUUGUGUAUCUUAAACCAUUUCGCAGAUAUUUCUCAGGGUUGUCAACUUUAAUCCUUAUUAAAUAUUUCCAUUUGUGUUUCCUUUUGGUUUAUCGUUGUCUUUUUUGGUGAUAUUCCUUUCUUAUCAAGCGAAUUACUUAUAGUGUAUGGUAGCUGCAAUGCGGCAAAAAUUGAGUUAAAGCAUCAUGAUCUGGCUGCAGUAAAACAAAACCCGGAACAAGAUUUGGGCGUUAAGGGCGAUCCUCUCACAGUUUCAGUUCUUGCUGUAUUUGUUCAUUUGAGUGAAUUUCGUAAUCUGUUUUCAGGCGUGGCUCAAGAAAGCAGAGGAUCAGGCCAGUGCUAUUCUCCUGGAUGCCAAAAAUAUCCAAAGAGCCCAGGACAAACUUCUCAUUCACAAGGUUUGUGUGCUCCUAUGUAAAGAGAUUUAGUUCAUUGAACAUGGCUUUCCAUCAAGAUAACGGAACAAUGAAAUAAUGUUAAGCUUCAUUUUCCAUUUUAUCUAGUUUCCGGAUUCAUUGUCUAUACUUUGUGAUUGUAACCUUCAAUCUUUACCCGUAAAUGAGAGAUAAGACUUUGUCCUCUCUUCAUUCCGCUGGGUAUGUCACGUAACAAUUUUCUUAGUCACGCAACACCAGUAAUACAUUGUAUCAAAUAUGUGUUUCGAUAUUUUCCUUCAACCAAGCUGCGUGAAACGCGUAAAUGUUCUAUUAAUUAUUAAGGACUUAUUCAAAAAAGUCAUUUCCAAAUUAAGAAGAAAGUACUUCCUCAGUACCACACCACUAACUAUUGAUGCGUAAGAGGUCAAACAAUUUUUAUUUUCAUAAGGAUUAUUCUCAGAAAAGAAUGCCUCACUCAGGUGGAAUUUAGAGAUUUUCACGCGGAUUUAAAGACUAUUCAUCAGAAAUAUUACAGCCAUUUUUCCGCUUUGAGAUAUUCCGCAUAGAGAUGCAUCUUUCACGAGGUGUUCUUCACCCGCCAAAAUUUUCGCUACCAAUAUAACUAGGGCGAAGAGUAACUCUGCUCGUCUUCAUUUUCCCUCUUGACUGACGUUCAAAGCGACACUUGAAAGUUUUGAAUGAGGAAUUUUUCCAUCUUUUUUUAUUUUCUUUUGAAUUGAUAAUUUUUGUAUGCGUUUUGGCGCGUUUGACAUUUUUAUAAUGCAAAUAUUUACCGAAGAAAGCUUUUUUUGGACGAGUCACACGUAAAAGGGAUUAAUUUGGGUUUGUACCUUCUUAUCGUUUGAUCCACUUUUCUUAAAGGCCAAACUAAAUUACAGUGAACAAUAGGCUGACCUUGGAAAAAGGCAACUUAAUCGCAAUACAAUCAUGUUUCUAAAAAUGCUCUCGUUUCAAUGUAGCAUUUUGUCGACGACGUGAAAGAUCACGAGAAAGACUUAAAGGAGGUAAACCAAAGUGGGGAGGACUUCCUACACGAAGCAAAGGUGACCAUUUUUCUUUAUAUUUUAUAACAAUUGACUGCUAGGAAGUGUGACCAUUGAUUGAAGACCUUUGUGUUACAGUGACUCAUUGGCCGGUUUGCCGUGAGUGAAAUUGACUUAGAAACCCAAACAUUUAAAUUUAUGCGUUAUUUGAGUACUAUCUUCGGUGGUGUUUAAGAGUUUUUAAGGGUGGCAUCGGUCUUAACCUUUUUAGAUGUGAGUCUUUAUCAAGCCUAGCCACAAGUAUUUGUCAACCCAGUUUAAUGUUCAUGACUUGGCAACGGUAUUAUAGUUUUUUAUUGCAUUGUGUUCAUUGCACUUCCCAUCCGAUAAUGACUAUUCAUGACAUUAUUCAAAGUCGGAAUUGUUGAGUUAGAAGGAUUCGUGGAGGAUUCUGUUCAUUCUGUACACUCCAACUUUUCAGUACCUAAAUGAAUGUCUGCAGUCUCUUGGAUGAGCGCGUUUGACUAAAGUUUGCCUAUGGACACUCAUUGGGAAUGUACUUUGUGGGAUUAUAUUUUCAUAGCGGUUAAUGAAAGGGCCUACUUGUCGUCCUCAUGCAUUUGCAGUUGUAAGAAAUGUGUGAGCCGGUUUCAACGUGUUAGCUCUGUUUUAUUUGUUUUAGGUUUUCCACGCAGAGCUCGAGCGUUCUGUUGCCACAUUAGAAUCCACAGAUGUUGCAUCGCCGGCGCAAGUUAGUAUAGCGGUCCCUAAUGAAAAGUCCUGGGUACUAGAGAACAAGCUUGCUGAUAUUAAUGAGCGCUACAGCAGGUAAAGAGUAAUUCCUUUGAAAUUUUUUUGUUUUCUUUUGAUUUCGUUGGUGUUUUUUUUUUUGGCAUCUCAGUUUAUCCUCUAUAAAAAAAAAAUAUUACAAAUCGCACAACCUUUUAGAAAUUUACGCAAGUCAGAUCUUGAUUGUUUUUGAGGCAUUACUGAUUGCAAGAUCUCUUUACAAUUCCACGUGUUGCAUUUCAUGUCGCAUUUCACAGUAAGUGGAGUCAUUUUACGGCCCAGUUAUUGACGUUUGAAUCGAUAUUGACAGUUCAAUGUUGGGCCGGUCCCCUGCGUUGUGCUCUUUUGUAACACCGUAGCCUUCUGCCCCAGGGGGGGACUUGAGAAACUACGGUGAUUACAUUCGAUAGUCUAAUGUACCGAAGGAGGCAAUUCUCUCUGUCACCACAUGCCAGUGAGGCCAGGAUAACCCCGGAAGUUACGACCUACCAGGCUCGAAACAGUUCACCCUUUACACCCCAUCAUCAGUAAGCAAAUUCUCCAUACUGUUCUCUAUACAUUCCCAAGAUGCUGAUAAGGAGAAUUUUUUAAAAAACCAAUAGCUUCUUUAGUUAAUGAUCAUUGCCUUCAUUCUCGUGUCCAGACGAUUUGAUUCAGUGGUGAUAUUGUCAGGAAAAAUUGGAUGCUAGCACUCUUAGGGGUAAAAAGAUGAAUAUUUUGCGACUAAGGCAUUUUCUCUCCUUCGCAGGCUUCUUUUGCUGAUUAGUGAACAAGGAACUAUCUUAGACCGAUCAUGGCGGCAAUUGCGUGAGUAUGACAGUCAAGCCACACAGGUGUUACCCUGGUUGAACAAAGCAGAAGACACAUUAGCCCGGUACAUGGCGCAGCCUGUGAAGUCAGAUCCAACAGCUAUUAAACAGCAAAUCACUGAACUGAAGGUAACUGGAAAUGAUUACAGAAAGCGUUGCAAUGCAGCUUUCAGAACAAAGAUGAAAUACCAAUACGACUCAAUGGGAGCGUACAGUAUAAAGAUGCUAUCUAAAGCGCGGGAUAACGCAAGGAACAAAGUCGCUCCGUAGUAGACGGGGCACUAUAGAACAUAGCCAAUCAGAGAAGACUUUUUUGUACCACGUAGUACAAAUGAACCAAUCAUAUGUUCGGCUUUGCAUAUGAAUCGCGAAGAUGGCGAUUUGAUUUUUUUUGAUUGGCUGUGUCCCCGUCUACUAUUUCCAUCCCACUGGCUCGGAGAGUGUCUCGAGUCAGACCAAUCUCAACGCCACAUUUCCAGACAUAUUCUUUGCGCGUCAAGCUUUUAAAAACCUCGCGACCACGUGGAGAACGAAGUGGGUGGGGUGAUCGGAGUGUUAGCACGCCUCACAGGUUGUUUUCCUCGUUUUGAUUUGUCUCUCGUCAGGUUCUGCAGACAGAGGUGAAUUUACAUCAGGCGGAGAUCGUAGCUGUUGGGGUACUUGGCCACAGUGUCCAAGGAUUGAUUCGAACGCCCGAGUUUGAGCGAGGGAAGACGAUAAGCCAGCGAUAUGACGAGCUGUGUGCGAACAUCAGUGUCUACCAGGAAAAAUUGCAGGCAGCGCUCACCACCUCACAGAACUUCAAGGAUGGAUUAGAUGUUGCGAUCAAGGCUCUGACUGAACUUAAGAAACAACUCGACAAAGUUACACCCGUGUCACGCAAUCUGAUUGAACUCAGGAACCAGGCGCAGCGGUUUAAGGUAACGCGACUAACAGAACAAGAGCUUAUGCUUCCAGAAAAUACUUUUGCUGGACACAAUUUUCAUUCUUUUAGCAUUUGUUUCUAAGGUUUGAAGAAUCCAAUUCGAGAAACAACGUAUACAUGCCUUUACGACUUUGCUUCUUAAUCCGUGAACCCACAAGAUAUAAUAAGAAACUCUUAAUUAUAUCUACUUUACAUAGCUAUGUAGGUUGAGUUAGAAAACUUGGUUUUAUAGCAGAUGAGUUUGUUUAUUUUUGUUAACUCUGAAACUUAGUUGAGAAUUCAAGAGGUAAUGUUUUGAAUCUUAGCCGCAAACGUCGUGUUAUAAACGGAUUAAUGUCAGUAUAUGAGCAACAGCGCAUCUGCCCUCACCCUAACCUAACAUUAACCCUAAACUUUAAUUUUUCGCAGAUUCUUCAAGUGGAAGUCAACCGAAACGGAACAUCUGUGGAAGCUCUGAACGAAAUGUUUAACUCGCAGAAGAAGAAGCAGAAAGAAUCCAAAUUGAAACAGCUCAACAAACUCUGGGUUGAAGUGUUGGAAAGAUCUGACAAUCGUAAGGAAGAACUCAAGAGUGUGUUUAUCAUGAUCGCAAAAGACUUUGAACGCUGGGAACUGGGUAUGAUCAAGAGGCUCGACGCCGGCGAACUGGUGACUAGUGAUAUCCUGGUGUUUGAGGAGAAGUUACAGGUGGGAUACGUGUGAUACUUUGUAAUACAAAUGAAUAAUUGGGCUAAGUUGCUUAAGAAACUGUGGCACUACGUCGGCUUAGGUACUACAAGGUAAUUUGGUUUUAUCAAAUUAGUCAAUGAUGUAAAUUUGCCAUCGUUCAUGAAUUUUAAAGCUGACAUUUCAGAGUUAACCCUUUGUCUGAGCGAAAUGUCAGCUUUGGAAACUCCCAACUGAGGCUGAUUUACACUAUCAACUCAGUUGAUAAAACCAAAGUACUUUUUAUCACAUUCCGGUUGCCCUAAAGCUUUUCGACAACCCUGAUUGGUGUGCCUCUCACUGUCGUAUGAUCUGUUUUUACGCUGUAAUCCUUAUUUAAAGACGGAGUGGUACACCAGGGGCUUCGUUAAAAGCGGUCUACCGCCGUCUGUUGAGCUUGCUAUGAGGUUCUCAUGCUUGGGUUUUGCUUGUGGCCAUUUUUCGGGCACAGCCCCCUCUUGUUACACCUUUGGUAACCGCUUGUGGAAAAACUUGGUGAAACCCCUGGAUACACGCUAUGCUGUUCUACUCGAAACUUUUAUUUGUACGGUAAAUGAAAUCUACAUCUUAGCUGCUCGAAAUCCUAAUUUGAAUUUACCAGAUACUCCGGGAAGGUAAGAUGGCUUUGCUGCUGAUCUUGUACAAAUACCCCUACUUUCGCUUCAGAUAAGAAUGGGCAAUGAACGAUUUUCACUCUAUUCAUAUAUACUCAACUUCACCUGUUUUCGUUUUUUAGCAUUUCCAAGACGAAGUCGAAAAGAUGCGGCCUGCCUUCCAAUCCGUGAACCAGGGAGGUCACGAACUGAUUAAUCUGGAAAAAAAUAAGCAACAGUCCAUCAUCCUAGAAACACUAGACCGCGUGAACAAGAACUGGCAGACUCUUGCGAUUAAACUGCUCAAUACCACGGCAAAGUUUGACGAGUUACAGGAACAGUCUGAAAAGUUUUACACUGUGUACAAAACCGUCACUGUGUGGUUGGACACCAUAGAAGUGAGGCUUGUCUCCAUACCUCCCGUGGGUCUGGACCCAGAUGUACUCAGUGCGCAGAUGAAAGAACAGAAGGUAAUUUGGGGUUAGAAGAGAAAAUGAAAAUCUGACUUGUAGAUAAGGCUCCAGGAAGCAAAAAUGACUGAAUAAAACUGAAUGAAGCCGCCGAAUUUUCCUCCUUAAGGCACCUGUCUGCCAUCAUCUUAUUAAGUAAAGAAAAAGUUAUGUUCUCUGGUAAAUAUGGUUCGUAAGUCCUUCGCACCCUAACAUCAGUUUUGAUAAUCUCCAUACUGUUCUCUUUACAUUUCCUUUGGCAUUAAUAAGGAGAAGAAGAAUGACAAUCAAAGCUCCUUACGCUGGCGAUCAUUUCUUUAAUUAUUAUGAUCUUCAUAAAUAAUUGGGCGGUAUUGAUGUAAGGAGAAAUAAGAUGCUGGUCACUCCAAGGGUUUUCAGGACGUUAUGAAGUUAUCAAAUCUCUUUUGAUUUCAUUUUGCAGGCAUUGCAAAACGAAGCCGUGAAUUACAAGGCUCAAAUCGAUCUGUUGGUUGGCCUGGGGAAAGUUAUCAUCAGUAUUACAUCUCAGCACCCCGGUGAAACACCUCAGACUCCGCUUGAGGGGGACUUGACAUCAGUGCGCACGCGUUACGAUGACGUGUGGAAACAACUGGAAACGAGAAAUGUCACGUUGGAGACGACCGUGUUGCAGAUGGAAAAAUACAGGAGACUGGUGCGGAAUAUUACAAUUUUUCUGGGAAGGACGGAGAAGAGGUUAGGCAAACUAGAACCCGUGGCGGGAGACACUGAUACCAUUAGACGUCAAAUAUCCGAUCACAAGGUAAGAUCUGAAGACCCCUGUCACGCUAUGUGCAUGACAUUAAUAUUGCGUGACUUUUUGGACACCUAAGAAAGCCCGAAGUAGAAUUACUUUCUGUUUGUCACGCUUUUCUUGUCAAUGUGCUGAAAGUUUGACCACAAUUCGAAGACAUAGCGCUUUUUUUUAUAUCACAUAAUAAGCUAAUUGACGUGAUGUGAAGAUUUCAAAGUUGGUGAGAAAGAACACGCUCAGCAAAUCGAAGGUAGUGAAAAUAUGUGUAUCACAAUGAACUGAUCAUGGCUCUUUAUUUAGUAUUCUAGGUUGUUUUAAUAAACUGAGGUGUUCACUUCAAUUUUGAUUUUAUAACAGCCAUUGGAAAAGCGUUGUAAUAUAUGUUCAUGACAGAUUUGCUUUGGAUUUCUUCGCCAGACUCUACAAAAAGAGAUUGCCCAGAACAAAGGAGAUGUUGAACUGCUCUUGAAAGCCGGAAAUGAUUUGUUAGAGGACCGAGAAGGUGCUGCUGGAAGUGAAGAAAUCCAGGUAAAACUUAGCUGCUAAAGUUUCUUUACUGCGGUUUCUCGCAGUCGUUUGCUGCAACUGUAGGGUAAAUGUGGGCAGAUAAAUUUUCAGCCCCAAAACGAGUAAACCUUGCACUGCGCGCGGGGAGGGGUGGGAAGGGGGUCGAAAGAGCAUCUUAUAAACUUGCAACGGAUCUUGGGAUAUAAAUGAUUAAUUUUGAUUGUGGAAAGUCUCAGUUCACCGUAUGGGGUGAGUGAAAACGAGUUACUAUUACCUUUGACUGUUAGAGGUCCGGUCUCUAUAACCGUGUGAUCCUCCCUUUCUUCUACCCCCCCCCCCCCCGGCGAGAAAUGGUGCUUUGCAGAAAGGUAUUCGAUGAGUUACCAUGACCAUGACCAACACGACUUAUUCUGUUCGUUCCAGGAAGAAAUUGCCAACGUGAGGAGCCGCAUGGAGUUCAUCGUGGUAGCUUCAAAUGAUCGACAAAAAGAGCUGGAAAGCACCUGGAGUACGGUCAAGAACCUGGACGAAUCAGUCCAGUCUCUCACGGUUCAGAUUAAACAGCGCCGCUCGGAGAUCGAGGCCCUCUUGAGUGAAGACGAUCCCAAGAAUGUUAGCAGACGGGUCAAGGUAACUCCCGUGCAUGUCGAGUCGUUCGUCAUCAAAAUAAAAAAAAAAGAAAUAUGGAACUAUGUAAAAAAGGGUCAAAAAGAAGGGUUUGAAGUAGCAAGAUUGGUUCAAGAACCAUUUCUCAAAGGAAGUGAAAAACGUGGCGAGCCGUUGAAUUCCCGGGGAAACGUGGUUAAACUUUAAACAGUUUCUUAGCCGUCGCUAUGUUACUAGCUUUAAGAACUGAUUAAUUGGCUAGUACAUUUGUAACUACCUCAUUCAUGGUAAUCUGUGUCAUCGACUUAGUCCUUUUGAGAGCUUUUCGACUGAUGUGUUCAAAGAAAUCUAACUUUCCUCAUUUUCCGCAGUCUAAAGCACCUAUGCACCUUUUCAUUAUUUUACUGUUUUUUAUUAUCCCAAACAUAUUUUAAAAUUGUUUAACUCAAUUGUUGUUUGUUUUGUUUUGUUUAAAUAGGCCUUAAAUCACGAAAUAUCCAGUCUGAAAUACCAGCUGGCCAACACCAAUGAGUCUGGGCAGGAAGUGAUAAGACAUCUGGAGGAUACAGAACAGAACCCAAGGAGUGUCGUCGAUAAGGUGACUGGAGUUAACAACCAGUGGGAUCAACUCCAAACUCAGUUGCUGGAGCUAAAAAAUCGUUUUGAAUUCAAGGUAAGUCCGGAAAGAAAUUCCUUGCGCGUCGCUCGUCACGGUUCACACAUCACAGUUCACGCAUCACGUUUCAUUCUAUUCACAUUUCAUGCUCCACGUCUCACAUUUCACACUAUCGUUUUCACGUAAACUUGUUCCUGUAGCGAAAACAACCGCGCCGAGGUAAGUGCAGUUGUCAUAUUAACCUAUAGAGAAGUGAAAUGAUGCCCAAGAGAAGUGGACGUCACGCUGGAAAUGUCACGUUUGAUGCCAAUUUGUGGAGCCGGGCAUAGGUGAGCUUCCUUUCCAAGUGCCAGGGAGGAGUGUCUCCCUUAAGUUUAUCGUGUCAUUACCCAGAUCUGUAUGAUCACUGUUUGAUAGUGCUUAGUGUGUAGCAUCAGCUGAUCGAGUGGAAUUUGAGAAUGAUAUUCUUGUUCUAGGAAUAAAUAAAGAUUUGUCUCUCUGAAAUCGAAAAGCACUGGGUAAAAGUUUAGGGUUACUUCCCACCUUUGCAGGUGUCCUUCGGGAAAAAAUUCGUACGCGCGCUAGUUUCAUUUAAAUCCUAGCAAACUAUAUAUCAGGAGAAAGCUGAAUAAAACAGUUUACCAUAAAAAUAUAAUUUAAGCGACUUUUCUCUUAAGGAAGCGUUAGGAGCCGGUAAGGCGUGAAACGACCGAAGGUUCUAUUGAAUUUAUUGGGUAUCGGAUGCUGCAGCACGAGCAAAAUGGCUACAUAGUCUCAUUCACAAGGCAUCAAUCAACUACGUGUGUCAGGCUUUUCCGUUAUUCUGAUUGGUUGUGUAGAUAUCGGCAUCUAAAGUUGGAGUAGCUAAAAAUAUGCGACUCGUUUUGCGUAAAUGGACGCUACGGGACAAAUAUUUCAAAUAUCAAAAUUUUCCGACACUUUCGUUUGUCAUUACUCCUAGGAUGUUUCGGCGAAAUUUUACGAGAAUCGGUCAAAUCUAUAUACCCUAUAAAUUUGCUCAAAGUGGUUGUAUUCCUCCCAACAUCAUAUACGAGAUUUUAGCUUUUAAAGGUUCGCCAACAACUCGCGCCACGCUAGGAGAUUAUCUCGCCUCCUGAAACCGCAAACUAAUAGGACAACGAGACCUCCUGGCGUCAAUGACGAUGAUAAAGAUUUCGUGGGAAAAGUAACCCAUUCAAGCCCCUUUUUUUUUUUCUCGAUCGCUCAGGGAAGCGUUGAGGAGGACGACACAAUAAUGACCCUCAUGUAUGGCAAAUCUUGGUUUGGCGGCGACUUCUUUGUUCGAAAUCUGGACGCCAGCGUGGAGCUCCCCCAGUCACUUUAACGAAGGAUUUUUUUUCUUUUCUUGACAGAAUGGUACCCUUUCUUUCUUCUUGGGGCCUGUUUUUUUUUCUUUUUUUCCCAAGGACUUUCUUCCGAUUUUCAUUUUUCCAUGAGCAAAGAUUUUCCCAUAAACAAAGAGCUUCCACGUAUGAAUUUUGUAAAGUGCGCGAUGUAAACAAUGUAUGGAAAUAAGAUGAAAAUCGAGCCCCAACAUGAGCGGUUGCCGCGAAAAUUCCCCCAGGGCACCCGCCCAGGUUAUGACAUCUUCCUGAUUUAUUAACUGAUUUGAAAAUACGUUUUUAUAAAUAACUUGGGUACUUUCAGAUAGAUUUCAGAUGCUUUUUUUACGGGAACGUUAGGUUGAAUGUUUGAAUUUCAGUUUAGUCAAAGAGAAGAAAAAUCGAUUUUUUCGGCCUCUGAAGGUGGGAAGUAACCCUUAGGUACGAGCCUGGAAGGGAUCAUGGUUGCUUAGUAUUCUGCGUGUAUACCAGCCGCGAAAGGAAGGAUCUAGACUAUUUUUAGUCACUGAGAGAAAAGAUGAACGUGAUUAGAAACUACAAUUGACACUGUUUUCUUUUGGCUGUUAUUGUUCUUAAGGUGUCUUAAGAACGUGUAGAAGGAAUGCAUAAAUUUGUGUUACGAGGUUACUGUGAUGUUAUUUAAGGCCCGUCAGCUGCUUGUUCAUUUAUUGUCCGUUUCCUUGAACAUUUUUCUGAACAUUGACGAAUAUUUUAUUUCUGUUGUUUUUUUAAACGCCCAAUCACUUUGUGUCGGUAAACACUCGCUCCGCAAUAUUGUGCGGGAACAGUUCUGGUUGAACAAUUUAACACGAGUCUCUUGGGGUAAUUAUUCGUUAUUGACAAGCAUGAUCGGUCGCUGAAUUCAGCUUCUUAGCCACAGUCCAAAUGAAUCCCGUUGUGACUGCUGUGGGACGAGUUUUUGGCUUGUUUAGACGGCGCAAACAAGAUGUGAGUUGAUCUCUAAACUUAUUCUUAAAGAGACAGAUAUGUUAACAACCUGAGACACGGAUGGUUUAUCUUGGAAUGUUUAGCAUAAAUGUAGUUAGUGUCUUGGCACAUCGACUGAUGAAAAUCAGGGGGCUGGUUAGUUUUUCGGCCUGUUUUUAGAAGAUAUUUUGUGGGUUGAAUUCUUGGUUUGUAUUUUGAACACGCGAGUUAAUGAAAUUUGUAUGUGCGAGUGCUAACAUCACUAACCCAAACAAUGCACAAAUUAUAGUGCGGCAAGGAUCAGGUGAUGUCGUAUUCAGGAAAAAUGUACUAGUUUCUGUCUCUUAAUUGCCAGUAUUCUAUUUAUUACGACUGAUUUACCAUCACCUCUGUAGUUGCGAGUAGACUGUUCGAAAAACUAUAUUGUUCGGUCUAUUAGAAGCGAUACAUAUCUGAGAACUUCCAAUUUUUAAUAUGUUGAUGGUAGUAAUAUUUCGCAGUGUAAUAUUGAUAGUUAGGUAAUGUAUGUACAGCAUCAAAUCAAUUCCGUCUGUAUUGCCCAUGAAAAACUGCGAAAAGAUGUGGACAAUUAUCACUUCCAUGUGUUUGCUACGCGUCGCUUUGGCCCCGCGGCUGUAUUCUAAUUGCUUGUGAGGACUGAUCUGAGAUGCAGUAUUUGAGGACAAUUGAAACCCACUCUAGAGACUUAAUUUGAAAUCCUGAUCUUUAUUUUAGCAAUCAACAGCUUAUCCACAUAUUUGAAUGGCCUAUUAUUAAACUUUGCGAAAUUUUUCUAGGUUGUCGUGGGGCUAAUUUGUAUUCAGUUUUGUAUGCAAAUUAAAUCUGAAGAGGCAAUUUUGUUUACCUAUCGCGACGGAAAUUAAAGGAUACAUUGGAAAAAGUAUAAAAAUAUUGGAUGUAGAAGAGUUUCUUCACAAUUUAUCGACUUUUCACGACUUGAAGUAAUCAGUGAGGCAUAAAUUCUCUUCACAAGUUUGAUAGUUUGUCAAACAGCCAGGCAGUGAGAAUUUACACCAUCAUCAAUUAAUUGGAUGCGACCAUUAGGUCACCUGACUAGCCGGUCAUUAAAGAGAUAUCUCCAUCAGUUGAGCGAAGUAGCUUUAUCAUCUUUGGAGGUUAUUGACCCGCGCGGUAUUUCAUUGUAUCUUUAGGAUGAUGAAUCUCCAACAGACAGCGAUUCUUCCCGUCCCUUUAAGGUCACCACAGUCAAAAAGAAUCUCCUUGAUACAUUUGAAGUUCCUAAAUCUGGGAAAACGGAACCUGCUGCUGAGAGAACUAACGUACUCCUUUCACCCAGACCGUUUGAAUUAGGGAAACCAGUGGCAAAAAGUUCUGAUAGUGAUGGGAGAGUGGAAGAUAAGUCUCCCUUUGGAGUUACAGCCGUCGAAAUGGGCACCGUUGAAAGUUUAAACUUUGAAGUCCCAAGUAAAUCUAGACCAGAGACUAAACAGGAAGAAUUUGAAUGGGGAAGGCCCCUUCUUGGGGCCUCUUCUGACGAAGAAGAUUACGAGGACAACGAUGGGGAGACGGUCGUGUUUGAAUCAGCACAACCUGUUUACUUGGAAGAGGAACCAGGCGAGGUAAGUAUUUCAUUGCAGAGUUCGGGAGAUAAAAGUGAUGAUCCUGAUGAAGAAGUCAUCGAGGAAUACGUUGAUGAAGACGGACGUCAGGUAAAAAGAAUUGCUAAAUUAACGACCACCAAGACAAUACUACGAGUAGAACGUCAGAUGCCCGACUUGGAAAUGGAUGUCGAUAUCCCUCCUGAGCCAAAAGAAGAGGUAGAGGAGUACACAGACGAGCACGGACAACGGAUAACAAGAGUAAUGCGCACUUCUCAUACCACUACAAUGAAAACGGUGCUGCGAGAUGGAUCAAUGAAGGUUGUCCUGAAACCUGAUGAUGUCGAUGAUUCCAAGCUUAGAGAAGAUCCCGAGGAAGGAGAACAGAUAGUGAUGAUUGCCUCCGAUGCUGGUCGUCGCACACAGAAGCUCAGAAAAUCAGUUUUCACGACUCAGUUGAAAGGAACAUUACAACCUGUUAACGUUGCGUUCCCGUCGGAAGAAGAAUCCGAUAUGCCGUCACCCAAACUACCUGCGGAGUCUGGAAUGGAAGUUGGAGACGAGGAUGAAAGAGGCGAGCCAGAAGAAAGGCCAGAAGUUAAAGAAAACGUGUUUUCUGUGCACUUCGAGAAAAAAGUGAUAAUUCCUGAGUUGAGUUCAUCGUUAGAGGAGAUUCCACAAUCCAAUUUACUGCCAACGAAAACAGAUGACCAUUCACCAAAGGCGAUUGACAAAAAUAAAGAUAACAGAGGACCCCAAGUGUUUGAAUCAGCGGCACCUGUCUAUCACGAUUUGGUCCCUUCACCAGAUGAUAGAACGGAGGAAGAGUCACCAGAGGAGGUUGAAGAAUAUCUCGAUGAAAAUGGUGUUCGUGUUAGGAGAAUUGUGAGACGUUAUGUUACUACAACUGGUAUAAGGAGACAGCAGAUUGAACCAGAGCAAGUCGAGUUUUCUAUGGCGCAAACAGGAGAUGGAUCACUGGGACAAGUCGAAGAAUAUAUCGAUGAAAAUGGAGUUCGUGUAAGGAGAACUGUGAGACGUGAUGUCACCACGACCAGUAUUAGGAGACAGCAGAUUGAACCAGAGAAAGUUGAGUUUUCUAUAGCGCAAACAGGAGAUGGAUCACCGGAACAAGUCGAAGAAUAUAUCGAUGAAAAUGGAGUUCGUGUAAGGAGAACUGUGAGACGUGAUGUCACCACGACCAGUAUUAGGAGACAGCAGAUUGAACCAGAGAAAGUCGAGUUUUCUAUAGCGCAAACAGGAGAUGGAUCACCGGAACAAGUCGAAGAAUAUAUCGAUGAAAAUGGAGUUCGUGUAAGGAGAACUGUGAGACGUGAUGUCACCACGACCAGUAUUAGGAGACAGCAGAUUGAACCAGAGCAAGUCGAGUUUUCUAUAGCGCAAACAGGAGAUGGAUCACCGGAACAAGUCGAAGAAUAUAUCGAUGAAAAUGGAGUUCGUGUAAGGAGAACUGUGAGACGUGAUGUCACCACGACCAGUAUUAGGAGACAGCAGAUUGAACCAGAGAAAGUCGAGUUUUCUAUAGCGCAAACAGGAGAUGGAUCACCGGAACAAGUCGAAGAAUAUAUCGAUGAAAAUGGAGUUCGUGUAAGGAGAACUGUGAGACGUGAUGUCACUACAACCAGUUUUAGGAGACAGCAGAUUGAACCAGAAAGUCGAGUCGAAACAGUUUUCUAUAGCAAGCAAACAGGAGAUGGAUCACCGGAACAAGUCGAAGAAUAUAUCGAUGAAAAUGGAGUUCGUGUAAGGAGAACUGUGAGACGUGAUGUCACUACAACCAGUUUUAGGAGACAGCAGAUUGAACCAGAGAAAGUUGAGUUCUCUAUAGCGCAAACAGGAGAUGGAUCACCGGAACAAGUCGAAGAAUAUAUCGACGAAAAUGGAGUUCGUGUAAGGAGAACUGUGAGACGUGUUGUCACUACAACCAGUAUAAAAAGAGAAGGCCAGCAGAUUGAACCUGAAGAGGUUGGACUUACUUUACCGCAAACAGGAGAUGAAUCACCAGAAGAAGUUGAAGAGUAUAUUGAUGAAAAUGGAGUUCGUGUAAGGAGAAGUGUGAGACGCGUUGUCACUACAACCAGUAUAAAAAGAGAAGGCCAGCAGAUUGAACCUGAAGAGGUUGGAUUUACUUUACCGCAAACAGGAGGUGAAUCACCAGAAGAAGUUGAAGAAUAUGUUGAUGAAAAUGGUGUUCGUGUGAGACGCACCAUCACAACCACAAGUAUAAUACGUAAAUCUGGCGACGAACAGAAAAAAGAUCUGGGUACAAAGGUAUUUGAGUCGGCGGCACCUGUUUAUCUCGAGACAGAAGAUGUUGCACCAACAACAAUAGAGCUACCUGUAUCCCACACAGAACAUGACGCGCCAGAAGAAUUUGAAGAGUAUGUUGACGAACACGGUGUACGGAUCAGAAGAGUUGUGACACGAACAGUGACAAGAACUGUGCAUCAUGGAAGUGUUGAAGGGACGAUCGGAAUGCAAAGGCCAGUAGAGGAAGUGGUUCCAUAUGAGGAAACUGAAACUGUGGAAACAAUCACACCUGAAUCCACUGUCUUUAAUCAAGCUGAGCUUACAUCAUCCCGGCGAGUGUCCAUCCCAUACCAAACAACCGUCGUACAACGUUACCUUGUCGUUAUUGAAACACUUUAUCAAUACGUAUUGGAGCACAAAUCGUUGAUCUUCAUCUACAGCUCAAGACACAUGCGGUUUAAUUUUGUUCUGGAGAAUUUCCUGCAGUGGAUGCUCACAACUUUGAAAAAGUUGAGCUGGAUGAGGGCCGUUUCGUGGAAAGUGGAUGAAAUCAAGACGCAAUUGCAAGAAAUCAAGGUAUUCCUCUCACGCAGAAUAUUUGUUGAUUUGCAUGAUGGGAAUUGCAUGAACAUUGUAUGCCGAGUAAUUUGCACGGUGCUUGUGGAUAUCGGCCAUGAGGCCAUUUCUGGCUCUUUUCUCUCUACCACUGCUAAACCUCUUUAAACAAGAUUUGUUGUCAUUGCUUGCAUGCGUAACGAGAAAGUCAACCUUGGAAAAACUUGGAACUACACUGAGAUGCGAUCCUAAAUGUGAUAAUCUGUAAACAAGAUAGACUGUAAUAAAAACCUAUUUAUUGCUAAUAAAAUAAAAUUUGCAUGGACGUUUUGAUAAAAAUGAAAUUAGUAGCAAGUAAAUUGUGGCUUCAUUUGAAGCUAUCUUGGUUCAUCUAUGCCUUUUGCUUAUCGCACCAUCUAUCACUGUAGUUGCGUUAGUUCAAAGUUCACUCUGAGGCAUCUGCAAUGUGAUUUGACGCGUCCUAUUCCAUUGAUGAUCAAAAAUUGAUUAAUGUACUACACAAUUUGCAUUUUAUGUUAGCACCACAUAUCUAAUACUGAUGUUUUAUGUAUAUGGAAUAACUUUGUUGUUUUGUCCGUUAUCAGUGUAUGUCGGCUAUGUAGUGAUUGUUUUCUGAGGAAUCAUACCUCCACUGUGCACUUCUAAGGAAGCCUCCACAUACUUCUUACUCGCCUACUUCUGGCCAAUUCUAGCAGUCGUGUUUAUGAUCUUGCUGCUACACGUACUUUCAAUUCAGUUAUUCAUUUCAUGUAUUCGCUUCGUCUAUGUUUACUUUUUUCCUUGCACCUAAUUAUUUCUUUUGCUUGGUUCCAGCUUGUAUUCGUGCAGCCUUCAUCUUUUACUUUGUUCUCACAUCACAAAUUAUUUUCACUUUACAUUCCUUUCUAUUACUGUUACAUUUUGUUUGUCAUGUUUAUAUCAGUUUCCUUUUUACAUAUAUGCUUUAACCGUAGCUAAUAUCAUUCAUUUCUUGAUCUUCUUAUUGUGCCAACUCAUACUCGUAAAAGUUUUGUAAAUCUCAUAUGAAUCUGUGAUUUUCAAGAUUUCAUUUAUUUUUCUACUUCUUUCCUCAUUUGUUUGCAGCUGAAUUAAAUACAGUCGUUGUUAACGAGAGAAUCUAAUAGAAGCGUUUAAAUGACUGAUACUCGGCUGAGUGUUUAUUUUUAAACGCGUUCACGAGGGUAACAGUCAUAACCAACGAUAAAAUUAAACUUUUUAAAAGUUCAUAAAACGGAAUUCCUUUUCGAGUAUGAGGAUUACAAUCUGAUAUUUUCGUUACAAACAACUUUUAGGACAAGCAAUAACAAAAUGCACAGUUAUUGAUCAUUUGAUUCUAAUCUGUUCAUAAAAAUUCUACCUGUUAGCGUCUAACUUCACUGAAUCCUUAAAUCACUUUCGUGGGAAAUGAUAACUGCAAAGAAAUACUUUCAUUCCUUCUAUUUCCAUAUGUAAAAUUUCUAACAUUUUUAAGGUGAGAAAAACACCAAGUUUUUAAAAAGAUCCCUCCCUUUUUCUCGUAGGACAUAGAAAACGAAAUCGCUGAUCGAGCACCAGUCAUUGAAAACUUCACCAAAGUCAGCGAGGUCCUGGUUGAAACUGCGCAACCUGGCGACAAAGAGGAACUUUCCAGAGAGGUGAAUCACGUGACCGAAGCCUUGAGCAGCAUCGUGGAUAGAACCGCGGACCGACGGAGAAGCUUGGAAAAUGUUGCGCCUCUGGCGGACGAUUUCCAUGAUGCCUUACAAAACCUGUCAGAAGUGAUUUCUAAAAUUGAAGACAAACUGAAUACCCAGCGUGCAUUCGGGGCGGAGCCUGAAAAGAUCCAGGAGGAGAUUGAGAAGAUAAAGGUGAGGCUUUCACAGAAAGUUAGAGGUCUAAGGGGCCUCUGUAAGUAAGAUUCUAUGGGACAUUUUUUGUGCCGUUACAGUGACUUCAAAGUAUUAGUUCAGUUAGAUAAAGGAACAAAGAAGAGACAGCAGUACACCAUGAAAGAAGUAGGUAAGCUGAAGAUGGAGAAGAUUGAAACGGAUUGCAAAUGGAAAUUGACGAGCGUGAAAAUAAGAUAAGCUGAAUUUUAAGAAUAAACAAACCGUAAUGUAGUGCCUUUAAAAUAUUCUUUCACUUUAUUACUCCAUUUCCGCGUGAAACUUUGCAACUUCAUUAUAUCAUAGUCAUUAGUAUCAUUAUUAUUAUUAUUAUUACUAUUUUUUUAUCAUUAUUAUUAUUAUAUUAUUAUUAUUAUUAAUGCUUUGAUGAACCACACGACGCUUUUGAAGUUCAUUUUUUUAAUUUUUUAAUGAAAACAAAACAUGUUUCGGAUGAAAUAUCAUCCAUCGUCAGUUGUAUUAUGAGAAAUAAAAUGAAAUUAUACAAUAAAUAGUAUAACAAAGUGUGGAGAGGAGAGGAGAGGAGAGGAGAUAUUAUCAUUAUUAUUAUUAUUAUUAUUAUUAGAGAUGUUAUUAUUAUUAUUAUUAUUAUUAUUAUUAUUAUUAUUAUUGCCAUUAUUAUUGUUCUUAUUUUCAUUAUCAUUAUCAUCAUUACAAUUAUUAUAAGUAUUUUGAAUUUUAAGUCAACUCAUUUGGUUAGUAAUCGAGCGGGAAAGAAAAAAACGCCAAAGUUUCCGUAUUUUGAGGUGACAUAAAUGUGAUGUUGACCCAUCAGACAUCAGUUGUUUACUUUGCUGUUUUCCAGUCGGCACGUGUACUUAAAGUCCAUUCUCCUCUUGUACUAGAUCCAAAGUUUUUCUUGUAUCUUUGUCCGAUCCUUUUCAAGGGUCAAAUUUUUGGAUAAAAUACAUGAAAAUAGAGGGGGGCCAUGAACAGAAAACAUUGCUGAAAAUGUUGUUUUUUUGGUUUUGUUUUUUUUUUUUUAAUUGUGUCCUUAUAUAACUGGCAUUUCCUUAGAAAAUCCGGCAAAAUUUCGAUUUGUCAAGAACUGAUGUAUUUUCUCACGUUUGAGUUUGUUGUUAAGGAAGAAACUGUCAAGGCCUUCUUAUAGUGCUCUUCUGUAAAUAUACACGACUAAAGUCUAAAAAACACUGGAAGAGGGAAAGAUGAUUCGAACAUCACGUACAGCGAUGCUACUUCAUGCUCUCUUUACAACAAAAUAUUCAAUGGUGUUAAUUUAUGAAGACAGUCUUGUAAACAAGCUAAUUUGGUUUUUGGUAAUUUUUUGACGUGAAGGUAAAGAAUCAAAGUUGUUGAAUUUUGGAGGUUAAUUCCCACGGACCGCUCAGCAUGGUUUCCAUCGAGGCGCUUUAUUUGUUUGGUUAUUUUUGGCAAAAGAAUAACCUUGCUAAUUAUUUUACAUUACAGGAAUCAAAAUACAAAGGACGGACCGAUGUGAAAAGAGAUGUUAGCAAGCGAGGAAAUAAAAGCAUAAUUCUUUUGUUCGUAUUUUUAUUUGUAGGCCUCUUAAAAGGAAAUCUGCUUUAGAGAUUCUCUCUUUCAAAACACAUUGUUCCGAAAGUUCUUCGUCAUUGAAAUUCCUGCAGCGCGUCACUGUUGCUUUGAAAUUGCCUUUUCUGUCCUUUCGUUCUUAAAGAUUUGCAGAUGGAAUCUGAUGAGUCCCGCAUGAUUUCAUCAUGAGUGUUCUUGUGUUGUGACAUUUAUUGUAUUUCUUGUCUAUCAUGUAGGGAAAAUGUUACUUUCGUAGAUUAGAUAAUUACGCUUUCCUCACAAAUCUUGAAUCAGAAACUUUUCAAAUGUGCUUUUCAAAACAUUAUUAAAAUGGAAUUUACUGUAAAAUGUAUUCUUAGAAACACGUCAUCACUUGAUUUUUUUUGGUUGCAAAAAUCAAAAUGAUUUUUUUUCUCAGUAUAUUCAAGAGAUGACAUUAAAAUUUCGCUGUUUCCUUUCUCAGUGGGAACACAGGAUUAGGGCUUUUUUGUUGAGAUCUUAUGUUUAACGUAGUGCACUGAGAGAAAGAAGCUGUUUCUUUGUUUAAACUCGCGCAGCCCGUAACAACAAAGACGGCGACCUUGUCUCAAAUGUAAAUUCGGUGUCGUGAAUGUAUAAUUAAGUGGCAGUGUUUAGGAUAGCAAAUUUAUGUAGACGCAACGGUUCUCUGGAUUGUUUUGAGAAACCCGAGUCAUCACCAACCGUCUAAACACCAAGCAAAGAUCUGUGUUAUACACAAUGAAAAGGAAAAUUUCUGGAUUUGUUCAUCAUCGGAACCUAUCAUCAAAGAUUAUUCUGGAUAUUUCAUGUCGAACAAGCGAAUGAAUGGAAGGAAGUUGUUUAUAAAAUCAUGCUUACGAUAAAUCCAUCGGUUCAUCCGAGGAACACGUAGAUCUUACCUUACAACACAAUUAUUUAAGUUUUAAAAUGCACAAAAAGGAAAAUUGGAGUAAUCUUCCAGAAUGUGAAUCUCGAGGUUGCAAAAUUAAGACGGAUCGCCUUGGGCAUUGUAAUAACGCGAAAUUUGAUGAAGCCGCCGACAUCAGCAGUCUGCGAUUAAAACUCCGUACGAGGCGAUCGCUCGGAGAAUGCUCAUGCGACAGAAAAGAGGUGACUUCAGUCCGUACUCAAAUGAAUGGGGGAACGUUUAUCAGAUUUACGGGACCCACGAAUAAGAGCACCGUAAAUCCCGCUGCUAGAGUUAUGAUAAGCAACUCAAAGAGCCGAUCAACUUGCGGAUGUUUCUUGGAAAAAUCUUUGGACGGAAAAUCUCGUGCCUUCAAUUUACAAGCUAACGAUGUGUCAGAAAGUGGAAAAGAGGAAUAUUUUCGCGCCGUAACUAUUUGGCAAGGCUGUUUGAACAAACAUUUAAAUGUCCGUGUGAGAAGAUCGUCUGGCCAAUCUUUACCGCGAGCAAAUCGUAUUUCGUCUGAAUAUUUUUAUUGCAAUGGCGAGUUGCAGGCUGGGAAAAAGAAAUUUUAUAGUAAAGCGAAAAAUUGUCUUCAACCGGAGGUAGGGACUCCGAGAUGUUAUUAAAAUCUUGGAAACACCGUUCUUUUCCUUUUGAGGAAUUUUCUAAAUUUAGUACUGAUGCAGUUGGUACGCCUUAAAUAUUGAAGACAAAAUUGGCAAGGUUUUGUGUAUGGUUUUACUAAUUGUGGUGAUUUGACUUGGAAAUACGUUAACUGGAAUUUCAAAUUUCAAAUUCGAGUGAAUGUGAUUAUUAUUUUUCAAAUGGUAAUCGCUCUUGAUCGUUCUCAAACAUCGCACGGAUUGGGACGAUAAUAAUAAUCAAACGAAAUGCAAAUGACAGGCACUUAAAUUAUGUUGUUCUAAAGGAGCCAUAAAGUAAAUAGUUUUAUUGUAUUUUCGUUCAAAGAAACGACUAAUUUAACGAUUUCGAGCGAAAAGAACAGUUUGUUUCGCCCGUUUUAGGCAGGUACCCGCUGUUAAAUAAAAACAACUUUUUCGCAUAAUUCUAUAAACCUGAAAUAUAUUUCAACACUUUCGAAAGUAAACUUCACCCCGCAGGUGCAAUAUUUGUACCCUGAUAUUUCAUAUUUAAACAUGCAAUAAUUCUUUGUAAACACUUUUUCCGCUUUUUGUAUUCAUGCUUGGUUUCUUUGACGAAAAUUAUAAAUAUUGGACUUUGGAGUGCUUAACCACAGAAGUAUUAAGAUGUAUUUUAAUUUGAAGCAAUCAUUUUUUAGAGUUUUCUCGUCUUCCUUUCCAGAACUUACAAUCAGAACUAAACAAUUCAGCGGAAAGAGCUCACGUUACUGGGGAAGCCCUCCUGAGUCUGCAAGAUCCUUCCACAGACAUGGCAGCGGUGCGCAGUCAAAUGGAUGCGCUGUCAAGUCGGGUAGAUGCACUUAAGGGUAAGAUGACCCGGUUUGAAGAACAUUACGACGAGCACAUGCGCAAAGCCAAUGAGUUUCAGUUGGCGGUUGAAAGGCUUCUUGCAAAGUUCGGCGGGAAAAAGGAGGAGCUUCUAGCAAUAGACAUAGACACCACAGAUGGACAGGCCGUCAAGAAACGACUUGAGGAGCUGGAGGUAAACACUUUUUCUUUAUCCAUAUUAAUUGGAAGAAAAAAAUUUUUACUUUCACUUUAGAAUAACAGUAUUUCAAAUAUGAUUUACAUAGAAUGGCGCAAAACUUUACGAAGCUGUGCUUAAACUGAAGACAUUUUCAAGUCUUCUUUGACAUGUUGUUUGGCGCCCAAAGACGCCUGCAGCUGUAAGAAAAGUGACAAAGAAAAUUGUUUUUUCUUCGCUUUUUUCAGCUACACUAAAUUAGUGUUAACCCUAUAACUCCCACAAGUGAUUUGCUUGUAAAUUCUCCCUAUAACAUCCAUACAUUAUCCAGCAAACAGGUGACGAGAAUACUCAAACUUAUCAGGUCGAAGUUAUCUUGGUCUAACACCAAAAGUUUCGAAACUAAUUUACAAAGAAAUGUGUCGGCAGCUAGAGGGGAGAAUUAACAGUCAGAGCUUGGGAGUUGAAUGGCAAAAGAUGUAAAAUACUUACGAUAUCUCUCUUUGACUGGCAUUUUCAAGUCGCUCAGUUAGUCACGCCAUUUUGUCCGCAUACCUUGUGCUUAAACAAUCCCUGAGAGUACUGUACAGCCGUUGAUAACCGCGAAAUCUCUCAGACUAAAUAUUGUCCGAACGUUCCAGAAAGUAGAUCAGGGAUGACAUGUCUUUGGAAACAUUUGCUGCUGGUAAACAUUUUCUUGUAGCCUCAUAUGACGUUGCUUACUUUUCUUUUACAGGCCUUUCACGAAGAGAUCAGUAAACACAAGCCACUGCUUACGUCAGCGACUCUGACUGGUGAUUGGCUCAUCAGAAACGCGCACAGAUCAAGCGCCUUGUAAGUGAACCGAACCUUAAUUUCCUUAGCUUGAAUUCAAGGGAGAUCCACCUACGUUUUCUUAGUAAGCUAUGAACCCUCGACUUGAUGGAAAAAGUGUUUUAACAAUUAACAAGAUGACUUCUUAGUGCAAAUAGUCUAAAACCAUAUUUUGUGAAUUUAUAAAGAACGGAACGCUUGGGACACAUUGAAUAAAAUAUUGUUCAAGUUCACCAAGACUCUGUUACUUGAAUAAUUCUAUUAUUUUAUUCAUUUAAACUGAUGAAAAUAUGAUGUUUGAUUUAAGCUGUUCUCCAUCCCCGUUUUCGUAGCAUUACUUGUCUUAUCCACCAUAGGUUACCAAACGGAGAACCCGAGAGUGAAGCCAUCCCACGCGAUGUCCAAGAAAAGCUGGACAUGAUCAAAGAAAACUUCCAUGUCCUGGAGAUAAAAAUCCGCGAACAAAGACUUUACCUGUCUUCCCUGUCACCUCAGCAGGUAUCAACUGUAUAGCUUGUUGGUUAUUCUUGGGCGAUGGACGAGGGAAAGAAUGUUUGCACAUUGCCCUUCUUUCUUUCCCCUUCAUAACAUGCACAGCCGAUUGUUCAGGACGCUGAUCUUGAAUUCCAAUCGGUGGCAUGUACAGGUAGAAAUCGUCACUCAAGCGAUUUCAGAGUAGCCCCGCUCCGCCUUCAUGACUAUAAUUUGUGUUAUGGUUCAAGUUGGCAUUUAUGUUUCGGUUGUUUGCGAGUCCUUCAAAAGGAAAAUUGCAGCUCUGCGUCAAAGGUCCGAAAAUCCAUGUUCUUUGGCAGCCUGUCCUCUGUGACGUUUAGACAUCUGGUCUAGAUAUCUUUUUCAAACUUUCAUAGACAUGUUUUGUGUUUCAGGAGCAGAGACUGUUCGCUCUUCCAGUUGACCAUCAACCUGUAGAGGAAGCCCUGAAUCAUUUUAUUUCUUGGCUUUCUCGUGCGAAGGAGGUGGCCUCGAACUAUAAGCCCUUGAAACCUGAUCUGAUCACACUCAAAGACGAGGAGAUAGCAAUCACAGUAAGUUUGAGUUGUAAAGGGUUUGUUAUAAGCACAUGAGGACGUACUAGUAGGGUUUUCUUAGAGGAGCAAAGCAUGUCAACACCUUUUAUCAAAACUUAGUUCCAGUUUUGCACGUUAGUGGCCGUUUUAUUUUUGACGCAAUCAGUAGCUGGCGGGAAUGUAUUGGAAGUCUAUUAGAUUCAACUCUUUGCAGUGGUCAUUGUACCAUGGUCUUCUUAUCCUUUGAACGUCCAAACUCCAAUUACAAUUAUAACUGAGUUAGGUGAGAUUGUAAGGAAAUCCAAAGUGCGUAUAGUAAUCCAGGGGCGGAGUGGGGGAAUAGUCGGGUGAAACGCUAUAGAAAAGAAUCCCAUCGACGCGUAAAAACGGGACCACUAGUUUCUUUAUGGCGACAAAACUCGAAUAACUCCUAGUGACAAGCUGCACUAUUCUUGAACACUUAUCUUAGCGAUGUCAUUUUUCCUUUUUGUCCAGGCCGACAGACGCGACGUACUGAUGCACGAACCGAGCUACAACAGCCUCGUCCGAAAGGCCACUGAAUUCCUGCAGAAGUCAGGCCCAGGACCGAAACAAGAUGAAAUCAGCGCCAAAGUGGAAGAUGUGAAGAAGAGAUGGGAAGAGCUCAAGAAGACAACAAACGAACGACAUGCACAAAUCGCUGAUGUUUUACCGCUGGCUCAAAAAUACCACGACAAUUCGCAGAACGUGAAGGAUGUGGUGACACUAGCUGAAACUGAGUUAGGAUCAUAUCUUGGUGUGUCGCCCGACGUAGAGAUAGCAAAACAAGAGUUACAGAACAUCAAGGUAUGAAAGAUGAUGCUCUUACAGUUGUAACUAAGGCUGGGUUAUUCCAAACCUAACUUAGUUAAUGAUGUAAUUUAGUAUUAUCAACUGAGUUGAUAACGUAAACUGGCCACUGUAAAGAGUUUAAAAGCUGGCGUUUCGAGCGUUAGCCCUUCGUCAGAGCAAAGGACGAAGGGCUAACGCUCGAAACGUUACCAACUCGAUUGAUUAUACUAAAUAACACUGUUACACUCUCCCACCUACGUAGCACCAUAGUUUCUUCAGAAACGUAACCCCCUUUAUUCAUUAGUUAAUGAUGGAUUAACUGCGAACGAAAUCCCUCAGAUAAACUUAGCAUUUUCCAAGGCAGUGGACCUUGACUGGUAUCAACUGUCUCUCGAACAAUUUAGCAAAAGAGUACAGCGAUAAAUGUGUGGUUUCCCAAUACACCAUUUGCACAUCUUCCAUUGGUGAAUUUGCCCUCGUUUAAUCUGUAACUGCUCUGAUUUCUCUUCAGGGUGUCCUAAAAGCUGUAGAAAAACGCGAACGCGACGUCAAGCGAAUGAACGAGGUCGGCGCCGAGUUGGCCGAAAAACUCGACAAUUACCACGGGAUGUCAAGCGAAGCGCGCAACGAUCAGCAAACAACCAAUGAUCGUUACGAACGGAUUCGAUUGGAGCUGCUUAACCGCGAGAAGCUGAUUGAAGCGCAAGUCAACUCCUCGGAUCAAUUCAUGACUGCGCUGCAGGAGUUGGAAAUGGACUUAACUGGCGUGGACGCUGCCAUCGCGGAUGAAUCAGUCGGUAGUGACAGUGAAGAGCUAAAGCGACAGUUGGCUGAGCUUCAGGUGAGAAUAAUUCUUACAGGAAACUGAUCAUUUAAAUUUAUAGCGAUAAUGCAUUUCUCAACUUUUCACACCUUCUAGAGUUGCUUGCACUUCGCGUACGGUUUUGAGCUUUUUUCUUAAGCAUUAGAGGGUGUUCCAAGUAACAUUUGUAUGAUAAAAUUCGAAUGCUAAGGGUCUGAAAAUUUAAAGAACUUGAUACUGGUCCUGUCCACGGUUGCCCUUUUUUCACCCUUUAACGCCCACGAGUGACCAAGACAGAACGUCUUUUUACAAUAACGUUACAAUAUCAAUCUGAGUAGUGAUGAGAAUAAAGAAAUAUUCACUUAGGGGACUAUUAGUUGACUCAAUACCAAAUUCUCCGAACCAACAUCUUAAGAAUUUUUAUGGCAGACAGUGAAAAGAAUUACUAAAAAGAUCUUGGGAGUGAAGGGGUUAAAAGAACCCAAAUCAACUCUCAAAAUCUCGUGGUCUGACUUCUCAAAAAAACGAUUUCCUUUUGUUCGCUCGCUGUCCCUAUCUUUGGCAAUUUUAACUGUCUCGAUGUUUUCUUUUUAAGGCCUCUAAGGUCGCUUUAGCUCAGCGACGCCCCAAAUUAGGCUCGUUACAAUCGGAUGGACUGGCACUGAUGAAGGACAACAAAGAAAACGAAAAGUUUGUGGAUGCAACCAAGUCCAAAGUUCAAAGCGUUACAGAUCUGUACUGCAACAUUGAGGACAGAAUCAAAAAUCGGAUCGCGCAUGUACAAACUGCGCUCUACCGCUGUCAAGGAUUCAACGAGGCGCUAGACGACUUUGAAAGAUGGCUGUAUGACACCGAGAGUCGAUUCCAGGCCCUUGGCAUGCUGUCAAUCAAGCCAAGUGUGAUCAAGAAGCAAGGUUCUGGACUGAAGGUAACUUGGCGCUUAAUUAAUGGCCAGAGGUUUAUCUCCGUAUGCUGUAUAUAUUUAACGACAAACCAUUAAAACGUUUCCUUUUUCCCAAGUGAAUGAUUGAGUUCUGUUUGGGUUGAAAGGUUUUUUUAGUUUCUUCUGUUUGUUAGCUUUGCCUCGAUGACAAAAAUGAUGGCCACACAGCAGUUGUGAUGUGGCCUCCAUUACAGAUUCUUGUGCUUUUUCAGGAAAGUGGCUCCAGCUUUUCAAAUUGUGAAUGUAACUUAACUGUUUUACCAUGCAAAUGAAAGCAGUUUAGUUGUUCGUUUUUGUGCUACUGAAUGGCGUAGUUGGUUUGGAUUAUGAUUCAGUCGUUAGAAUAUAUCUGAAAAAAGUAGUUAGACACGCAAGGCGAGAAGCCUUUUUGCAUGUCCUGUUAUCAAAAGUAGUCGUUGCGAUUUUCCCAUAAAUUCAAACCAGGUAGAAUUUGUAAAAGCAGUUGCAGGUAGAAUAUACUCUCGUAGAGACAACUAUGUAAGGAAAGUAUUCUUCAUGUCGUGCGGAGCAAAUUGUCGCCACGGUCAGUUUGUCACAGUUUCAUAAUCUUAACGACCGUAUCUUGAGUAUGGAACUGAUAGCAAAUGCUUUGAAUUCUAAGGUCAUCAAAGAAGACAUCGAACUCCAUGCCCUUCUGUACGAAGAACUCAGAAAAGCAGGUUUUGACAUGCUAACACGAGCAGACUCCAUACCCGACAAAAGCAACAUAGAGUUAAGACUUGCGGAUGUGAAAAACCGCUGGGAAAGCUUAAGAGCGGGGAUUGACGAGCGCAAUAGGAGUCUUGGUAAACUGGUACCGAGCGUAUUUGGCUACGUGGAAGUGCGAAAGGAGGUGAUCACGUGGUUAAGCGAGAGCGAGAAGAAAUUUGACGAACUCGCUUUGGGAUUCGGUGACGUAGGCGACCUCACAAUCAUGUCACAGAAACAAGAACAGCUCAAGGUGACUUGGGGUUUAUUUUACUUAUUUAUGUUUUUUCUUCUAUUUUAGCACGGGGCUUAGGCCAAAUUUCUUACGCUUCGUUAGGUUCGUCAAACUGUGACACAAUAUUUAAAUAUAUCUUUAAGAUUUAACUCUCGUUUGACAGGCUUUGCGUGAGGACAUGGAGAACCAUAGACCAGUGUUCCAGAACCUUUUGACCAUGUCCGAGGCUUUGAUUGGCGUGUGUCAUGAGCUGUUAAUCAAUAACGACGUUGUCAUGGUGAUCGGUGAAGUGGAGGAGGUUAAGAGACGAUGGGAGGCGUUAAAUACGAAAGUGCUCGGUGGAGAAAAAGAACUGAGAAAUUCCAACAAGACCCUUGCAUUGGUGUGUACCGACUUUGUGUAAAAGUGCAUUUUUUUACUCUUGCAACGUUCACUUUAAUUGCAGAAAUGCGUGUCUUUGUGAAUUUUUUUUCUGUCAGUCAGUCAGCCUUUCAUUAAUUCCGUCUGGCAUACUCUGAGUUGGUUUCUUGCUCAAUUUGUCAUUCAGAGAGUGAGAAAAGCAGUGAGGCAGUCCAGCAAUUAAGCAAACAAACAAACAAACAAACAAACAACAAAAAAAUGAAACGUAAACUGUGUAAAAACAUUUGAUAGCUAGAUUCCCCCUUUACAAGGGUUCAUACUUGGCCUUUUUUUUUCUAAACAAAAAAAUAACUGAUGUUGUCUUGGCUUCAGGUGCAAGAAGCGUUACAACCGAUGCAACAAGUCAUGGCUGAAGCAGAGGGUAUUCUGGGAACCGAGCCUAAAGUCGGCUUUAACAUUGGACAAGCUAAGGAAGAACUCAUCAAAGUUAACGUAAGUACAAAACAGUCGCAGUGUUUUUGAGAAAUUUUUCGUUUCGGAGGCAAUUAACUGAAGUUCAUGGAUGUGUGUGGGUCUUUGUCAACAGAAAUGCAUUGACGUGUUGGAAAAGACGGAAAUAAAGUUACUGAGAUUGUCCAAGCAGGUUACCAACAACGAGUAUAUCAUCACUAUUAUCAAAGACAACAGAGUCAUGCAGGUAAUUAAGACAGAAACUUAAUCUAUUCCGGCAUAGUCUAUCUUCCCUUUACUCGAUACACCCUAACUUAAAGAUGCAUAUUCUCCAUACUGUUCUCUAUACAGUUCCUAAAGAACUGACAAGGAGAGUUUGUAUAACAAUCAAGAGUAUCUUUAAUUGGUGAUCAUUUCCUUGGUUCUCGUCAACUUUACGUUUGAUUCAAGGGUGAGACUGUAAAGAGAAAUUAGAAAUCAGUCAUACUUGAUUAAAGGGUUAAAAAUCCACCCAUAGCAGUUUGUAGACAGAAGAAGGGUACUGAAUUCAACAGUAUACUAGUGCUGAGGAGCUUGCAUCGUUUCUCUCGACAGAUUCGCUUGAAAGAGAGAAAAGUCAAACUGGAGAAGUACAUCCGGACCGUGGAAGUUUUCCAGGGAGCCGGAAAUGAGAUUGAGACGAAAGUGAUGGGUAUCAUGAGUUUUGUUUCAGUUGAGGUCGUUGUCACAGACUUAGACAACAUCCGGGACCAAUUACAACACGUACAGGUACAUUAAAGAAUAGCUUACCUCUACCAUCAAAGGUUGCCGACUGACGUUGUCUGUUGACUGAUGAGAGAGUUUUAGAUCCACGCUUGUCUCUGAAUACUGCUAAGAGUCACGUGAAAAGACUCUAGCGGUCACGUUCGCCGUUUGCCGGCCAUGCUUGAACUUCGGGCAAGGCACUUUCAGGUAGUUGAACUCCAUUGAUGCUUUUUUCCUUCCUGUUCGAAAGUUCUCGCGUAUGUCCUGUAAAUAUAUGUGAGGUAAAGUCUUUACUUCAUAAUCAAUCUGUUUGGGAUGCUAGAAAACCAAUCUUUUGGCCACAUUUUGUAUUUGAAAUGAAGGACCUCUAUCCUUUGUGUAAUUCAAGAUGGCGGCGCACAUAUCGAUUUUUUUUCCAGGUGAAAGCCGACGUCGGUCUAAAAAGCUGAAAGUCUCGAAACUUCUAACCACAAACUGCUGACCGCGAUUUGACGUUUGCGGUGAACACACCAAACGUGGAUCUAAAACUCUCUCAUGACGCGCUUUUGCCCUGUGGCCUUUUCCUAAAGGUUGUCAUAGUAGGGAAGUCCUACAUAAAAUUUCGAAAUUGCUAAUGUAUUCACUAUAUAGCCCUUCACAUAACUCGUUCUAAACUCAGUGGUUUCGUUGCAAGGCGAUAAACUUUGGAGUCUUUCUUCGCAUACAUUAUGCUGACGCUUAUUGUUAACUUUCUCAUUUAUGAAGACCUUAAAUGUUACGUUCCUUGCGAGAGAUUUCCCAGAACUGUUAGUUUCCUUGUUGCGCAAAAGCAAUAAAGUAGAAAAAGGAGUAACUAAAUUAAGCUAUCUUUCGAAACGUUAAGUAGUUUCUGUUUCAUCUUGCUAGAAUCUGGAAGAGGAGGUUGUCAUUCAUCGAAGAAAAAUUGACACUAUGGAAGAGACUGGCGAAUGGAUCAUCAGAGAAAACAACGGCGAACCCGAAGUCAUCAGCGAAGUUCACUCGAGCAUCAACCGAGCGAAGUCGACCAUCAACGAAGUGACGGUGAAAUUGACGGAUCGUCGCCGAAGACUCGAAACGGCGCUGACGGAGAAACAACGAGUGUUUGACACCUUUGAUGACUUUGACAGAAGGGUUGUAAAGCUGGACAAGUCUCUGACUCGAGCUAAACCUGUAUCAGCCGAGUUUGUCGUCAUAAAAGAACAGAGAGCAUCUCAUGAGGUUAGUUAUUGUGCGACGGAAUGUUUAAGUUUAACGAGCCUUGAGGUUCUUUACCGCCUUAGCUUAUUCCAGUAUCUGUAGCGUAGAGCGGCCUGGAGUGUUGGGAUGCAAGUCCAACGUUAAGUUUCCGUCUCACGGCUCUCUGGUACCCAUGUAUCCUGCUUUAUUGUCCUUGAUGGAGGGAGGUAUUGUGAGGGUUAAGUGCCUUGCCUUAGAGCACAACUCAUCGAGCCAAGUUGAGACACGUUUUCCUUUUCCAGAUCGUCACUCGAGAAGUCGGCCGCCUUCGCCCAAUCUCCGACUACCUCUUCCCAGCAGCAGAGAGUCUUCUUGGCAAAGCUGAGGAAGCCCCGGAUAAGAAACAAUUUGAAACCCGUGUGGUAGCCACCCGUUCCCUUUGGGAAGGUGUGCGAGUUAGAAGCGACAAUCGACACGUUGUCAUUGAGCAAGUGUUUCCAUUGGCCCAUAACUACGAUGACGCGUACCGCGCAUUGAACAUUUGGCUCAGAGAGACAGAACAGAAAGUUAUCAACCUCGCUCCAGUUCUUUGCAAUUUCGAAAGCUUGAUUGGUCAACGCAAGAAUUUAACGGUGAGAGCUUUGACUUUCUUUUUUGAUCGAUUUUAGUACAAACGACAACAAGAAAAACAAAAAAAUUAUGAUGCAGUGCUUUGCGGGCUAGGAUCUAGGUCUAAAUCUUCUCCUAUGUUUCCUUAUUUUUCUUAUCGAGAAUUCUCAGAUGAAGUCUGCUUCUUUGGAAGGAAGGAAUAAUUUUAAAUUUUAUCAUUGGCUAACGUUUAAUUUUUGUUAUGGCUUCUAGGCUCUUCAAGAGGACGUCAAAAACCACGCACCGGUUUACGAGUUUUUCAUUUCAGCGGCGACGGCCCUCAGCAACGCUUGUGAUGCAGCUAACAUCACAGAAGGAUUGGAACCCAUCAAAAUGCUCAACCAAGAAGUAACAAAUCGCUGGCAAGUCAUGACAGCUGUCGUGGAGACCAAGAAGAGCGAGAUUGACAAUGUCCAACAGCAACUGAAGCAGUACGAAGACGCUGCUGAGAAAGUCAAACGCAUGUUGAACCGCGCCGAAACCACUUUGGCUUCCCCAAGUGAAUUAGGAGCAGAUGUAAACAAAGCGAAAGCCAACAGAGACACAGUAAAGGUGAGUCGGAAUUCGAGAUCUCUAUCAUUUGCCUCCUACGUUCACGUUUUUAACACGUUUUCUUAUUUUAUUGUGAUUUCGUUUAGACGUUAUUGUCGGUGUUUGAGAAUGGUAAAGAUGACGUCGAUUCCCUCAAUGAAGCUGGCCAGAAGCUUGUUCACAGCGUGGAUCAUCAACUGGUGAACUCUUCGCCCGUACAGGAUCAGCUGUCUGCUUUGAAUGCUUCUUAUAAAGACCUUUACGACAAACUGGAGGCAGAAGAACUUAAACUCGAACAGGUGCAGGGAUCUUUUAGCUUUGUUAAGUUUCCAUUGCCAGUUUUGCAUCUGCUGACAAGCAAUACUGUCAAGUCAGAGAACUAUUCCCUUUGAAACUGAGUUAGCGCUGACCGCUUACGAUGUCAACGGCAGACACGGUUUUGGUCAUUCUUCUGCGAUUUUUUUCAAACCUUGUUCACUGUUGAGUUUUCUUUAGAUUGUAGUGUUUUUGAUGGAACUAUGGCUAGUGAUGAGGCAGUUUAUUGUUUCGUGAAGCUGCUUUUACACCAGCUAAUUUUCCUGAUGAUUGCACUUGAUAAAGAAAACUGUUCGCUUUUCCAAGUAUCCAAGAGGACUUCUAGUUGUAUUUGAAAAGAAAGACUGUAGAAAAGAUUUCUCUUAAACUCUUUAUUACACCAUUAAAUUUCGUCUUCGACAAGAAACUGUGAAAUGAAAUACCCUACUGCGGAUGAUGAAUUUUUCAUCUUUCCAUUCAACUUGCAGGUGAUCGAGAAUGCAGAGGAUUUCCAGACUGCUAUUUUUGAAUUUGAAGCCUGGCUGCCCAAAGUUUCAGCCGCAGUUCAGCAGUUCGAGCCUAUUUCCUCUAAUCUGGGUGGAAUCAAAAAACAACUGAAGGAAGCUGAGGCAAGAAUUUUGAAUUGUUUAUAUUUGUCUAGCACAUACUGAAAUGAUGUCUGUCGUUUUCUGUUCGGUCAAUUUCUCCAAAGAAUUUUGAAGUAUUUUAUGAAAACCAUCUUAGACCGGUCCUUUACGGUUUGCUCUGGAGCUUGUUUGAAAGUUUUUCUUCGAACCGGAAAGUAACUAAAGCCUCAAAUAGACCCUGGGUCAUUUUGAUGGUGAGACGGAAACCCGUUUGCUGCAUAAGUAAUCGAAAAAUUAAAUAAAUUUGCAAAUUUUUCCUUCCAUGCUACAGGAUUUGCAUGACACUUUAGAGGAAAAGAAACCGCUGUUAAUAUCCGCUGAAGACUGUGGUCACAGACUUGUUGAAGUAUGUCCUGAGGAACAGACUAUAGACGAUGUGGUCGCCACCAAACUGGACCCAUUACAAAAGGCUUACGAAAUACUUUCCGCUGCGGUGGUGGAGAGAGUUGGCCAACUUCAGGUGAAGCUUGUUCAGUCCCAGGAGCUUGACGCGUCGCUCGCUGACGUCAUUCGUUGGUUGGUGGAAAUGGAGAAGACACUGAAUCGACAGGAACCCAUCGUAGUGCAGCCUGGGAAAGUCAACAGACAGAAACAAGAUCAAGAGGUGGGGUAUUAUUAGUUACUUUGUAAAUGCCUUUGUUUAUUUCCAAUAUCUGUGCAUAGCAUAAGGUGGUUAUUGCGACACUGAUGUAAAAGAAGAAGUCUUCGUUUUACUCCCAGCAAGUUUCAGCAGGCCUCUCUGACAAGUGACCAAUACUAUUUGUACUCUUGGGUGGAGACGAGCGAGGCACUCAAAUCCCUCACUCCGAAGUGUGGCACAUAAACCGUUGGACAAGUGAAGAAAGAGAUGCUUAAAUAUCAGUCCGACCAAUGCCUUUUUAUUUCUGCAGGUGUUAUGUAAAGAGAUUGCCAGUGAACAGCCAGUGAUCCAACAGGUUGAUAGUAACGCCAACCAUGCAAUGGCAUCUAUGCCAAACGGGCCAGAGCGUGACAUAUUCAAGUACAAGCUAGCAGACAUCGACCGUCGCUUCGCUGCUGUGACGGAAAAAUCCACCCAAAGAAAGCAAACUUUAGACUCACUCCAGCCUCUAGCAGAGCAAUACAGUGAGGUUUUUCAGGCGUUUACUCUUUAUUUGGAAGGCGCAGAAGAAAAAGUGGAGUCACUGAAGAAAGUACCACGUGACGAUGAGAGUGCUGCUCGUCACAAAGCUGAAGCACAGGUAACAUAAAUUUGACGAUAGUCGUUCGGUGACGUGGUGGCGUUCGACUUUUUCGGUAGAGAGGGAGAGUUACUUUAGUUUUUCCGGUAAUGUUAGCCAACGUCGGUCAUUAUUCAGUGAGUCUGUAGGUAAUUUGGUCGUGCGAUCGGUCAGUGAAUCAGUGGGUCAGUUAUUCACUCAAUAAUUUUGUCAGUCAGUCAGUCUAUUAAUCAGUCUGUCGGUCCGUUUUUCGGCUGGUCGCUCAGUCGAUUGUUCGGCUGGUCGGUGGGUCGAUCGUUCGCCUGGUUGGUCUGUCGGUCUGUCGGUCUAAAGCAGUUUGAGUUUUGAAGCAGAAAAGAGUUCUAUUUCCCACUUAUUUUUUGUUAGUUCAAACCACUAGCAAUUUAUGUGGAGAAAAAGAGACUGAAAUCGCAUUUGAAACCCGAAAUUAUUUAGAUAUUGGAUACCAACGUUUUAAAAAAUUACUUCAUCCUUUAAUUUUUUUUUCUUCAUUAGGAUUUUAACGCUUCAUUAAUUUUAUUUCAGGCAUUCGUAGAAGGAGUGGAGAACCACAAGGGUGUUCAUCAAAUGUUAAACAUGGCUUCAAAGGCCCUAAUUGAUUUUUGUGAGAACAGCUCUCUCACUGUAGACACGUCACACAUUAUAGAUGAAGUUCAAGAUGCUAAUACGCGCUACGAUAAGCUCUCCAGGGCAAACUUUGAUUUAGAGAAGCAGACCCGGGUUGCUGAACAGAGUAUUGAACCAUACCAAAAGGCUCUGGAACCUGUCGAGUUGACGUUUAUCGCAGUUGACAGUUAUCUUGAGUCUGAGCCCGCUAUCGGGUUGGACGUGGAAAAGGGCAAAGAAGAACUAGUGAAAGUUGAGGUAGGUUGAGUCUGGUGACAUUUUCUCUUUUAACAAGUGACGUUCAAAACAAAAUUACUUAAAACGUUAAGGAACAAUUCAGUAACGCAAAACAACUCGUCAACUUGAUAGUGUUAUUGGUUUUGCAAGAUAUCUAACAAGUGUCGUGAAACUGAACCCGAGAUUAUCACAAAAGCCAUUAAGAACAAAGAUAAAUGUCAAAAGGAUUCAAUCAGAACUAGAAGUAGACAGUUUGCAUAUCCAGUAUGCACAUUCCCUUUAGUGUUCUUUAUACAUUUCCCUAGACGCUGACAAGAAGAAUUUAUUUAACAGUCGAGAGCAUCUUUCAUUGGUGAUCAUUUCCUUUGUUCUUGUUACCUUAAUGUGUGAUUUAGGGGUGGUAGUGUGGGGAGAAAUUAGGUAAUAGUCACUCUAAGAGGUUACAAGGUUAAGUUUUUUAACCUGAUAUAUUUAAAAGAAGGAAAAGUUUUCUGGACCAAUCACGGCGUGGAGUGAAGACAAACCGCUCCAAACCUUGAUGAUAUUCGACUUCCACUGAAAAACAGCCUCCUUUCUGACACGUAAAUGAUUUCCACUCCCAGGAACUUCUAAGCACUCUUGAGGAACAGAAAGCUGAUCUGGAGGUGGUCGAAAUGUCAGGCCCUCCACGGGUUGAGCAAGCUGUGGAUUUAGCUGAAGAACUGGCCACUGUGUCUCAGAAAUAUGAGAUGAACGUCAACAAGUUGAAACGCCAAAAGGUACGGUUUAAAAACAGGUUUCUGCAUUGCAUUCUCACCUUUGUACUUUGUAGUUUGUAGCUUUUGAUAUUGGUCAACUGUGGACAUUUAAGGGUGCUGCGUGAAAGGCAAAUCAUAAAAUGAUGCGAACGUUUACUCUGCACAACAAACAACAUCCCAUAAUAUCUGUAAUAAGGUGUAAUCCUCUAACAAAAAAACAACAACAAAAAGAAGCCUACUGUAUAUUUUUUGUGUACAGGUUCGAUUGACAAAACACGUGGAGAAGCUAAUUCUGUUCAUGGAGGUGCAUCGCGAAAUCGAGAAGUGGCUGGAAGGAAUGUCAGAAACGAUUAGCGGAUUAUUACCCAUCAGUGAAGACAGCGACGAGGCCAAAGCACAACUGGCUAACACUAAGGUAACACUCUCAGGACUACGAAAAGUGUCCCCUAAUGAUCCCUAUUUGAAGUUAUCUGAUACCAGUUUUGCGGGAGAAUUUUUGCAGUCGACAUUAAACCCAUCGCAAUCUUUGUUUUUGCUUUCAGGAUCUUAAUGACGAAUUCCAGAAAUACCGCGCAAAGCUUGACGUGCUCGAAGAAAUCACUGAUUACCUCAUAGUAGCAGAAAAAGAUGAUCCUACUCUUGUUGCUGAACUAAGAGAGAAGUUCAGCGCGGUGGAAGAGCCCUUUGAACGCCUACACUCUGUUGUGCUACAAAGACAAGCCCGUCUGCAAAACAUAGUCAUUAAUAGUCAAGACUUUCAACUGUCACUGAAUGAAGCUCAAAACAAUCUGAAUGAAUUUGAAAGGAGCGUUGCUCAGCUAGAGCCCAUCAGUGCCAUUUACGAAGUGGUUCAACGACAGAAAGAAGAUCAUGAGGUAAUUAUGAAUAAAAAGUUAAAGUGAGGAUACUCAUUAGCACUGACCACUCUUUCUCGUGGUUGAAAAAGUUUCAUGCUUUUGGUUCUUAUGUGGGGCAUUUGUUUUCUUUUGCGAAAAAUGUUUGUUACGUCUAUGCUUCAUGCCCAAUAUGCGUGCAAUAUCAUACAUUUCAUCUCGCAUCCUGGACAUCCCAUUUAUCUACUAUGUUUUGUUAUUUUAAGGGUCUGUACCUUGAGAUCACCUUGAGAGAGGUUGUGUUCAACGAACUUCUCAAACUCGGUCGCGAGGUCCUGGAAAAGACUGCCCCAGGCCCAAACCGUGAAGCUCUUCAAAAGGACCUGAAUGACGUCGAAAGCCGGUGGACGGAAGUGUUUUACAGCACAACAGAAAGGCAGGAGGAACUCGAGGAAAUUGUACCACUGGCUCAGAAAUACUCUGAUUCAGUCAGUGAUUUACUUCCAUGGCUAACAGAGACCGAACAGAUGGUUGCAGAUUGUAACGCGAUGAUUGUUUGUGAAAAACAUGCGCUGAUAAGAGAGCAAACAUUUCUUAAGGUAAAUGGGUGAAAAUUCUGUAAAACGUACAUUUUUUAAUCUGAAGUGCUUAUUACCCCUAAUAUUUUCCCCAUGUACUCUGGGGAUUUAAAUGUCAGCAUAUUGGUUUUGUGCAGUUAACUCGGGACAACUGUCAAUCUGACGUCGCGUAAAUGAUUUUGGGUAAGACGAAAAGAGCAACUCAACAUUUUCGCAGCCGAUUAUAGGGCUAAAGAAGGAAAGGGAGUAAGUUUCGUUUGGGUAGGGGGGAAAGGGGGAGGGGGGAGAGGGGGAGGGGGGGGAAGUACAAGAUUAUUUGGUUAUGACAACUGAGUUGUUGAUGUAAACUGGCCACGUUGAAGAGUUAGCUUUGGAAACUCUUAACGGUGGCUAGUUGAUAUUAUCAACUCAGGUGAUGAAACCAAAUUAUCUUGAUUCAACUCUUUAACUCCCAAGAUCUCAUCAGUAAUCCUCCUUACUGUCUGCCAAAUAGUUCUUGUGAUGUUAGUUUGGAGAAUUUGGAAUUGGAUCGACUUAUAAUCCCCUAAUUGAUAUUUUUUUAUUCUCAUCACUUGUCUGCUUGAUAUUGUAUCGAUGUUGUUAGGAGAAAUUCUGUCUUGGUCACUCAUGAGAGUUAAAGGGUUAACUACACUAGUCGACUUGUGAAUUUAAGUUAAUAUUCCUCAGAGGGGAGAAUUAACAAUCAGAUCUUGGGAUUUAAAGGAUUAUUAUAUGGAACUAAAACUUUACUUUCAUUUGAACAGUACUUGCAGCAGUUCUUACAGGAGGAUAUAGAAGGACAUCGCCCAAUCUACCGCUCUCUUGUGGACAGUUCAGAUGACCUGCUUGAAAGCUGCGAAGAUCUGUCCGUCACCGAAGGAGUGACGCAAAUAAAGGAUGACGUCAAAGAAAUGAUUGACAGAUGGAGCCAGGUAAACCAGUUCUAUCAGGAGAGACGGCGUCAAGUAGCGGAAGCUUCGCAGGUGGCGAAGAAGUACAGAGGCUUGUUGCUACCAGUUGAAAACGAACUUAAAAGAGUGGCGAGAAAAAUGGAGGAUUGUGAUUACGAAGGAGUAAAUAUUGACGUUGGAAAUAAAAAGCUUGAGACUGUUAAGGUACAGAAUUCUGUUGAGUAGUUUGAGGAGAUGAUAUACACGACUAUAAAUGUGUGGGUUACUUAUGCAGGUAACCAAGCUCUUGGUAAACCCCAUGAAAACCAAGUGGUUUCUCAUAAUGAAUUCAAAAAGGUCAAGAAGAAGGUAGUUUGAAGUCCUUCUUGUAUUUGAGUUCCACUGAACCAUCCCCCCUAACCUUACAAUCCCUCCCCCCUUUCGUUCGUCGCUCGUUAACAUCACAAACUAGAAAAACCGUCAGGCAAUUUUUUGUGAAAAAACUGAUAGUCCCUUAUGCAUUUCCAUGCGCAGGCUAUCCAAGGCGAAAUCUCUGAGUUGGAAUCCCAGCUUGAAUCACUGAGUGAACAACUUAAAGACGAAGGGAAAGCUCACUUGGAUCUGAUGCCUGUCAAACAACGGUUGUCUGCGCUCACUCAGCGGUGCAUCGCUCUACGGAGAGAUGCUAAUGAAAGGAUGGUGAAACUUGAGAGAAUUCUGAAGGAAUUGACUACAUUUGUGACAGCCACUGGGGAAUUGAGAGUGUACUUGGAUGGCGCAUUCAAGGAACUCGACAGCUUGGAACCUAUUCAUAACGAUGCAGAGGUUAUUACAAAGCAGCUGAAAGAAGUGCAAGUAAGUUCACUCAGAGCGUAUGUCGAUUCAUUAUCUUAAAAUCAAAACUAAACAUAAACCUAGUUGGUCGGCUCAUGGCAAAUCCAAAUGACGAUUAACUUCAAAAUUGCCUACCGUAACUCGAAGUUGAAACAAGCAAACUCCCUGAAGUGUGAAAAAAAAAUUGCACUGUUCCUUUACCGAAGUUAAGCUGAAGCAAUGCCGCGCUGGAUUUUUCGAUACGAUUUUACAAGUAGUAUAACUUUUCAGUUGGUCUUUUGUGCGAUACCUUUACGUAAGCCUUUGGUGAUGAAAAAAGCGUCUUUCUCCUUAAACCUCUGCAAGUGGCUCAUUAUUUUCUGUUAUCGUUUAUCAAGGAGCUCCAAGCCGAGGCCAAUGCCCAGGUUGGCGUUUUAUCAUCAGCUGAGGUAGCUGCGACAACCAUCUGCUCUGAAAGGAAAGACGACCUAAAGGCCACUCAUGACAUCAACAAGUCACUAGCUGAAGUCCAAACACCCAUGCUAGACCUACUAGAGAGACUUCAGUCACGUGAGCAGGACUUGAAGAGUGCCCAGGAACAUCUAGAGGCUUACAAGGCACAGCUAGAGCCUGUUCAAGAGGUGUUCUUUCAGGUUGAGUCCUCCGUGGAGGCUCAGGCCCCGGUCGAUUUAAACAAAGGCGAAGAUGAACUUGGCAAAGUGGAUGUGAGUGAGAUACGACUGUAAAACGUUUUAACCCAUUCCUUACAGACACGGUGGCCUAUUGCUGACCGCACUGGGCUACGGGUAGAAAGGUCCAGGGUCCACACCUGUUGGGCAAGGCACUUUCCUAAGACACUCGUAGUGCCUCUUCCCUCUGAGGAGUAGUAUAAUGUGUUCUAAAAAUAAUUUAAGGGAAAACUGAUGAAUCCUUAGGAUGGGGGAAGGGUGGGGGGUGACCUUAGCUACGGUUGGGCCUUGCACCUGUCAGCGUAAACUUAUUUUUUUAAGGGAGGUAUAAAAAUUCAGUCUCGGAGUCAUUUCCGUCAUUAUUUUUCAGUUUAUUUUGUAUGUAUACUCCAUCAUUGUGAUAAUGACUACAGGAGUCGAAAACGUCUCGUAAUUUUUGCAACCUUUCCACCUCAUAUUGUAAUUGAAAUAUAUUCAAUAUGCCCAUUUCGCUCUAAAGGUGUUAUAACUAGAUAACUUUAACUAUUGGCUCAUUUUUGUGGUAUUUUUACGUUCAUUGGUGACUUAGAAUGGAGUCAAAUGAGUAGAGCCUGGGAAAAUAAUGCUGCCAAAAAGUAAAACAAAAUUAUUUCUGGUUAGGUUGACCUGAAGCAUAGAAAAAACAACUAAAACAAUUUUUUAAUUCCUUCCCUCGAAUGCAUAGACGAUGAUCAAAGAAAUGGAAGAGAGCGGUAAACAAGUACGCCUGAUGAGGAAGUCAAGCCAGCAGCUUUUGCGAGUCAUGGACAUUCAGUCGGAGCCUGGUACCGAGGUACAGACGGAAGUGGCUAAAGUCACUCACAAGCAACGUGAUCUCAGGUCCAGUCUCAGGCUUCGACGCUCGAAAGUUGAGAAGAGCCUGCAAUUGUAUGGAGAAUUCCUGGAACAGAUUGAGAAGGUCGAGAAGUGGUUGCCAGAGGGAGCGGAACGGGUAAAGUCAUUAGAUCUCACUGGCGGUGACCCUGAGACGAUUAGAAAAGAGCUGGACAAGCUCCAGGUUUGUCUUUUGUAGUGUGUUUGCAUUUUGUCGUUAUUGACUCUCUCUAUCUCUUCCUGAGGGGAAGCGCGUCGUUGUUUUGUUUAAGAACUAGUGAACUUCCGUUAGUGAUAGGAAAGGAAAUCUUCUCAGUCACACUUAUAGUACAGAAAUGUCGUGCAGACUGUAGAUAAGGUACAUGAAAAUGUUUUGCAAACGGAGAUUGCCUUGAUUUAACAACAAGGCUAGCCAACUAAGAACUUUUUGAUAAAGGGCUAGGAGAAAUAGCUUUUGGAUCUGUAGAUUGAAAGACCAGAACCACAGUGAUGUGUUUCAGCAGCCAUGAAAACAAAUGUAAGUAAUGCAUGUGUAACAGAGUGGCAAACGUUUCUUUAUUUUGUGGUAUCUUCAGAAUGUAAGAGAUGAAGUGCAAGCGAAUGUAACGUCAUUAGACAACACUAAGGCUUUAGCGGACAAAAUCAAAGAGCUCAGUGGUGAAGACCCUACCAUCAACAAAGACCUGGACGAACAGUUGCAAAAAGUGGAGCCGCCGAUGAACGAGCUUAUUUCGCUCCUCGACGCACGACAGACCGAGUUUCAGACGGCACUGCUGCAAAGUCAGGAGCUUAAAGAUUCCUUGGAUGAGUUCGGUGGCUGGCUAGUGGCUACUGAAAACCUUUUGAACCUUCAAGGACCGGUGUCAGCCAGACACAAGGUCAUUGUCGAUCAACAAGACAAGCUGCAGGUAAAUUACUUAAGCUCAUUCCUCUGUCAGGCUUUGCCCACUGGUUUUUGUAAUUGUCUUAGUAACUCACAGGGUAUCCACGCUUGUUUAUAAGAAAAAAAAAAGAGGUUAUUUGUCAUUUCAAAGAUAAAAAAGGGGGCAUACUCUUUAACGAGGUAAUGCUCUCUAAAAACUUCCACCAUAAUUCAAAAAGGCCUUUUUUUCGAUGUGUGCGCAGCAAAUCAUGCGUGAAAUUAUGCGCAUUAAAGAUAUGCAGUGGGGAAUGAACAGAAAUAUGAAAGGUGCAAGGGUUCGCUCAGCCCUCCCUUAUAAUCUUACGAGUGGAAUCAUAAGUUAUAAUAUAAAUGGAGCGCAAUUGGUUCCGGUUCAUGGUUUCAAAUUAGCCACUGAGCUGUCCAAAUCGUUCUGAGCCCUAGUAAUGCCCUUUCUUUCUGUUUUAUUUUACCUCCUUGACGUCUUUUUGUUUUAGCUGUUCAGGUACAGGUAUUAGGAAAACACCCUCUCCCCCCCUCCCCCCUCCCCCUUUAUAUUUCCCAGGAUAAUUAAUUUGCCUGUCGUGGAAGAGUUCUAGGGUAGCCAUUGAUUUCUUUUCUUGCAUCUCUUUAGGUGCUUGAAAAAGAUGUUGAACAGCACAUGCCAGUUCACGAACACGUUAUGGAAAAAGGAAAAGCAAUGCUGGACAGUAUGAAACCUGGACGUGAGAAAGGCAAUCUGCAACAGAAGCUUGAAGAUCUUGAUUCUCGCUGGAACCAACUCUCUGAAAAUAUCAGUCAACGAAACCAGAAGCUGAAGAACGUAGAACCUUCUGCAAGCAAAUAUGUCAACAGUUUUGAACCCUUCACAAACUGGUUAGCAGAAUCAGAGGAGCGUUUGAAAAGUUGCGAAAAGAUCCCGGAAGAUGAAGAGAGUACUACACAACAAAUUGAGCUGUUAGAGGUAAGUUUGGUUUUUAGACUGAACUGAAUACUUCAAGGCUCUUACUGCUGUGAUCGACAUUUUGGUUCUUCUCAAAUUUUUAUCUCCUUUAUAACGUACUGAAAGAUGUGACGAUUACAGACUAACUUAUCAUCUGGGUUUUGUUUUUCGAUGCAAUGCUCAAUUCUCUAAAGCACAUUCCUAGCGGGUGUAAAGCAGCUAGAAAGGAGAAUUGGGUGUCAGAUCUUGAGAUUUAAUGGUUCAUGACACAAUUGUGGAGGAUCACAUGGUGCGAUAUCCACGAUCAUUGAUAUCGCCAAGCGUUUUCGGCUUAACAAGUUUUCACGUAUUUUAUUUCUAUCGAAAUAUUUGAGGUUACGUAAUAAUACAGGCGACAUUAUCGUUCAACAAAUCUAGUGAUGUUAAAGGAAAGUUGAACGAGAAUGUUCUAUGCGUUAUUUAACCUUAUCUGCGAAGUGUUUGUGAUGCUUUUGUAUACCAGAAGUGAUUAACUUUAUUCAGCAAACUGGCGAUGAAACAAACUUAUCAGAGCAAUUUAUUGGGCUGGUACUGUUCUUGAUUUUAAUUUCAUGCCUAUAUCAUUCAGAACUGCACUUUGAAUAGUAUAUUCGUUUCGUUUUCAACAGACUUUACAACAUGAAAUUCUGCUACACAUGUCAGAACAUCAGACAUUCACAGAAACAUCCACUCGCCACACGGACAUAUGCAAUGACAAGGAGGUGACAGCUGAUUUGUCAGUUUUGGAAGAGGAGAUCGCAUCCGUUGAUAAGCGAUGGAAUGAAUUGUGUGCCACUGUUGGCGAACGCCUCCGGACUUUAGAGAACGUACAAGAAGAUGUCCAUCGACAUCAGCUGGUGCUUAAUGUUGUGAAGAAAACACUCAUAGAGCUUGAACAGAUUGUGUAUGUUGAGUAUAUCUUGGUCUUGGAUCAGAAUAAAGCUAAGCAGGAUCUUGCAGAAGUUAAGGUAAGAGAUAGAAAUAGUGGAUAUUCAGGUCGAAUAUUUUGUUAGUUUCUGGCAAGUUCCUUCUUUGAAAAGUUGUGAAAAAUCUGCUCUGUAGGCUUAGAGCUUUCAUGAUAUUGCGUUAAUUUAAAGUGACUCUGAAGCUUAUUAUAGAUUCUUCAAUGCUUACUAAAAGUUAAAUCAAGGCAUGCUGAUUUUAUGAUAAUUCUCUGGUAAAAAAAAAAACAGCGGUCACCGAAGUCGCAUUUGAGCUGAGAGGAACAAGAAUUUAAAGGAGCCAUAGUGUUCCUAUAUAAACCUGAAAAUAACCACAACUUGUUAAUGAACAAUUUGGCGUUUGAUGGAUACCUUUCUUAAGGGAAUAGAUAAAAAGUUGCGGUAGUAUUGAUUCGUCAGAGAGUUGGUGUUUUAAUCUCUCAUGAACUUAGUGUCCUGCCACGUCGCUGGCAUAGUGUAGAGAAAUGAAACGGUUUUGCUCCACUCUAUACAGUGUAUCAAACUCCCUUUGCGCGAAAUAGCAGGUCAGUUUUUGUGACACCUAACGCAAUGUAGUGUUAUCGAUAAGGGCUUAAGCUCGCUCAACCAUAAGCCUGGAAAAGUGGAACCUUUAACAGGUGUUCCUUGCUGUUUCUAAUUGAUGAGAGUUUCUGGUGAUGAAGAAUAACUAAUAAGCUAACAAUAAACGCAAGUUUUCCUGCCACCUCGGAGUUACGUGUUUGAGUCUUUUUGUAUGUUUUCCUUCCAGAAAUCUAUUGUGCUCCUUAAAAAUCGACGACCGGAUUUGAAAGAUCUUGAAAAUAGCGGAAAAGCUUUAACAGAAAAGACUGGCUCACCUGAAUGGCAGGAAAACGUGGCAGUCAUGCGUCAAAAGUACAACACCCUGGAAAUCAAGUUACACGAACGGGAAGACUUCAUGGAGAGAGUUGUCCGUCACAUUGUUGUCUACACGACAAAUACUAAGAAUGUUGAAAGGUUCAUUCCGAAGGUUAAAGAAGAGAUUGCCAGUCUGCCACCCAUCAGUACCGAACCAGAAGUGGUCCAAGAACAACUUCAACAAGCUGAGCAGUUGCAGUCCUCUCUUGUUGACGAGCGGGUCUCACUUGACGGCGCUCAGGAAGCUGCUGAUUGGUUGGCUGCAAACUGUGACUCAGAACCUCUAGCGAAGGAAGAACUGAAGGCCAGAGUUAGAGUUUCUAAAGAAGCCAUAGACGAGCUCAUGGCUGUUAAUAACGAAAGGCAAAACGCUUUGAAGUGCGCGCUAAUGCAAUCCAAGGAGUUCAAGGCUGCUUCAAAUGACUUCCUCAUCUGGCUUAAUGGUGUGGAAGACAGGCUUGCGUCUCAACCUCCUGUGACGUCAGACACAGACUCCAUCCGGGAACUUAAAAAGGAUCAUGUGGUAAGAUUUUGAACCAAAUCAAAAUAUUCCUCAUGGUUGAUCGAUUCCUCCAUACUUUCGCUAUCAUCUUCUGCGUUGUAAUGGAACUGAAGAUCAGUGUAACACGUCAUAUUCCUCAAAAAGAGAGAUAGUAGAUCCCUGUUCCUUUCUGCGCUGAUAUUUGUUACAGGCAAUCAUCAUUUGCAUCUUAAUGCGUCAGAAGACGUUCAAAGAAGUAGACUUGGCUCAUAAUCCAAUACCAUCUGAUGUGUACAGUUGCUUUUACGUUAUUUACCUUGGUAUUAUUUGUCUUUUUUAACAGCCUGUCAAUGAAGACGUACAGCAACAUGAGCUUGUAUUGGCCGCCUUAAAGAAGUCAGCAGAUGAUGUCCUUCAAGCGACGGAGCCUGGUAAAGAGCGUGAAAGAGUAGAGCAAAGAAUGGCCCAAAUUCAAAGCAGAUGGGACAAUGUUCAAAAGAACACCACUGACCGUAAGACUUUGCUAGACCGGAUAGACCCUGCGGCGCAGGAUUAUGGAGAGAGCUUGCAUAGCUUCUUGUCCUGGUUGGUUACCGCUGAAAAGAAUACAACUCUGCUGAAGUAUGUUCCAUGUGAUAGAAAGGGUCCUCAAAAGUACGAAGAGUUACUGAAAGAGAUGGAGAGUGAUCUGCAAGAAAAGGAGAGCGCUCUCAUUGAAUUAGAUCAGAUCGCGCGCUCGUUAUUGGAAUUCAACCCAGCAGACGCCAACAUCGUGAAUGCACAAGUACAGGACGUACGGAAUCGGUAUGUUGCGCUUCAAGGCAUCCUCCUAGAGAAAGCAAAUAAACUGGAGAAGAUCAAACAGCUUUUAGAAAACUUCAACUUCCGCAGACACGCUGUUGAGGAGCUGGUUGUGCAGGGCGUUGUCGUGUCCGCCUACAAAACACCUUUAAUGGACGCCGACAAAAUUGCCGAGGAACUAGCCUUGAUCCAGGAGUUACUUGAUGCUUUCGCUGAUCAAGAGGAAGAGUUGGUAGUGGUUCAAAGUGUAGGAAUGGAGCUCUUAGACCUCUUGGAGGAUGAUGCCCCAGAUGCCGCCAUUAUCAGAAACCAAGUAGAUGCUUUGUAUACACGAUUCCAUGUGACAAGAGAUCAUUUACAGCGAAGACGAGCGCAGCUGGAUAAGCACAACCAGCACCUUGUGCCCUUCAGGGAAAACAUCGAACAGCUAGAGAACUGGUUUGAAACCUUCAGUGCGACCGUUGAAGACCUAGAACCAGUCAGCACCGAACCGGAGAAACUGAAAAAGCAGUUGGCUGAAGCGGAGGAACUGCAGCGUGAAAUACAAGAGAAGACAUAUCUUCUGAAGAGUGCGCAAACAGAAGGAGAGUGGAUGAUGGAACAUAGCAAAGAAGACGAAGACAUGGUGAUUGAUGUGGUGACCAUUCUAAGUGGAUGCCAUGCCAAGAUGGAUCGCGUGACCGCUUAUAUUGAUCAGAGACAUUCUCGACUGCAGAGCGCAGUCAUCGCAAGUCAGAGCGUCGAGGUAACCUUCGCUGAGUUUGUCGAUGACUUGAGUAGGAUUGAAGAGCAGCUUGCUGGCAUGAGGCCAAUCUCUGUAGUCCGUGAUACACUAAAGGAGCAAGAACGGCAGUUUGAGGUAGAGAUCAGUCAGAUUUUUUUUACAAAGCAUUCUCAAGAUUUAAAUUGUAUUGCUAAAAGAUGCGGCUUCACAUAUUUAUCAAUUGUUCAAGUUUCCUUACGUGCAGAACCAACCUAGUUCCUUGUAUUUUAUAUUAUAGCACAUUUGAGUUCCAUGACCUCGACUGAAAUUUAAAUUGAGUUUUGUGGAGUCGCCAUUUGAAAGUUCAUGUGCAGGCAUAAAGAAAGGGAAGGACGAAAACGUCCCCUCUUACUUCUGGAAGGAAGUUUCUCUUUUAACCCUUUAAUUCCCAAGUUCUUAUAAUUAAUUCUUCCCUCUAGCUACCACACAUUUCCAUGGGAAUCAGUUGUGAGAAUUUGAUGUUAAAUCGAAAUCAAAAUUUUUGCCUGAAAGUUUGAACAUUCUCGUCACAAAUUUCAACACAGUUAGUUGCUAAAUGCGAAUUCCUUUUACAGAUCAUGAAAGAUGACGUCAAAGAUUUAGACGAACUAGCUAACGAGCUAAUUUCCCGCGUAGAAAAUGUGUUGGAGAACGCUGAGCCCAGCCCAGACCGCGAUGCAUUACAAACAAGAUUCGAAGAUAUGAAGGCUAAGUGGGGUGACGUCAAAGAUAAAGUUAGUGCUAGAGAAACAGAAAUUGAAGAGCGAGCCCCAGUCCUUCAUGACUACCACGAUAACAUGGAGGACUUUGUCGCGUGGUUGACAGACCUUGAUAACAAGAUCUCAUCACAGAGCCCUGUUUCAUGUGAUCCGAAGAUGAUAGCUAAACAGCUCCAGCAGGUAGAAGCUCUGAACAAAGAUCUUGAAUUACACAAGCCAGAAUUUGAGACCGUGAAAGAGAUUUCCUCUGAUGUGAUCAAACGCCAGCCAGAUGAUGUGUAUGUUGUCGAGGCGCAAUUGCAGUACGUUAUCAAGAUGUGGGAAAGCGUUUCUUUCCGCCUUAAGGACAGGUCAGACCAAAUCAACAAUGUCAAGGACAUCGCUGAGGAGUAUCAGAAGGCCCAGAGACCUGUGCGCGCUCUGUACGCAUGGGCAGAAGAGGCUAUAGUACCGGCAGAAGCAAUUGGUUCGAACAUUGAAAGAGCUAAACAAGAACUGAACAACACAAAGGUUGGUUUUCAUUUUUCAAUAUCUACUUUUUUUCUCGGCGCCCUGUUUAAUGCGGAAAAUGUUGAAAGAUUUGCGAGUUUCGUGGACGAUUAGUAAAGCUGUGCGAGUAACGUUAAGCAACUCAUCCUUUACAAGCCUGGCAACUUCACUACAAACAGAUUUCAGGAAAUGUGAUGAACAGCUUGUAACACAGGGGCUUAAGGAUCAAACUUGCAGUCUGCCCAUAUUGGUUUUUCAUCAGUUAAGGUCAGAAAGUAUUUCUGAUUGAACUAUCGAUUCUUGGUCAACUUUUGAUAGGUCCAGAAAUCUCGCGUCACCUUUUAAAUCUAUCAUAUGCAGGACUUUUGAUUUAGGCCAAAUACAUUUACUUACGAAAAAUUUUCGUACGUUCUUUUGUGUUGCGUUCCGUUAUUGAUUGGUCGUUGUAAUGAUUUAAUUUUGGUCUUAUGACGAAACUGUUUACAGGCGUUGCUCAACCUGAUGGCCACGCGUGAAGCUGAUAUGAAACAGGCACAGAGACUCGGCCAGAAUCUGGUUCUAAACUCAGAUUCUGCAUCUCCAGAAGUCUCAUCACUCAAACAGGAAGUUAGAGAGAUCCCAGAGAAGUACGCGGACCUUAAGAACCAGCUCACAGAACAACAAGAGCAGCUGGAGAGAAUCAUCCAGGAUAGUUCAGUGUUCCAAAAGCAAAUCAGAGAGCUGGAGCUGUGGGUCACGGAAGUCUCUGAGAGCACAGCUAUGCAAGAGCCUAUCAGUACUAAUCCGAAGGUUGUGCACAAACGUCUGGAACAGACUGAGGUAAAUAGUGGAAGGGGGAAUGUUUGUAGAAUUAGGCAACGGACCGAAAACUACGUACUCUAUGAUUGGACAGAGAGACAUCAUCCAGUGGCGAACUUAUGAAAUUUUUAACUCAUAUGAAACUGGUAACUUGUUUGACAUUGUUGGCUUUUAAUGAAAACAGAAGUGAACCUAAUAUUGUGAUUUUGUCUACGUUACGUUGUUUGUGACUAAAUGUUAGGUCUUGUUUACGCUUUGUGUUUCGUUUGUGACAAAGUUAUCUACUGGUUUCUCCUCUUCAAUUUGAUAUAACAGAACUUGCAAAACGAGAUAGCCAAGCAACGUGCCGCAUUGGAUCGUACGAAUGACCUUGGUAAGGUGAUCAUAGACAACAGUGGUGAUAAUCCUUUGGUGGUUGCUGAUGUACAAGGGAAACUAACCAAGGUUCGUGUUCAAUUGGAUCGCUUGGAUGCCAGAAUCGAACAACGCCAUGCUAUUUUACAGAACAUCCUGCUUCAGAUUCAGGUCUAUGAUGUGAUGUUGGAUGAGUUCGUUACCAAACUUGAAGAGAUGGAAGAUGAAGUGAACAAGUUCAGGCCAAUUUCUGCCAUCCUGGAAAUCGUAAGCGAGCAAAAAGAACACAUCCAGCGAAGUGUCAGCGACAACAUCACGAGGAAGCAACCUGUGUUCGAUAAGAUCUUGGAAGAUGGGCAUGGCAUGUUGGAAAGAAUGGAAGCAGGCGACGAGAAGGACGCGCAGAAGGAAAAACUAGAACAGAUGGAAACGCGGUGGAACAAGAUCAAGGAGAAAACAGCUGACAUGCAGAAGCGUGUUCAGGUGGUUCAUGAAGCUUCUCAGAAGUAUGACCAGAGGGCGACAAACUUCAGGGAGUGGCUCCAGGACGCAGAGAAGAAAGUAAGCAAGAUCUAUCCUGUUUCAUGUGACGAUAACGAAUUGGAUGAAAGGCUUGUAGAACUUGAUGGACUUGCUUCUGAAAUAGAGUCGCAUAAGUUAGACUUCGAUGAGUUGAACGAGUCGGCCAGCACUCUUACGGACUUGUGUCAAGCGGAUGGUGAUGUGAUCAAAGCAGAUUUCAACGAGCUUAAGAGCCGCUGGGACGCAUUACAGGUUGCGGUGCUGGAGAAAAAAAUCAAAGUUGAAGAAGCCAAAGAGGCUUUUGAGAAGUACCAGAGUGCCUUGCAGCCUGUACAAGAGGCUUUUACUCAAGCAGAAGACGCUUUGGCUUCCCAUAAGCCAGCGGGAACUGACGCUGACAAAAUCCAACAAGAACUGGAGCAGAUAAAGGCCCUGGUAUCUACUCUGGAUGAAAGGAAAGGAGACAUAAAGCAGCUGAAUCAGUCUGGUCAGCAGCUUUUGCAACAAGCUGAAGACGACGCGCCGUCCACCCUGAGUGUAAAGGAACAACUGGUAAGCACUAACGGCAAAUUUAAAGACUUGCCUACCAGACUCAGCGACAGACAAAAGGAACUGGAGAAAGCGCUUGAGGAUACAUUGCAGUUCAAUUCAUCACUGGCAGAAAUAGAACAGUGGCUGCCAGAAACUGUCGAAACUGUUGAAGCCCUUGAACCUGUAAGUUCAGAACCGGAAAAUCUCAAGGAGCAAAUCAGAGAGACCGAAGCCCUGCAUGAUGGGGUGAAGAGAUAUUUGGUGCGCCUGUGCGUUGUGGAAGAGACAGGUCAGCGGCUGAUCGAGGACAGUAUGCAGAAUCCUGACGCUGUAGCAGACAUUCAAAACAACAUGGAGAAAGCUCGCCAACCACUCGAUAAACUCAGUGCAAAGUUGGAACAGAGAAGUCUUCGAUUGCAUGACGCCAUGAUGCAAUCUCAAGAAUUCCAAGAAGUGUACGACGAUUUCAUUGCUCGUUUAGGGACUCUCGACGACAUCCUUCAAAGCCAAGAGCCGAUUUCUCCGGAUUAUCCAACAACAAGACGCCAAAAGGACGAAACAGAAGAGUUCAGUGAAAACAUCGCUCAGAUGCAGCCAGUUUUAGAUAAACUUUUAGCUGUAGGGGAUAAGGUUUUGGAGACAUCGGAUCCUGGAAAAGACCGAGACGCUGUACGAAAGAAGUUGGACGAUCUUAAAGAGAAAUGGAAGGAUGCUAAAAGAAAGGCCUCGGAACGUGAGGAAAGUAUUUCUUCUGUGAUUCCCGAUGCGAAAUCGUUCCAUACUGGAGCACAAGCGUUUGACUCUUGGCUUUCCGAGACGGAAAGAAAACUUGCCGCCGUCAACACCGAAUCUGUGAGUCCAGAAGAACUGACUCAACAACAAAAAGUGUUCGAGGAUCUUAAAGAGGCUGUAGAGAGUCAUCAGCCGGACCACAAAUCAUUGAAUAACACCGCUGACUCACUCAUGGACAAAUGUAAAGAUAACAGCUAUUUUGUAGAGGUGCAAAUUAAGGACUUAAACAGACGCUGGGACGAACUUUUCAAGGACAUGGAGACAAAGGAAACUGACCUACAAACCGCCAAGGAUACUGUGGAUAAAUACCGAGAUGCCUUGGGAGCUGUUGAAGAAGUUGUACAGAAGGCUGAAACAUCGCUUGAAUGCCAAACACCGACCGAUCUCGACGUCAGUAAGAGCAGGGAAGAACUUGCAAAAGUUCAACAAGUCGUGGAUGAUUUGGAACAAUGUGAACCUCGUCACAAAGAGAUGCAAGAACUUGGAGAGAAGUUACUUCAAGGAAUGAAUCCCGAUUCCGUCGAUGCCGUGAUGUUGAAGCAGCAGUUAGGUAAAGUUGGAGAUUCAUACACAACUGCUCUGGCACGAGGCAGAGAACGCAAAACACAGCUUGAGAAAAUCAUCGUGUAUAUAAUAGAGUUUACGGAAAAAUACGAAGUUUUGAUAACUUGGACUGAGGAGAUAACCAUCGUGAUCGAGACCUUCCAUGUUACAAGAACUAAUCCGAGUGCUGUGAAGAGCCAGUUGGAUGAAAUUGAGAAAAUUCAGGAAAACAUUGUGAAGCAAAAAUACGUCCUCGAGUCCGCGGAUGAUGCUGGGCAGCGGUUGGUGGAAUGCUGUGAAAAUGAACCGGCAAUUGUAAUGGAGGUCAAUAGUAAAGUAUAUAAAGCAACAACCUCACUGGAUCUCCUCUCGGCCAAAGUUGAUGACCAACAAAAGAAACUGCAAGAGGCCGUUUUACAGUCGCAAGAAUUCCAAGAAACACUGGAUGAUUUUGCUGAGAAGCUGGCAAAGUUGGAAGAUGAUGUGGCCAAAAUGACACCUGUGUCUUCUCAGUAUGACGUGUUACGCGAGCAGAGCGAAGACAUUGAACACGCUGUUGCCGAUGUAAGACAACUUGAGCCUGUGUACGAAAGGAUUUCUAGCAACGGUGAGGACAUUUUUGCGAGUCUUGAGCCGGGAGAGGAGAAAGAUGAACUUAAGGAGAGAUUGGAUGAUCUUGCCUCUCGUUGGAAUGCGGUGAAGGGCAAGGUUGAUGAUCGGAAAUCAAAAAUUGAUGAAGUUGUAGUUGUAGCAAAAUGUUAUCAUGACUCACUGCAAUCGGUUCUUCCCUGGAUGAGUGACUCUGAAACCUGGGUCGAUUCCCUUGAGCCAGUUUCCUGCGACGAGAAGAGUAUCGCAAAAGAGAGGAAAACCUUGGCUACUUUGGUGCAGCAACUCGAGGAGCACAAGCCUGAAGUCGACGCUGUUAAUGAUUCUGCUCGCGAGCUGGGAGACCUGUGUGAUGAUAUACAGGUUGUCCAAGCUGAAUGCAAGGAUGCCAACAAGAGAUGGCAAGUGCUAACAGCGAAUCUGACAGUCCGACAACAACAUUUGGAGAGCGUGGCUACGUUGCUUGAACAACUGACCAAUCAGCUUCAGCCGAUUGAGGAGAAACUGGACGAAGCAGAAGCACUAGUUGAUGCGCCGCUGGCCAACCUCACCGACGCUGAAAAAGGAGAAGAAGAGCUCAGGAAAAUUGAGGUAAUGAAGUUUGCUUGGUAAAACAUUCAUGGUAUCAAUCUGUAAGACGUGUUCUGAAAUCUCACUGAAUCCUGUUAUAAUAAUCAAUUGGGUCUCGUGAAUUUGCCGAAUAUUCAGAAAUUUGCGCUCUGAGGGUUGUGAUAUCAAACUUAUUUUAUUCAGUCCCAGAAUGUUUAAUGGACUGAUAAGUUUAUUUCUUACUUUGACUGCUAUUCACUAGAUCUUAUCAGUUAUUUUUCCUUCUACCCCUUACACAUUCCCAUGUAACCCCUUCUAUCUAAGUUUGUAUUCUCUUUUCACCUGACGAAUUUCGCGGCUGGGAGUUUGACUGUCAAAAGGGAGCUAUGGAACAAAUAUCGCAAGAACGUUUGCCUACUCGCCAUGCACCAUGGGAAGGAUCAAUAAAGAACUUUCUACUCGAAAAUAUAUUUUUCCGUUUGUAAAGAGCAAAUAAGGUUUUGUAGAACUGAUUCCUUCCUCGGCCUUUUGUCAAGUGAGACAGAAAACAGAGAAAGCGUCUGCUCUCUAAAACUUUGUUCUUUGAUCUUUAGGCUUUGCUUUCAGUCCUUGAAGAACAGGAGCCUGAACUGAAUGAAGUGAAUGACAACCUGUCACUUCUGAUGCAGCAAGUUGACGAGAAGACGCCUCACGCAGCCCAAGUUAAGGCUGAAGUGUCACAGGCAGACCAGAAACAGAAAGAGCUCAUCGAAAAGCUGAACGCCCGCAAAAUCAACGUUGAGGAGGACGUGAAACACGCGCGCGUCUUCCAGGGAUCACUCGCCGACGUAGAAGCCUGGUUACCUGAAGCUGAAGAGCGUGUUUCUGCUCAACAACCAAUCAGCACAGAUCCUGAGACGGUUAGAAAACAGCUCGAGGAAGCACAGGUUGGUUGGAGUAUUUUUCAGGGGGGAGGUCAGUAGGAGUAGACUUAGUAUCCAUUUGUUGCUAAGAUAUGAAGUGCCGCUACAGACAGUUGGAACUAGACCCCACUGACUCUUUUCACGAGAUAAGAUGAGAUAAGUUACAAAUUAUUCGCUCUUUAAUAAUCGGCAGCAUUUAUUGUCAAUGUACUCUUACUCAUGGGUACCUAGACUUGUAGGUGGUGUGCUAAAAAUAUAUUUUCACUCUUGAAGUCUUAGUGCGUUCAAAUUCAGCCUCUCUCCGUAAAAAAAUGAAAAUGAAAUCAAACUUAUUUUUUCAUUUUUGUUGAAAGUGAUAAGCCAUGAGCUUUUUACUCAGACACUCCGUAGGAGGCCCGAUUUUAGAUAAAAUCAGUUACAAAUAGCCAUCAAGGCUAUAAAGCGCACGCUUGAGUCCAAGUUUCUCACACGUAGUCUAUGAACUAGCAUAAAAACACGCGAAAACACGGUAUGGAAAAAUAAAAUUUUUCACAUGCCUUUCAUAUGGCAAGUUUCACUUACAUGUGCAUUUAGCACGUGAAUUAAGUGUGAAAAACAUAUGACUGCUCCUCGAUUUUAGCAUCACGAUUAUUAAGUUGUUUGUUAAAAAUCUUCGGGGUCCUCCUGUCAUGCAAAUUACGAACAUCGUUAAUGAGUCAUUUCACCAUGUAAUUAGAUUCUCGUAAGUUGUCUGAACUUCUUCUCGAUCUUUAUCACACAAGAAUGCUUGCAUAAAUAUUCUAGAUCAGUCACGGCGUUUCGCACCAGAGAUUAAUAUUCACAGCACACGUGGUGUUACGAAACUUCGGUGCGGUCUUAUUUUCACGACACACCGGAUUAAUGAUCCUCGAUGUAGGCUUGACAUCAUUAACAUGAGCUCCUCUGAGACUUAAGUUUCUUUGGCACCGGUGGGAAUUAAAUACUGUGACAGGUAUUUCAUUGUUUUGUUCAUCGGACAUCAAAAGACGUCGAGGGACUGCAUCGCAUCAAUAAUUUAAACCACCAACAAUUUGUGGGGCUGUUGUGCUUCAACCGAAACGAAAUUCGUGCCAAACAGAUGCAUAACGAUCUCGUCGAACGCUUUAACGCACAAGGAUUAAAUAUGAAGGAAAGCGGUUUAAGACAGCAGCGAUCCAACGGAAGAGGAUCUAGCAGGGUUUGUGGAGAAGUUCUAGUUCUUCCUUCGAAUUUUGUCCCUGGUCUUGGAUCAAUACGCGAAGACUUCAUUCUGGUAAUUAUGAAUUGAUCGAUUCGUUCAGGUUGUCGAUCGAACCUUUCUAUUCGUCAAUCGCCUUUUUCUUUACCGUUCUGCUGAGUUUAUCCCAGCGAGUCGACAGAUCAUUUGACACAGUGGUUGCUAUAAAUAUUUUAGGUUCACGUGUCGGAAUGUGAUUAGUAAAAUCGCGCCAAGCGAACUGUAUUCAUCUGUGAAGCUUUUUCAGUUCCCGCCAUAAGCACUUCGAAGUGUCAAGAAACAAUUUUGCGGCGCUGCGAUCUUUCGCGUACAUUUCUUAGCUCAUAACGCCAUACUGCACCUUGCGUGUUUUGCUUCGGUGUCUGGCGUUACUUUUUCGUCAAUUUGAAUUUUGCACACCGUCACAUUUAUCGUUCUUGUUAAAUAGACAUUGGUCCCACUGCGUUUACAUUAUAAUACCUGUGUUGAUGAUCUCAAAACAUGCCCUAUUUGUGUUUAUGCCACGGUCGAGUAAUGUUUCGUUGUUGAAAUUUAGAGAAUAAACUGAUCCGGAAGUCACCGUUCAUAUUCCGAUUAAUUCCGGAAACAGCCUUGAGACCUUCAUUACGUAAGAAGACAUGAAACGUGAGCAGAAAAUAUAUAUCGGCUUCCUGUUUUUAUCCCGCAUUUCAUGACGUUUCAAUAUAUCACACUUGCCGUCUUAGGGCCAUUUUCGAUUAACAAAAUGAUCUCAGAGAAUGGGUUAAGGUUUUUGUUUGUUUUACUUCUCUCUUAAUUGAUUUGUUUUCAACUCAGUGACCAAUCUCGUGAUCGGAUCCGAGUUUGGUAUAAACACAUCACGAAUUUGUGUCAUCAAGAGGUCAGAUAUCAAAUGUAAACAGUGCUUUACCUUUGCAGUUGGCAAAUGGCUUAGUGACUGAUCCAUCUAGUUGGUUACUUCUAUUUGUUAAGUUUGGACACAAUUGUCCGAGUUUCCUAAUAAGAGAUAACUGCCUGAGACGUGAGAAGUGAGCAGACAAUUUUUAUCGUCUUCAUGGCGUGACCUUAAAAAACUGGCAAAUGGCGAAGCGACUGACUAAUCUGGUUACUGCUAUUUGUCGCGUUAGUGUUAAAUCCAGUGCGCUUCUUGGAAUAAUAUAGCCCAAAAUACACUCUGUUACAUGUUUCAGCCUGACACCUGACACCCGACAGACGGACACCCCCCCUUUCCUUCUUCUCCCCCCGCCCAUGGUAUUUGUGCAAAUUAAAGAUAAUACCAAAUGACAAAAACUAACUAACACUUAAAAAUGUGAACUGGUCCUAUGAGCAUAAAACGUAAAUUGGCCGCCGUAAAGAGUUAAAAGGCUGACGUUUCAAGCGUUAGCCCUUCGUCAGAGCUUACGAAGGGCCAACGCUCGAAACGACAGCCUUUGAACUCUUUACGGCGACCAAUUUACGUUUUCAAGUCGGUUGAUAACACUAAAUUAUCCUGUUAUACUCUCCCACUGACGCAGCACCACAGUUUCUUUGGAAACUUACUCCCCUUAUUCCUAUGAGUAUAGCUGCCGGGGUUUUAAACUUGUUUCUUUCUUGGUUUAGAUUCUUAAAGACGACAUCGCUAAACACAGAGCACUCUUCCAAACAGCAGAGAACACUGGACAGAAACUGAUCGAACGGAGCCAAGAGGAUCCAGCAGUGGUCGCCGACGUUUAUAGUAAACUUUACAAGGUGCGCACUGCAUUGGACAAGCUGUCGGCUCGAGCUGAUCAGCGCCUUGGUCGGCUGCAACAUGUUCUACUGCAAAGUCAGGAGUUUUACGUUUCUUUCGCCGAGUUCUUGGAGAAACUGGGUCGAGUUGAAGAACAGAUUGCUCUCCAGGCCCCCGUGUCGGGAGUGUACAGCACGGUUAAAGAACAGAACCAACAACAAAAGGUGAGCUAAGGAGCUGUGUCACUUUUCCUCAAUAUUCAGAGCCUUCUUCCUGAUACUCCAUGCUUAAACCCAUUAGCAAGAUUUAAAACGAAAAAUUGUCGGCUGUAGGCAUUAGAAAAGAAAAAACUUCUCAUGUCUGGAAAAUCUUUGUGAAGCACAAUUUUCCCCCUCAAUUUCUCUGGUAGAGAAUCCUUCUCAAGUCUAUUUCAGCAGUACAUCAGCAUAUUUCGUCCUUCACAGUUGAUCCUUUACAAGUCUCCUCGUUCGAUGGGCUUGCAAGUCAGAAAAUCGGCUAGCCAGUUUUUGUUUUUAUUUUUUUUCCUUCUACGCUAAGGUAAAAUUUUUGGGGAAAGUGUGCUGAUGUAGAUGCUCCUAUUAAGAGGAGCUGUAAUCGCACCUACCAAGUAGGUUUGUAUAUCCCCAUUACCUUAUUGCUCUUUUUAAAACGACUGAGAUAUUACGAGCCUCCUGACUGGUCAAGUAAAACAUUUCUCAUGUUCGUCCAACUUCCCAAGUGGAUUAUUACACCAAUAAACAGAUAGAAAUUGUGGUCUAUUCUUUAAAUAGCGUAACGAUAUUUUAAGCCGAAGUGGUUGCGUGUUAGUCACUGCUGAGAGUCAAAAGUUCGAUUGAAUAAUAUGUUGCUCAUUUUGACGUGAUUUCGUAGACCGUCAAUGACACCAUUCAACAACAAGAGCCGCUGUUUGAGCAGCUUGUGCGGGCUGGAAAAAACAUUCUGGAAACAUCUGAGCCUGGACCAGACCGGGACGCUUUGGAGGAUAAAUUGAAUGAUCUGACACAGCGAUGGGAUUCAGUCAAAAGACAAACUUCUGACCGGCAACAACAGCUUGAUCAAGUGCUGCCUCUUUCAAAGGAGUUUCACGGUGAGAUUCAGGACUUAAAACCAUGGCUGAGCGAUGCUGAAAAACGACUUCAAGCCAUUGAUCCAGAUGCCUGUGAUGAGAGAUCAAUCGACAAACAACUGCAGGCGCUAACUGAUUUGAACAAGGAGAUUGCUGAACAUCAACCAAUUGUCGAGACCAUGGAAGAUACUUCUUCAUCUUUAUCUAACAGUUGUAGUGCGGAUAAGUUCGUGAUUGAGGGAGAGGAACAAGAUGUCCGAAAACGCUAUGAAAAUCUGUCUUCUGAGGUGCCCAGAAUAGAAGACAAUUUGACAAAAUUGAAGGUAGCGUUAAUCCAGUACAACCAGGCUUUAACACCCGUCGAAGAACUCUUGGAACGCACAGAAAAGUCGAUCGCGUCGCGCGAAUCCACUGGUAUAGAUGUGGACAAAGGUAAAGACCAACUUAAGGCUGUAGAGGAUCUUUUAUCGGCCCUUCGAGCGCACGAACCUGGCGUCAACGAUUUGAAGGAGGCGGGAGACAAAUUGACAUCAGCUAUGGAUCCCAAAUCUUCCGAAGUCCUACGUGUUAACCAUGAAGUGGAAGCAGUUAGUCGGAGAUACAAGGACCUACUGGAGAGUUUAAGCAAUGAAAAAGAACAACUCGAGAAAGAAACCGAGAAGGCCUUGAAGUUUCAGGAUGCUUUGCGCAACCUGGAGGAGUGGUUACCCAGGGUGGAGGAAGCCGUUGGAGCUCAGGAACCAAUUAGUAGCGACCCGGAAGUUGUGAAGCAACAGCUUCAACAGGCGGAGGUCGGUGUUGUUUUGCUUGUAAUGUUGUGUGAUCCGUCUGAAAGAUACGUUGUACAUUCCUAAUGCAUUUUAGGUAGCUCAGAGAGAUUUUUUUUCCAUCUAGAUGUUAAUUUUUGUUCUCGUCAGUUUUGUAGUGAGGAGAUCUGACUAAUCCCUUGUCGGGUUAACCUAGCUACCCACUAAUCCAUCACCUUCUCUUUCGCAGGCCUUAAGGGACGACAUAGCGAAAAACAAAGCUCUUCUGGACGCACUGGAAGACACAGGGAAGGAAAUUAUUGCAGACAGCAACGACGAUCCCCAAGUGGUUCGCGAUGUUCGGGGUGAACUGAACAAAAUCGUUUCUCCUGUUGACUUGAUUCUUCGAAAACUCGCUGAACGUCAAGUCAAACUACAGAAUGCUUUGCUUCGAUCUCAGGAAUUCCAGGUAUUUAGUUAAACACUUGCAUAUUAAAAGAAAGGAAUAUUUGAGCCUACAGAUUGGCAGUCCUAAUUUCGCAAAGCGGUGUGCCGUCAGUUAAAUUAGUGAAUCGUCCACUUCUAAGCUUUCAUGUCGUUAAGGUAGAAUUGUGCCUUUGUGAUCUGGAAGGCGUUGAUUAUAUUUAAGAGGAAAUGAGAGGGUUGUCACUUACUACCCAAGUUAUUUUUUUGGGGAGUUUAUUUUUCUUUCCAAUUUUCUUGCACUAUAGGUGUCUUUCGAUGAAUUCAUGGCUAAACUGGACACAUUUGAAGACGAACUAGCGAAGCAAGACCCGAUUUCUGCUCUUCACGAAACUGUUCAAGUUCAGCGGCAAGAAAAUGAAGCCUUACAAAAAGAAUUGGCACUUCAAGAUCCUGUGUUUGAAAAACUUGUUCAAAACGGACAAGGUGUGGUGGACGCGCUGGAAGAUGCGCCGGAGAGGGAAGUUAUGGAGAAAAAGAUGGAGGAACUGAAGUCGAGAUGGCAGAGUCUGAAAGGAAAAGUCGAUGAACGUCAAAACAAACUGGUUAAAGUCGAACCAGAGGCACAGAAAUUCCGUCAGGAUGCAGACUCCUUGGCUGUGCUGCUAGUAGAUGCAGAAAAACAGGUUGAUGAGUUUGAACCGCUUACUGUAGACAUAGACAACAUUGCUAAACAAAAAGAACUUGUGAAGCAGAUUCAGGGAAUGGCAGACAAACUUAAGUCAGAUGUGCAAGAGGUUGGAGGAAGCGCUGAAGAACUCAAGGAACAGGCUGAGAAAGAUGUCCCUGUUCUUGAAGCUGAGGUGGAAGACUACGUUUCGCGCAUCGAGAAGUUAUCAGCAUCCGUCGGCGAGAAAGACGACCAGCUGUCAGCGAUGGAAGCGGCGUCACAUGACUAUCAUGUCACAGUUAAGAAAGUGGAGGACGUGUUCUGCGAGGCAUGUGACGUCGUCGAUGCACCAGUGGUGUGUGGAACGAACACGGAGUCAGCUGCACAACAGCUUGCCAAGAUCAAGGUAAACUGUUCAGUUUUAAAAGGCCGAGUAACGGUAUUGUGCUAGUCGCAAUAUGCAAAUGUUUUGACCGCGUUUUGUCACCAAAACUGAACUUACCUUCAUGCUUAAUGUGAAUCUAUCUGUGUGUUUCUUGCAAAAAAAAUAUUCGGGUAAUUAUAACUGCUGUUGAGAGCGAUUUUGGAGCUUUUACCCGUAAUGAAAAGUUUUUUUUCAUUUAGUAUAAGUGCACAGGAAUUUUUACAUUUACGUUCGUGAAUUUUUUACUUCCUCCAGGAACUAAGUUCAGUUCUUGAUGACCACGCCCCAGAGGUACAAAAUGUCGGUCACAAGGGCAAAACUCUUCUCCAACAAGUUCAUGACUCAUCACCAGAUCACGCAGUCGUUACCAGUAAAGUGGCACAUGUAUCCCAAAAGUUUGGAGAAUUACAGCAGAAGCUCAAGGCUCAGGAAGAGGCUCUUACCAGCAAGAUCAGAGAUACAGACAACUUCAAUGCUAAGGUGGAAGAACUGGACGGGUGCAUACAAGACACUCGUGAGAAGCUCGCGGCAGUUGGACCUGUCAGCACUGACCCUACUGCUGUAGAAAAACAGCUGGAGCUUGUACAGGUGAGUAGUAAACUCGAUAGAGUGUUAUCAAAACUCAUAGUACUUUGAUAAAUCGUGAUAAGGUAACUGUAACACUUUGAAGAACUCUUACCCUCCCAAGAUCCAAUUAUUAACUCUCCUAAAGGACUUCAAUGCAUUUGCUUGUAAAGAAGACAGAAGGAUUUGAUGUUUUAUCUACAUAACACCUUCAAGCUGAUAAGCUCGUCUGUUCUCAUAAGCUGUUAGCAAGUUCGGCUCAGUGCUGUUCAAUUGACUCAUCGCACUCUAGGUUACUGUCUACAGAGAUUGUACUUCUAAUCACGUUUCUAUUAAUUCUCAAUGUCAUACGAAAAUUUUAUGAUGAUAGUUUCCUAUGAGAUUUUACAUUAAUGUAAAACUCAGAGAGCCGUGCCAGUGAGGGGCUGGAAAGUUUUUAUUUAAGGACCGAUUCACGUUGACUCGUCCAGUCCUCCACACAUUCAGCUUUUAUUUCUAUAGGAUUGUGAGAGCGGGGUUGCACGGGUCAUAGGAUAAAUACGUUAUGAUCUCAAGGGAGGUCUUUCCCUUAUUAAUCUUGACAAAAUACAACUAUUUUGUCUAUUUUCUUAAAGCACGAUGACAGCAAAUUUAAUGGGCUGUUGUGCUUUUAAGUUUGUGAGUUGUUCUUUAACUUGUACUGUUUAUCGUUUUUCAGGACUUGAAAGCGAAACUGGAGGCGAAGAAACCAACUCUUGAAGAUGCCAAGGGUUUAUGUGAGAAGUUGACUGAUCAGAACAAAGACGAACCGCUUAUCGUAGCAGCCAUUAAAGACAAACUUGACAAAGUCGAGUCGCCAUUUGAAGACCUCAAGGCAAAACUCGCUGACCUUGAGGGAAGACUACAGGCAGCACAGAUACGCUCACAGGAAUUCAACGUGUCUUUCAGUGUGUUUACAGACAAGCUGCAAGACUUAGAAGAACUUUCCACCAACCUGAAGCCUGUGUCCGCCAUAUACGACAGGCUCAAAGAACAGAAGAACGAUGAUGAGGUAUAAAGUGGUUUUUGUUUCCGACCAGCCUUUCUCAAACAAAAGUCUUGCCAACAUUUGUCAAAGAUAAUCGGUUCUUAAAAACUUUGUAAUACCGUACCACUGUGAUAUUUUUCCCUGAGAGGAUUUUAUACCAGAAAAGGUAUACAGGUGAGGCUCCGUUUACUUCAGAGCGACUCGAAGUUCUACUUCAGUGUUUAAAUUGUGACACAAAGAUCCCAUCUUAUCCGAAAUUCUAUUCAUGAGAAAAAUACCACUCCGCGCUCCAAAUUUGUGAUCUACUGGAUGUAAGAACGGUAUAAUUUCCCAAAAAGAGGUGACCUAUUAAAGAGUGAAUGAAAUACUAACUGUAAGUUGUUUAUCACAGGAACUGCAAGAAAAGAUCAAACAACAAGAACCUGUUUUUGAACAGCUCUUGAGCAAUGGCAAAAAUCUCCUUGAAAGCGCAGAACCUGGGGCUGAGAAAGACGAACUCGAGGCGAAAAUCGCUGACACAGAGAGGCGCUGGAAUGAAAUCAAACAAAUUGCGUCUGAACACUCAGCUCGUGUUGAUGCAGCUCUCCCCGAAGCGGAGACAUACCACGAGAGCGCCGGCAGUCUUGGGCCGUGGUUGGCGGAUACGGAGAGAAAAUUGACAUCCUUAGAACCUAUUGUAGCCAAUCAAGACGUUGUGGAGAAACUCAAUAAUGAAGUAGCGUUGCUUCGUGAAGAUAUUGACAAACACAGACCAGAGAGAGACUCAGUAAGUGAGAAAUCGAGAGCUGUUGUAGAAUUGACUGAUGCCGAUGGAGACGUUAUAAGGAACGAAGCUCAAGAGAGUGUAGAUCGAUAUGACGCAUUGGAUACAGCUCUGGCUGCCAAAGAGAAAGAUCUACAGGACGUGAAGCAGAUGUUGGACAAGUAUCACGGUCUGGUGCAGCCUGUACAGGAUACACUGGAAACUGUCGGCGCAGAGCUUGCCUCACAAGGACCAGUUAGUGCUGACGUGAAAAAGAACGAGGAAGAUCUUGCAAAGACUAAGGCAAGUAUUGUGUAUCACUCGACUAAAAGUUUUUUUCUUUAGAGGAGGAAAAGGAGUUUUGUCGCUAGUAAAGCGUAAUCAUCUUAGACAUCUCAUCUCGAAUGGUACACCGGUUGCAGGUGACGUCGCCCCAUUGAAGUUUCGCAAAUCUGUUUUGAAUUUUGCUUGUUACAGUACUUACAAAAAGGAGAAAGAGUUUAAAAGCGCCGUUUUGAUCACUUGACACAUUUACUUUACUUACAGGUAGUAAACUUUUGUGUUCGGCUGUACAUCGUGUUGAGUUCAGUGUUUCGUUCGUUGCAAAUUUUCUUCUAUCUGGUGUUUCAUCGUUUUUCCUUUCCCUGCCAAACAGGCGUUAAUUCGUCAACUGAACGAUAUGAAAGACAACCUCGACAGUGCAGAGACAAGUGGCAAGGAAACAGCUGCGGCUAUUACAGCCUUGGACGGCGAUCCCGCUCUUGUCCAAGAGGAACUCAAAGCGGUUAAUGCCAACUACGAUUCUCUAAUGGAUCAACUGAAGGGCAAACAGUCGCAGCUGGAGCAGGCGAUAGGUCAAGGUCUGGAGCUACAAGACAAACUGGAUGAAAUUGAAGCCUGGACUGCAGACAGUGCUGAGAAGGCAGAAGCCUGGGAACCAAUCAGUACAGAUGCCGUCACAGCCAAGAAACAGUUGGAGGAGUUACAGGUAUGAUUACUCCUUGAAGGAUGAACAUUAAUUUAACGCACAUCACGCUUUAAUUCUCUGAUCUGAUUUGUAAUUCUCACUUGUAGUUGCCACACAUGUCCUUGUAAAUAAGGGUAUGAGAACUCAGUGCUACAAUCAGGAUACCACUUUCCGACAAAAUAGGUUCUUUAAUCUCUUGAUGACUGCAUAAUUUGGUUAAAUUUUGAGGAGAAGUUAAGAAUUAGUUACUUAUUGAAAGUUCAAGGUUUCAAGAAGGAAGGGAUUCAGUUCCCUGAGAAAAUCUGGAUUUUGGUUGAACUUAAAGUUAAUUAGUUAAGGGAAAUUAAACUUUUGCAUGAAAUUUAAAAGGAUCAAAAUCUUCCAUUGAUUUACAAGGAUUCUAAUUUUUACAAUUGCAACACACAUGAAAUAUAAUAAGCAAACCAUGAAUGCAACUAUUCAAUGGUUAUUUAGCGUUUAUUGGUGUUUGGUGGACGACAUGAAGCAUUUAGUCGCUUGAGUUAAGUUUCUUUUGAACUUAAUACAUGAAGUUCGCUGUCGAAAGGCGGGAAAUGAGACUGAUUGCUUGUGGUUGCCAAAGCCCCCUUAAGCUUUUGAUAACUUCCUUGAGAAGUCAGACAUGUUCUUUACUCGUAAUGUAGAAAAUAAUUUUCCUAAAAUUUUGGCAGGGUUAAAUCUAAAGCUUUACUUUCGAUUGCAGGCGAUGAAGGAUGAUCUCGAAAAACAUCACGCUAGUCUAAAAGACUCCCAAGCUUUAGCAGAGAAGCUGCUGUCCGACAGCGAAGAUCCGAUCGCUGCAGCUGAACUUGAGAGCCGUCUGUCCAGAGCUGAUCUCGAGUUGAAAAAACUCUUAGAUAAGAUCGAAGCGCGGGAAAAUCAGCUUCAAGCAGCCCUUGCGCAGUGUGAUCAGUUCGAGGCUGAUUCAGAUGAUUUCUUACGCUGGCUUACCAAGACGGAGAGAACUUUCGCCAAGCUCAGGCCUAUUUCAGCUGAUGCAGGGACAGUUCGAGAACAAAAAGAUAGCUUCCAGGUUGGUAUGAGUAUCAUCCGAAGCUCUUCACAGUAGCCCUUAAAGAGACUUAAAAAAAGUAAUUACAAUCCUUUAGUGUUUUCUCAGGCAAGUCUAUCCUUAAUUUGCUCAAAAAGAAAAAAACUCAUUGACGGUAGCAAAUUCCAGGCUCGGCAGAAAAACAAUCAAUAUAUACGCUGCCACAGAAAACAUCAUAAGCUAGGAAUGAUUUUUUGGAGCAAUAGUAUCUGCGCAACUGCGCACCUGCCCCUCCCUUAACCCAGCGUUUACCAUAACUUGUUAUCAGCGGAAUGUUGUUGGGCUAGGGGAGGGGUAGGUGCGUAGUUGCGCAGAUGCUGACGUUGAUCCUAUGUUUCGAGUUUGUAUAAUGGUUUGAAUAAGACGAAUCCACUCCCUACGAACCUGUGAUAAAUAGAGAAUAAAGUGAAGUUUUCCCAUGUUACGUACUUGCUCUAAAAGUGAUAGAGCUUUUCCAGCUAAUUUGUUUGAAACUUUUCAGCCCAUCCACCAGGAGAUAAGAGAAAAAGAACCAACUUAUGCGGCCCUGAUGGCAGCUGGUGAACAAUUGAAGGAAACAAGUCAGCUACCCGCUGACCAAGAAAACCUACAGGAAAAACUUGAUAAUAUGAGACAGCGAUGGACUGAGCUAAAUACGACGUCUGAUGACCGAACCAACAAUUUAGAAAAAGCGGUAGAACUGACUACCGAGUACCAGGAGCAGCGCGGCCACUUUGCCCCAUGGCUAGAUUCAGCAGAAAGAAGAGCGGACGCUAUUCACUUGACUUGUGAUUCAGAAGCUCUGGAGACAAACAAGCAACAUGUCGAG
Messenger RNA from Pocillopora meandrina, 98782 nucleotides. Lineage: Eukaryota; Metazoa; Cnidaria; Anthozoa; Scleractinia; Pocilloporidae. The record is from the annotation of a GenBank genome assembly.